Molecule: messenger RNA, 90818 nt
Organism: Pelobates cultripes (western spadefoot toad)
Lineage: Eukaryota; Metazoa; Chordata; Amphibia; Anura; Pelobatidae
Source: the annotation of a GenBank genome assembly
AUGGCUAUGGAUCACAGGGAAAACAAAAUAGAAAAAAAAGACACGUCUUAUACAGAAGACGAUAAUGUAAGACUUAUAUCUUAUCGAAAGUUGCAUGAUGAGCCACCAAGGCUAUGUGCAGCUCGGGACAAAUCUGGAAAGGUAUUAAGGGGAGACCCUUGUAUAAGGAUCGGCAAAUCUGAAGAACUUGAUCAACAGGUACGUGUGUUUGUGUUUUACUGGAAAAGAAAAUAUUUUAUUGAUUAAGCUGUAAGCUAUGGCGAAUUGAUAUCCAAGAUGCAAAAUGUAGGCUGGGAAAAAUGUAAAAAAAAUUUUUUUUUUCAAAAUUACUAUUUUGACUUAAAUUUACAUUCAUGUACAUUUUGCAAUUACUCCACACUUCAGUCAAUAAUUAAAGAAUUGACGUGAUGUUGAAAUGACUUAUCAUUAUGUUCAUAUUUUCAUAAUUGUUCUUUUUAGCAAAGAUGUUUUUAUUUUUCAGUAAAUGAUUUCCAGUUUUGGGCUAGUUGGUUGCUUUUAUUAUUUAUUACAUAUAUAAUAUCAUACAGAUAAUAUAUUAAUUCGACUUAUUCGUGUAUGUAGAAAUAUUGUGGGUUCAUCAAAAAGGAAAUUGUUUAUAUUUAUUGUUCUAUACCACCCUGGUAAGUCAUAUUUCCCGAUAGAAUGAAAGCAUAUCAGUUUCUCCUGUAAGUGGUAGGAGUGUGAGAGUAAUAAAUGCAAUAAUAUUUAUCAUGCACAUUCUGAGAAAAGACAAUGUAUUUCAUUGUUAAAAAAAAAACAAAACAAAAAACGACAGUAUCUGUGCUCAAAACACGUACAUUAUAAGAGGUUUUUAGUUUUUGGGUGCUUAGAAUGUCCCUUUUAAUUUGGAAACAACAACAGACAGAAAUAUAAGCCAAACUACGUGUGUACUAAUAGAGAGGUAGAAUAAAGAGGAAGGAGGCAUGUUUGGUAUCAAAAUCAAGAUGAAAAUCUCUGUCUGGAAGCGGUUUCUAUGCCGGGGAUCACACUAGAAGUAUCGGCAUGUCCAUUUGAUGGUACCUGAAUGAGAGAAAAUGAAAUGUUAUCGAUGUAGCUGUCUCAUUUCUAGAAUGGUGUUUGCUAAUCAUUUGUUUUAUUGUUUAUACUUAGACUAUAGAAGGAGUAAGAUCCAUGAGUGAAACUAUAGUUUCGAUAAUUAUUUGGUAGAUGAGGGCCGUUGACCGGCAUCCAAAUGGGUCGUAUUUUGGGUUACGACCACCAGAUAUGUAAACAAUAAUAACCCAUGUUGUUAGCAUCAUAAGUCUGAUUGUUGGUUACCUUACAGUCCCAAAGAUCCAGGGGAUAGUCAACAUUUUGCUCUACAACAAGUGUUAACUUCUUUUGAAGUGUAGGACGUCAGCUUUUAGUUUUAACCAAGGCUUUUACACCUAUGCUGUUUACAAGGCAAUUGACUAAUGGGUGCUUAAUCCUAAGACUCAUAGACAUGCAUAUAUAUGCAUCCAUCCACAUUAAGUGCACAUAAAACACAAAUGUUUCAGUAUCAAAACAAAUGCCAACCCCCGUCAACUCUCUAAUUUAAUUUGACAUCAUUAUUAUGUUCAAUUUACAUAUGUGUAUUCAGUUUUAAUUGCCCAUAGGAAUUACUUAGACAAUUUUUUUUUAUAUUUACCGAAUGUAUGUGCACGUAGGUAGACAAAGAGUUUUAAGGGAAAAUCAUCAUGGAAAAAUUCACUUUUGAUAUCAUGUAAUAUAUGUUAAUGUAUGCAUCUUCGCAAAGUUUUAAUUACCAUAGUCACUUAAUUUGAAAUAGGUUAUGGUGCCAAUUAAUUCUCCUUUCUCCAGUGUGAGUCAGUGCAUUCCCUGAAUUUUCUACAAACAGUCGUUGGCCUUUCUCACUGUUUGAGUUACUGCCUGCACUCUUCUAAUGAAUUCUAAGCAUACACUGCUUAGAAUUUUUGCUUACGGUAAAAAUUUAUUUUCUGUGAUGUCACCAAGACUCAUGGCCAACUUUGUGAAGCGUUUCAAGUUUUAAUUUAUAGAAAGUUCCCCUUUAAAGGACCACUAUAGUGCCAGGAAAACAUACUGGUUUUCCUGGCACUAUAGUGCCCUGAGGGUGCCCCCACCCUCAGGGUCCCCCUCCUGCCGGGCUCUAGGGGGAAGAAGGGGUUAAACUUACCUCUUUCUCCAGCGCUGGACGGGGAGCUCUCCUCCUCCUCUCCGCCUCCUCUCCUCCUCCCCGGCUGAAUGCGCAUGCGUGGCAAGAGCUGCGCGCCCAUUCAGCCAGUCUCAUAGGAAAGCAUUCUCAAUCGAAAAAAAAUCACAGUGAGAAGCACGCAAGCGCCUCUGGCGGCUGUCAAUGAGACAGCCACUAGAGGCUGGAUUAACCCAUUUAUAUAUACGUUUAUAGAAAAAAGGGUUAACCCUAGCUGGACCUGGCACCCACACCACUUCAUUAAGCUGAAGUGGUCUGGGUGCCUAUAGUGGUCCUUUAAGUAAAUAUCAUGAUCGAAAAAAAAUCACAGUGAGAAGCACGCAAGCGCCUCUGGCGGCUGUCAAUGAGACAGCCACUAGAGGCUGGAUUAACCCAUUUAUAUAUACGUUUAUAGAAAAAAGGGUUAACCCUAGCUGGACCUGGCACCCACACCACUUCAUUAAGCUGAAGUGGUCUGGGUGCCUAUAGUGGUCCUUUAAGUAAAUAUCAUGACUGUGGAAUAAGAAAACAUUAUUUAUACCUGGCCGAUUCCCCCACCUCUGGUUAAAGUUUAUGGGAAACUCGCUGAAUUUAAGAAAAUAAAAUUUGAUACAUAACUAAUCUGUCAUUGUGAAAUCCAGAUCUCAGUAUGUUGCAAUAAGAUCAUAAGGUCUUUAGUGUGAAACCGCACUAAGGAUUUGGGAGAUUAAAAAUGUAAUUUGAUGACAAUAAAGUGGGGUUCUUCUAAAUGUCCCCAGCAACCAUGGUUGCAGAUUUCAUUAUAUAGGACAUGAACAGUAUGUGGAUUUUUCUUCUAUAUAUUUUUCCUUUGGAUGUUUAUAAUGUGUUUUCAAUAAAACUAAGAACUGAGUUCAAUAAGAACUGAGUAAAAUAAAAUAUUAUUUUUUUUUUUCAUUGUUCCUAUUAGGAUAUAUUUAUUUUUCUGCUCAAUGCCAGAUGCAUUAUUUGUGUGCCAGAUUUCUAAUGCUGCAACAGACUUUUUAAUAUGGUUUUAUUGACCAGAUCUCAUUUCGUUGUUAAUUUAUCUCUAUAUCAAAAUAAUUGGUGAACUGCCAAAUAUAGAUUAGCCUGAUUUAACAUGAAACCACAAUAUCUUGAAAUAUAUACGAAAAUUGCACAAACUAUGUAAAAAGGGGGGCAUGUCCUGACUGCCAAUGUGAACAGACGUGCUGCAAUGAAGCUCCCCAAAGCGGAUAAUAACGAGCCGGGAUAACACUGUCCAGGAACCCCCAAUGGGAAACAAAAAGAGACUGUCCACCAUAGCACACACUCCGGACCCGGGACCGGGUAAAAAAUCCGGAGAUUUAGACCGAUACUUCAGGGACACGGUCAAUAUAUUAGGCGCGGAGCAGGAAGAGUGCCGGACGCCAUCUUUAUCACGCGACUCACACUCCAGCAGCCCGUCUAGAUCAGAGCAUGCUGCUGAGGCAGGCAUGGCAGAAAUAAAAGAAAUCCUCCAAAAUUUGCCAUCGAAAGCAGAGUUAGCUAUAAUGCUGACGAAAUUAGAAUCUUCUGUGCAAGAACAACUCUCCACACUUACCUCGGAAGUCAAACAGAUUAGUAAUAGAGUGGGGGAUCUGGAGGACGACCACGAGCAAAUUAUAGAUAGGCUGCUACACUUGGAACAGAGCCAGGAGAGGAAUGAGGCCAAAUUACUAUAUAACAUGAAGCUGGCUGAGGAUCUUGACAAUAAAGGCCGCAGAAAUAAUAUCAGAGUGCGCAGCCUACCGGAGGCGCAAGGAACGGGCGAGGGCCUCCACAUGAUACUGCAAACUCUUUUCAACAGAAUACUACGGAGGCCCGAAAAUACCCACAUCGUCAUAGAUAGGGCCCACAGAGCGCUCAAGCCUAGGGGUCUAGCACCAGAAACCCCCAGGGACGUGAUAUGCAGAGUGCACUACUUUUCGGAGAAGGAGGAAGUUAUGCACACCGCGAGAGAAACCACAGAAAUUCUGUUCAACAAUACGAAAAUACUAUUACUCCCUGAUUUUUCCUGGUUAACGCUUAGAGGCCGGAGGUCCUUGAGACCGGUUACACAGGCCCUGCAACAGGCGGGAAUCAAGUACAGGUGGGGUUAUCCAUUCUCCCUCACCGUUAAUCACCAAGGGAACCAGAUCUCCCUGACGACAGCAGCAGAACUCCCAGAAUUCACUAAACGCCUAGGCAUCCCGACGAUGGAAAUACAAGACUGGUAUGAAGUUGGGAGCCAAGGGAACCAACCUCCGCCUAGCAGACUAUUGCAAAGCCGAACUCAAGACCCAAGAAGGACACUGACGAAGAGAACGCCGACCGAUUCGCUCCAGCAGAGAUCUCAACGCCUACCAGGCACUCCAAAAAGGAACAGAUGAGACAUGUCACAAUCUCCACACAACGUAAGGUGGAAUGGACUUAGAGACUAUCACAUCACCCGCUAUUCCCAUACCAUACUUAAUUUGGCAUGGUAAAUAUUUCCGAUUGUUAUAUUUUCUUUAUACACAUGAGAUCAGUAUGACGAGGGGUAUAAGCUAGUAACACACAAGAGCUUGCCUCCUUAUUUAGCACCUCAUGCCACCCAAGAAACACAAACUAAAAGGCACAAGACCCGGAGGUUUGCCGGGUGGAGACACCCAGGCGGGACUCUGGGGGAUAGCUAGACACACCAUUAGGAAAUUAGGAGACCUAAUGCGACCGUCUUCUUUAAGAGGCGGAACUUAAAAAUCACCACAAUAGGACAACAUAAAGUCCUCAUGCUGAUCCCAUCCUGUCAUCCCGGGCUAAUCAUUCACAACAGUUGAUUGGCCACGGAGGGGGUGCGAUGUUCACACUCAGGGAAAGUUAUCUAAUUACCACCCUCUGAGGGCGGAGAGCUACGGACAGUGCGAGAAGCAGAGCGCAAUUUGCGCCUCGCUCUGACCGACGACACACAAACCCCCAUUGUUGUGGGACCGUUUACGGUCCAGAGCGGUACACAUCACAGUAACUGGCUAUUGGUUUCCAUUAUUGUCAGUUCUUAAUACUUCCCUGACCCAGUUAGUAUAACUCGGAAAGCUCAGGGUUGAGUACCGACUCCUUACUAGAGGUCACCAAGUGCACUAAGAAAAGCCCACAAAUCUACUCGCAUAAGAGAGGGUUAACAUUUCAAAAAAAACAAAAAACCUGUACUGACGAUACCCUCAACCACGCAAGUGACCUCUACCAUAGAGACAAUAUCGUUGUUAAACCACAUUACAAGUCCUAUUAGUCUCUCAGUGAUUGAGACUAGUGAAUAUUGAUUAUAUUCUCAUUGUUCGAUUUACAUUUCAUUGUAUAUAGUUAAAACUUCAAGAUUAUUCGUUCAGGUGCAAUCAAACCACUGAGCUCAGGGGCUAUUUAGCUGGUCAAGCACAUUACCCCAAAACUCUCUCAUCGCCCCGAGACUAGACAUUGGUUUAGGGGUACAGCCUAUGAGGAUACCCCUGUGUUCUGCCUAUUCCCAGAAUUACAGAUAACUAGACCCCAUCAUGGAUAAUCUCCAAAUACUAUCACAAAAUGCUACGGGCCUAAACUCCCCAGAGAAACGAAGGAUGGUGCUCAAGGAUCUAGCGGCAUCAGGGGCAGACAUCAUUUUCCUGCAGGAGACUCAUCUUAGGGGCACGACGGCACCCUCCCUUAGACACCCUAGAUUUACACACAUCUACUACAACUUUAGUAAAAGCAAAUCUAGGGGGGUAGCGAUAUUGAUCAAAUCCGGGGUCCCAUUCACCUACAUCAACCACAUAGCAGAUAACUCAGGACGGUACCUGAUAGUGCAGGGUCAAGUCGGCACGUCAGCAAUCACCCUAGUGGGGAUAUAGCUCCCGAACAAGCACCAAUGUGGCACUUUCCAGAGAAUAUUAGCUAAAAUCCAGCGAAAUGCACAAGGCACACUGAUAAUUGGGGGCGACUUCAAUAUUUCCCUAGAUUCAGCUAAGGAUAGCACUUCACUCAAAACUAAACACAUGGAACCGGCCCGACAUCAAAUGCAACAUAUUCUGCACACGAACCAACUAGUAGACUGCUGGAGGGCCCUAAACCCAACCACAAAGGAUUUCACACAUUACUCAGUCCCAAAUAACACGUACUCACGUAUAGACUUUUUCCUAACGACACAUAGAGAUCUGGGUCUCGUAACGGAUGCAACCAUAGGAAAUGCAACCUAGUCUGAUCACGCCCCAAUAACUAUUUCCCUUGAUCUCCCCUCAUUCCCCCGCCCUAAAGGGCAGUGGAAGCUAAACCAACACCUGCUUCAAUCACACCAAAUCAAGCAAGCCGUAAAGGCAUCCAUCACACAAUAUUUCAAGGAGAAUAAAAUCCCCGACACGACAGCUUUUACACAAUGGGAAGCACACAAAGUAGUAAUACGGGGGAACUCAUAAAAUGGGGGGCGCAGACCAAGAAAAACAAACAUAAAAGGAUCACAGAGCUCUUAGGAGAAAUUAGUUCUCUUGAGGAAGCUCACAAACACAACCUUUCAGACCCAAUAUUCCGCUCUCUUAUUGCAUUACGAAAGGAACUACACUCCAUCCUCCUAGACAAUGCUAAAAAAGCCAUUCUUUGGACUAAUCACCUAUACUUCGCACAAGGCAAUAGAAGUGGAAAACUUCUGGCCCAUACUCUGAAACACAAACAAGCCCAGACUUAUAUCCCUAGGAUAAAUCGCCCCAACAACACAGUAGCAUCCACUACGGAGGACAUAGCGGAGGCUUUCAGGGAUUAUUACACGUCCUUAUAUAAUUUAAGAAGUACAGCCCCGACCACCGAAGACAUCACAACAUAUUUGGCAGACAAAUUUGACACCACCCUAACGGCAGCGGCCACAAGAUCAUUGGAGGAGCCAUUCUCCUUAGAUGAACUAAAGUUGGCCAUCAAACAAACCCCAGGGAACAAAAGUCCAGGCCCAGAUGGAUUCUCCGUGGUUUAUUAUAAGACCUUUCAAAAGGAUCUGAUGGAUCCUUUCUUAGAAGCAAUUAAUUCUUAGGAUAGCCUACAAUAUCCUGACCAAAAAUAGAGAAAGGGGCGGCCUAGGAUGCCCGCACAUUCUCCAGUACUACAAAGCAAUACACCUAGGGCGCAUAAUAGAGUGGUCGAGACCAGAUGGGAAGAAGAUGUGGGUCGAGAUAGAACAAGAUCAAAUAGACACUCCAUUGCAAGCUCUCCCCUGGUCAACUCAUACCACCAACAGUAAAAUCCUGAACAAUCUCCCUACGAUUACCACCACACUACAAAUCUGGAAGUCAAUCAAUCAAGGCUCGGAAUUUACUCCGACCACAUCUCCCAAGUACCCCAUAUCGCAUAACCCAUUACUACGGACGAACCUGGAAAGCCUCGGGAAGGCCCCAGUGACGUAUCGGACGAAAGAACACUAUUAAACAUUAGGUGAGGUUAUAGGACCUCAGGGACUAAGACCUCUACAGGAUCUUGCGAGAUCCAAAAACCAAACCAUGUUGCAAACAUUCCAAUACUAUCAACUCAAACAUUUCUUAAGCAAAGAACAACUAUUAAAUUGGACACCUAGAGUUGAAACGUCUUUUGAAGCCUUAUGCACAAAACCAAUAACUAAGAAAAUCAUAUCGAAAUGUUAUUAACUAAUCCAGGCUUCAGAGAACGCGGGCCUCCCAUGGUUCACAAGAGCCGCAUUUGGACGGCUCUCUACACCACUGGAGGAAUCCCAAUGGUCGACCAUAUUCCAAAAAAUGCUGAAAACCCACCUGAAUAUACCAAUGCAAGAGGCUAACUAUAAAUUCCUCACGAAAUGGUAUAUCACACCUGUAGAGGCAAAUAAAUAUAAACCACAACACUCCCCCAUAUGCUGGAGAUGUGGGCUAGAACGAGGAACAUACUAACAUAUUUGGUGGGAGUGCAGAGGAGUGGUGGGAUUCUGGAAGGAAGUUGCGAGAAUCACGUUACACCUUAGCGGGAUACCCAUACCAUUCACACCCGAGGCAUUACUUUACUUCCACAUACCCAUCUCCCACGCCAAAUUUAAAAAGUCGAUACUAUAUUUUCUACUGACAACAGCGAAGACAGUAAAAGCGGGGCACUGGAAAUCUCAAAUUAAACCUUCACGCAGGGAAUGGUUCCUCAAGAUAGAUUAUAUUCAUAAGAUGGAGGAACUCAAGAUGUCCAGAUCAGGCAAGCAACAUUGGUUCAGCAUGAUAUGGAGUUCCUGGGAAUUAUUUACACAGGGAAAGGAAGGCUGGGGGACACCAACACCUCAUUAAGAACUUCAGUUGACCCAGGGAAUACUAGGGGGCAACUAGAUCUUAAGACUCCAUAUACAAACUAUCCACCACAAAACCCGCGAGUGUAUCCACAGAUCCUCAAGAAUGAGCGGUCCUUAAACAGAGCGGGGGGAGAAGAGAGGUGGGGGACAAUCCACUUAAGUCCUGAAGGAUUGGGAACAGAUCUCACAAGACAAGGUGGGAAAAGUCUCACAGGGGCCUAGUUGACCAGGAGAGUUACCACCCUUUGGGGGAGUUUUUGGGACCGGAACAUCGAGGAUGGUAAGAACCUGUCUCCAGGGUACUUUUAGGGUACAUUGGCAUUAUAGGAGGCUGAACUAUAAAAUUUGCUCACCCAGGAAGUGGGAGGAGACACCACUAGGGGAAAUGCUACUUGAUCCUCAUAGGCGGUACAGUGAAUACAUAUGACACUGCUCCGCGACGGACCAGCUAAAAACCGAACACUCUGACCUUUAGAUUGCACAGCCUGUCUGUUAUUGGUUUUGUUGGUAUUUGUUGUACUAAUUCAAUGUGGAUAUAUUUAAGUGAAAUAUUGAUGUAUCUAAUUCAAAUUGGAUUUAUGUGGAAAUGUGUUCAUGUUAUACGCUCUCAGAAGAAAAGCAAUAAAUUAAAAAAUAAAUUAAAAAAACUAUGUAAAAAGGACAUAUUUACGUUAUUGUUUUAAAUCAGGGUUAUUACACAUUUUAAAGAUUGAGAAGAACAAUAGGGAUAAAUUAAAUACAGAAGCUGUAAAAACCAACAGAAGCAUAUGAUAUUCUGAAAUUACAAUUUUCCACGAGGCAAAAUCAAAGAUUUCUUGUUUAGCUGGGACUGACCAGCAGCGACUGAUGAAGUUUUAAGAUGGCAGAGCACCAGACUCCUCCCCCAGAAUUUUACUUCUCCCUGUACAGUACAGAUAUACUCAUACUAUACAGAUAGCUGAACAUAAUACAGAGCUACUCAUACAAUAAAACAAGCUGGGCACAACAUAAAGAUAUCUAUAAAAUACAUAGAGCUGAGUACAAUACAGAGACAUCCAUACCACAAACAUAGAUGGGGGAUAAAUACAGAUAUAAUAAACAGAGCCGGGCACAAUACAAAGAUACAUAUACAAUAGACAGAGCUGGGUAGACUACAGAAAUUCCAUACAACAGGUAAAGCUGAGUAAAAUACAGAGAAAUAACACACAGAGCCGGGCAAGAUAAGGAGAUAAGAUAACUAUACCACACAGCCAGGAUCACUGUGAGGAAUUACACAGAGCUGCAAUACAAUACAUGUCUACGUAUAAUGUUCCAGUUCUCUAUCUUCCUAGCCCCCUCUUAGAUCUUCCUUACAUGAUCUCAUCUCCAGUAGUGCUCCUGCUAUGAUAACUGUAGCUUAAAUAUUGCUGCUGUUGUGAAACAUAUCAGCUACCCCAUAAGCUCUCAGUGUGGUGCACAUAGUUAAAGCAUCAAAAUACUGAUAGACUCCAACCAAGUCAGCUACUCCUGGCUCACUAUUAUCACUCAGCACACAGUGUACCCAGGGUUAAAGCAGCAGGAUACUGAUAGACUCCAAUAUAAUUAAUCUGCAGUGGUAAUAUGGGGUCAAUAAGGAGCUGACAUGGUUAACUAAAUCAACAAUUAUUACAGAUUAAAAAAGAUUGAAAUCAGAAUCAGAUAUCAGAUCAGUCCUCAGAGUCACAGCCCCAGUACUGCAGUUUAAAUCUUCACAACUUUUCAUCUAGCAACACAAUGAUUGUCUCAGGCCUCCGCUGUGGUGGGUAUGUGCAGUAGGGGUUCUUAAAACUAUUAAUGACAGGUGGCACAGUGCUGUGUGUAAGAUAUGUACCGCUCCCCAUGUCAUCUCAGGGGACUGCAGGCAUUAUUACCCAUUCAACGAGUGUUUACGUUGUGUAAUAUAAUUUGUGUUUCAGAAGAAUGAAACUGAUUUUAUUUUUGACAUGGGUAAAGCUGAACAAGUGCCCAUGGCAUCCCUUUGUAAAAGUUAUCUAAUGAUAUACAAUUAUUAUGGGUCUGUCCUGGAUAUUGGUCUGUUUUUACAAUAUAUAAUGUAUUAUAUCCGUAAAAUAGCAGAAAAGUUUUUUUUAAAUUUAUUUAAACUGAAUUUGAUUUUAGCAAAAUCACACAGAACAGAGUAAAUAUUAAGUGGAACCUGUAGCAAUUUAAAAAUUAAAUAUAAGACCUACACUCUAUUGAUGACACAGGCAUUCUGUGAACUUAAUGUAUAUUUCUCACCUUUUUUCUUUUUAGACGUUUUUACAUUCCAACCUCCCGCAAUGUACUGGAAAAUCAUCACUGAAGCCUGGUUUAGCGUUUGACAAUUUGGGCUUUCAGGCUAGCAUAGAUGAUGUUUCCUCUUCAUCCUCUAACAUAAGCUCUGUUGUAGUGGAUAUUAUAGGUAUGACCUGCCAAUCAUGUGUCCAAUCCAUUGAGGGUAAGAUUUCGAAGAUACCAAGUAUUGUGAACAUAAAGGUUUGCUUGGAACAAAACAAUGCCGUCGUAAUUUAUAAACCUGCAGUAAUAACACCACAACAAAUCUGUGAAGAAAUAGAAGAUAUGGGUUUCGAUGCCACCAUAUCCAACGUUAAAGAAGUUUUGCUGGCUAUAAAACCUGGGAAUUAUGUAGAGGAAACAGUCACGAUCAGAAUUGAUGGUAUGACAUGCCAAUCCUGUGUCAACACUAUUGAAGGAAAAAUAGGCAAAAUUCACGGUGUCCAGAAAAUUAAAGUAUCUCUUACAAACCAAGAAGCUGUUAUUGUAUAUCUGCCUCCCUACAUUGAACCAGAGGUUCUCAGAAGUUGUAUUGAUGGCAUGGGAUUUACUGCUUCUUUUAAGGGCAAAUCAGAUUCCUCAAACCUUGGAAAAAUUGACAUUAAACAUCUGCAGGAUAAUUCUUCCCAACUUAAUCUACAGGUUCCCAACACCUGUCCCCCGGAAAACUAUGAAACUAUGACUCUUGCUAUUGAGGGCAUGCACUGUAAAUCUUGUGUUCACAAUAUUGAAGGAAACAUAUUGGACCUUGAUGGAGUAUUAAGUAUCAAGGUUUCUCUUGAGGACAAAAAUGGAAUUGUGUGUUAUAAACAAAAUGUUAUUACCUUGGCUGCCUUAAAGGAAGCUAUUGAAGCACUUCCUCCUGGUAAAUUUAAGGUUACACUGCCAGUAGGAGUAGAACAGAGGCCUGUAUCAAAAAGUAAAUCUAACUUUGGACCAUCAACUAAAUGCCAACGAAUGAUCACAAACACUGCAUUGAUAAGCAUUGGUGGAAUGACAUGUGGGUCAUGUGUCUCAACAAUCGAAAACAUGAUCACACAGAGGAAAGGAAUAUACAAUAUAUCUGUUUCUUUAGAUAAAGCAAUUGGGAAAGUCCAUUACAAUCCAUCUGAAACAAAUGCAGAGGAAAUACGUGCUGCUAUUGAAGACAUGGGAUUUGAUUCUACACUAGUUUCUGGUACGUUUUACAGGGCUUUAUAAUUCAACAUUUGUAAAAAUAUUUUUCCUUUUUUUUACAUAUAUACUUGUAUUCCCGAGUAUACAUAAAAUUGCCAUCCAUGUGAUUGAUUAAAAACAUGAUUGCCAUAUAGAAUGUGCAUGACUGUGCUGGGCAGGUUAUUCUCCAAAAACACCGCUGUACAUCAUAUCAUGAGCUAGGUUUCUAUGAAUAUGUAGUUCACUUGCUUGCUUUAUACAGUCAGAAGGUAACCAUUUAACUACAACCCCCUGGAUUCCCUUCUCACUGUAUAAAAUGCAAAGCAUGGGGAUUUGACUAUAAUGUAGAAUCUUCAGAUGUGAGCAUAGUUUAGAUUUUUAAAAAUAUAUUGUUAAGAAGUUCUCCAACCACCAUAACCACUAAUCACGGUAAGAACCUGGGUCCUGCCAGGUGACCACCACCAUCUUCCUUGCUGCCUUGAACUUCCAUUUAGCUCUACUAAGUAAACUCAGCCUGCAAGGCUGACAAGACUGAGCUUAGUGGUAGGGCUUCUGGCAACAGGGGAGGUAGUGGUUGGCCCCCUGCCAGGACCCAGGUAGGACAUGUUCAAACUGUUCUUAAAAACCUUGACUAUUUACUCUUGGAGGGCACCAGGGCACUCCGGACACCAUAAGUGCGGCAUGGAUGUAGUGGAUAUGGUGCUUGUAACUAAAAUGUGCUUUAGAACAAGAACUACACAUUUAUUGCAAUUUAAAGACAUAUUACUAAUACGCAGACAGAACAAUAAUAUGGAGCUCCUAGAAUAGAGAGACCUUAAAAUAGAAAAGAUAGACAAAUGGGUGUAGGCCCAAAAUAAUGAAUGUCCCUCCUAAAUAGGGACAGUUGGGAGGUGUGAUUUAAAAUAACGGGUCAAUUCCAACCUGUAAUGUCUUUUUACAGAUGGAGGCAUGAUUGCUGCAAUUAUGUUUUUUUUUGUAAUAGACAAGCCUAUUUAUUUCUUUUUUCUAAUCCCAUGAUGUCUUUAAGGCAUUUCAUUCUUUUCUGUGAUCACACUAACCUUUAGCAGACUGAAUUUCACUGUUCUGUAAUGCAAUGUGUCUUCUCCGUGAGAAUGGCAAGAGGAAGUGAUGCCACAUAGUUUAGGACGAAGGAAGAGUAUGGAUUUGAUAAAGUUUAGUAUAUGUGAUGCAAAUUAUCCUGUUUCUUUAUAUAACUCUGAUGCACAAAGUAAUUUUGGAUAUUGCAGAUACCUUAUCAUCAAGCAGCUGUCACCAGACCUCCUACAGAACACUUCAAACCAAUCCGAUUCCCCCUAAAACUGAACGCAAAACAGAUUCUACCAGUGACUAUAUUUUGGAUGUUCUUCCCAAAAAAUCUCACCCAGAUGUUUCAGCCGUGGACAGUGACACUCCACCCCAGAAGUGCUUUAUACAGAUCACUGGAAUGACUUGUGCUUCCUGUGUGUCUAACAUUGAGAGGAAUCUGCAGCGCAAACAUGGUGAGUCGAUCAGCUGCCUCAAUUAGUCUCAAAACAGGGAAUAAAUAAAAAUGAAACUUUAUUAUGGGAAAAUGCCAUAGAGAGAUCAUUUAUACAUCAACAUAAACCAAACAACAACAUAAGACCAAAAGUAUGUCACUGUAAUUUCUUCAUCCUUAAAGGGUUACUCCAAACACUAUCACCACUAAAGUAAUUGAAAGUGGUCAUCAUGCUCGGAGUCGGUAUGUGCAGCAUUUCACUGCCAGAGGUAGUGUAACUUGACCUAUGGCACCAUCAUUGGGGCCUCAUUGACCUAAUGUCCCAGGCUGACUAAUUUCAUAUUCGAUUUUUGACAUCAGUACUAACAGCAUGCUGGCAAUAGAUGUCCAACAGAGCACCCCUCUUGAUUCCACCCAUGUCCUCCCCUUGGCCAGCCCUUCUUGACAUCCCAACCUCUGCAGCAAGGGGGAGUAGCAUCAGCAGGGGACAAUUGAGCUGUAGGGAGAACUUUGAGCGGAGGUAUGUUAUUGCUUUAUUUAUUUAUUUUACGUUUGAAUGAGGGGAACCAGGACAGGGAGGUUUACUCUAACCAAAGAGAGUGUUUUAUUAAAACACAGUUUUUUGGUUGAAAGUUUCCCUUUAACUCACCCUUAUUAACAACCAUUUACAUUGCCUUUAGCCUCUUAACUAUAAAGAUACUGAAGUCACACCUGGCACUGUCACUCUUUGAAGUUCCUUCGACAGCGGUAUGCAACCUUCGGCACUUCAGAUGUUGUGGACUACAUCUCCCAUGAUGCUCUUACAGCCAUAUUGCUGGCACAGCAUCAGGCAGUGGCGUACACAAGAUCCAUAGGGGCCCCGCGUACUUACUCUGCGCGGGCCGGUGCCGCUACACAUGGCGGCGGGCACCUGGUUGCAGGGCUGCGACCCCUGCGACCGCGGUGUGCCGCCAGUGCAUGUAGAUACACUGAAAGGACCGCUAUAGGCACUCAGAUCACUUCAGCUCAAUGAAGUGGUCUGGGUGCCAGGUCCCUCUAGUUUUAACCCUGCAGCUGAAAACAUAGCAGUUUCAGAAAAACUGCUAUGUUUCACUGAGGGUUAAUCCAGCCUCUAGUAGCUGUCUCAGAGCCCGGCGCUGGAAAAAGGUAAGUGCUGAAGGGGUUUUAACUACACAUGCACACACACUCUAACGAACAGAUGCAUACACACUAGCUAACAGACACACACAUUUACUGACAGACACACACUCAGUGACAGACACACAUACACACUCACUUACAAAACAUACACUCUCACUGACAAACACACACACUUACUAACAGACACACACUAACACACUCAGUAACAGACACACACUAACACACUCAGUAACAGACACACACAGUAACAUACACACUCACCGACACACACACAGUGACACUCACUAGCAGACACACACUCAAUAAGACACACAAACACACACAGUAACACACUCACUGACACACACAAACUAACACACUCAUUAACAGACACACACACACAGUAACACACACACUAAUACACUCACAUAUUUUUUUAUUUCAUUUAAUCCCCCAGCCUUCCUACAUUUGGGGGUGCUGUGGGGAUUCCUGCUGUCCAGUGGGGUCCUGCUGUCCCUGGGGUCCUGUGGGGUCCUGCUGUCCUUGGGAUCUAGUGGGGUCCUGCUGUCCUUGGGGUCUAGUGGGGUCCUGCUGUCCCUGGAGUCCUGCUGUCCCUGGGGUCCAGUGGGGUCCUGCUGUCCCUGGGGUCCAGUGGGGUCCUGCUGUCCCUGGGGUCCAGUGGGGUCCUGCUGUCCCUGAGAUCCAGUGGGGUCCUGCUGUCCCUGGGGUCCUGCUGGGCUGCCCGAGCGCGAGGGAGCACUCUCCCCUGAGUGCUCUCUGCCCGGCUCCCUCGCGCUGCUUACUGAUGCCAGAGCCGGAAUAUGACGGCAAAUUGAAGCCACUGCCAGCCAUGGGUGGCCCUGAGGUGGCCAGCUCCUGGGCCCCCCAGGAGAAGAGGCUGGCAAAAUGUGGCCACACUGCCACUGGCAUGCAUACCAGGUCACAGGGCGGCCGGGCCUCCUGGUGGGCCGGGCCCGGGCGCAGCCGUGACCCCUGCGACCCCGGUAUAUACGCCACUGGCAUCAGGAGAGAUGUAGCCUACAAGAUCUGGAGUGCUGAAGGUUUCAUACCCAUGUCAUACCAAUGUCUUAUGAAUUACCAAGUAAAGCAACUGCAGAAACUCUGCCAUACAUAAUGUUAUCAGACAUACUUAUCUGUUGUCUCCUAUAAAUUUAUAAUGACCAGUGCAAGAGCUCGGGCCCUAACUCUCAAGGUACCUGACAGUAUGGCUAGGUUCUCUGUCAAAGUGCUUUUAAAGUAGCUCUUUUAUCUCAAACUUACCUUUCUCCUACUGUUACUCUUCUCUUCCUCUUUUGGGAUCUGUUAUUUUUUCUUUAUUUCUGAUCUAUUUCUCUUUCAAACAAAAGACAAAGUAGGCACUACUUUGUAUUAUUUAUUUUUCCCAAGCUUGACAAUCUUGACAAAGAGUGGAGCUUAAGGCAAACUUUUUUGGUGGCUUGAGAAAGGAAGUGGAGCUCCCCUUAAAGGACCACUAUAGGCACCCAGACCACUUCAGCUUAAUGAAGUGGUCUGGGUGCCAGGUCCAUCUAGGGUUAACCCUGCCUGCUGUAAACAUAGCAGUUUCAGAGAAACUGCUAUGUUUAUAAUAGGGUUAAUCCAGCCUCUAGUGGCUGUCUCAUUGACAGCCGCUAGAGGCGCUUCGGCGCUUCUCACUGUGAUUUUCACAGUGAGAAGACUCCAGCGUCCAUAGAAAAGCAUUGCGAAUGCUUUCCUAUGUGACUGGCUGAAUGCGCACGCGGCUCUUGCCGCGCAUUCAGCCUAUGACGUCAGAAGAGGGAGGAGAGUCCCUUGAGGGAGCCCGGCGCUGGAAAAGGUAGGAAUUUAAUUUCUUCCUCCCCCUAGACCCUGGCGGCAGGGGGGCCCAGAGGGUAAGGGGGACCCAAGGACCCUAUAGAGCCAGGAAAACGAGUAUGUUUUCCUGGCACUAUAGUGGUCCUUUAAACUCCACCCGUUGUCAAGUGUAGGAACAAUACAUAAGACAAAGUAGCAAUUUGUUUUAUGUUUUAAAGAGAAAUUAAGAAAUUAUUAAGAGAUUCUGAAAAAAGGAAGAGAAGAGGAAACAAUAGGAGAACGGUAAGUUUGAGGUGUCAGAGCCACUUUAAUGUACUUUUCGUCUCUCUUUCUCUGUGUCCCUUCUAUAGGUAUCAUUUCGGUGCUAGUGGCAUUGAUGGCAGGUAAAGCGGAAGUCAGGUACAAGCCAGACAAAAUUCAACCACAUGAAAUAGCACAACUAAUAGACAACCUUGGAUUUGGUGCCACUGUGAUGGAAGAUAGCAUGGCUACGGACGGCAGUGUAGAGCUGAUUGUGAGUAUGAAGGUUUGAACAUUCCAUGUUGUCCAACAUGCCUUACUUUAUACAGUGAAGAUGAUACACAUAUAUAACUAAACACACCUAUACUUUCUCAAGAGAACUGACUGACUUUUUUUUAAGGAAAGUGUUGAGCUUGCAGUUGUCUGUAAUAAGAGAUAAAAAAAGCAUAGUUUAUAUUUUAAUUUCAAGCAUUAAAAAAAAUAUGUGCACUGCACUUUCUUAUUUGAUUUGGAAAUUUAAAGCAAUACAGUUUUCAUGCUAAUGGCGUUCAGGCCUAUCAAACUGGAUCUAAUCCCCAAUCAUGAAAAAAGCCACAGCUAGGGCAUCUUUGACAUUCUUACAUUUAUGCUAUUUAAAACAGUAGAGCAAUAGGAAAUCAAAUAUCUGUUUUUAUUGUUAUAUUUCCCGUUUAUAUUGAACUAUCAAACAUUGUAUUCUAUACUGCUAUUUGCUAAUCAUUACUUUUCUGAAUAGCGAUCAGUGCAAGGAGCUCUCCCAGCUCCAUCCAGGAGAGAUGGGAGGGCAUAGGAGUCUUGGUCACUUCAUCAUAUAAGCAUAUCAUCUGCUUCUCCAGAGAGUUAUUCCUUUGCAUACAUCACAGCCAUUGCAUUGCAGAUUCUAACUUAAACAGCUAUUUUCCUUUCUUCUGUAUAACUAUUACCAAUUCUGGCAGGAUUGCCAAGCUGAACCUCUCUAGCUGGUACCAAAUAUUUAAUUAACAUUUUCCUGGGCAGUCUCUGAACCUAAUGUUUUUCUAGAAGACUUAUUAAUGCACCAAUCAUUAAAAAGGUUUAAUGUUUUGUAUUGUAAGGUUUAAUUUAAUCGUUUUCCUGAAUUUUCUGAAUACUUAACUCGCUUCAAAGCUAAUAAAAUCUAACUUAUACAUAAAGAUUGCAGGAAUGACCUGCGCGUCAUGUGUUCACAAUAUUGAAUCCAGACUGAAGAGGAUAACAGGCAUUUUGCAUGCCUCUGUCACUCUUGCUACUUCAAAAGCCAAAGUCGAGUUUGAAUCAGACAUUAUCGGCCCACGAGACAUCAUCCAAGUUAUUGAGGUAUGAAAAAUUAGAUUUACAUUUGUCAUACGUCCUGGCCACCAGGUUGCUGAUAAGCAAACCAUGUUGUAAACCUGUUAUAAACUAUUAUUAUUGUUUUUACUAUUGUUCACAUUUAUGGAGCACCAACUCAUUCCGUAUUGUCUUACAAUUAUACAGUGAGGAUAUAUAACAGCAAAUGAAGACAGACUAAAUACAUGUUGUCAGAUAAAAGAAAUGAAAGGGGCUUUGCUCAAAUCAGCUUACAGUAGAAGAGAAGAUGGGAGAAAAAAAAAAGAGAAGAGACAGAAGAACAUGUCCGAGGGCAGGAGAGGUUGGUAGGUAGAAGAUGACUGUAGUGGAGUGAGGGAUGUGUGGAGGGACAACAGGACUGUUGAAACAAGAGAAAUUACUCAGGAAGGUAAACUGUCUGAUAGAGAUGAGUUUUAAGGGUCAUAAAACUUAAAGGAUCUUAAACGGCCAGAGGGCAGGACAAUGUGUGAUCGGACGAGGUAGGCCCUCGAGAAAUCUUGUAAGAUCUAGUAAGAAUUAGCAAUGUGGAAAUAAACAGAGGACUGAAUACGUUCGCUAACAGAACAUAAAUGGAGUUUAUUUGGGAAUUAAAGUGGAAACAUAAUGGAGGGUGUAAUUGUUGAGGGCUUUGAAUUUUAGUGUAACCAGUUUAAAAUGGAUCCAAAAGGGUACGGGAAACCAGGGCAUGGACAGGCAAAGGGGUGGGUGUAAGAGUAGCAGUGAGUGAGGAUAAGUCUUGAGGGACCAUUUUAUAAUAUAGAUUGUAGUGGGGCUAUGUGAGCAUUGGGAAAAGCCAAUGAGGCACUAGUUGCAGUAGUCAAGAUGUUAAAUGAUAGGUGGGACACCAGUUGGUGUUUCUCUACUAUUAGCAAUAUUGGGGGUGCCAGCAAAUGAGUCUGGCCACAUUCCUAAAUUAGCCUAUAAGAUCUUAGCUGCAGCUUGAUAGUGUAUAUUACACCAUUGUAUUAAUUAUCAUUGCUUCAUACAAAAGUUUCCUUUUUUUUUAAAUUUUAAAUGAAUUGGAUUGAAGCCUCAUUAAACAAAAAGUACUUUGGAAAAAAAUAAUUAUUGCUUGGCAGCCAUAUGUUCACUCUUUAGAUAGGUCUAUCUAGUUGAAAAUCAAAUCUACUUUUGAAUUCUCAGACUGGUAUCUAGAGUAUCUAGGCAGAUCCCCCAUAGUAUCAACAAAACCAAUCUCUUAAUGCAGGGGCAUGAUCUAUACACUAAAACCGCUUCAUUAAGCUAAACUUGUUCUGAUGCUUAUAUUAUCCCUUUAACUGACCAGCUGCAACAUUGAGGACUCGUUCGUACCAUGAUAUCCCUUUUUCUCAUCUUUGAAUUGUGAUAAAACAAUUACAGACAAUAGUGUUGUCAAUGCUGCGUGUUAUAGUCAAAGCAUUGGUACUUUAAUUGCUUUAAAGUAAUGUUGUUUCCAUGUCUGUAGUCUCAAUGUUAUUAUUACUUAGUGGUACUAAUUUUAUUGAUCUGAGAAAUAUGGAAUGUGAAUUGACCUUGCUGGGAAUCAAACUUGACAUUCUGAUAUACUACAAUUGGAGCACUAACAAUUAUACAGCAAUAUCUUAUAUUCUCACAUUGACAGGACAUUGGAUUCCAUGCUUCUUUGGCCAAAAGAGACUCAGCUGCACAUAAUCUGGACCACAAAGCCGAAAUUAAACAGUAAGCAAAGUAUAACCUUACGACAUAUAAAAAAGUAAGCCUGUGGCUGCUCACUGUUUAAAAAAAAAAGGUCCCCCACCUAUUGCCCCCCGCUCCCCUGGCCCUAAAUCAGAAUAAUUUUGUUUAAAAGCCCCCACUCGCGCGUCGCGGGUGGGAGCUCAGGAUGGGGGACCCUAUUUUUUUAUUUUUUUUUUAACAGUGUGCGGCCACAGGGGCAAAAUUUACUAAUACUAAGUAAUUUUUACUUAGUAUUAGUAAAUUUGGCUGAAAGACCAAUUUAGGUCUUUCAGCCUUUUGGCAGAUAACUCCCUAAUACCAUGGGAAUACUAAGCGGCUGCAAGAGAAGUGUCGAAGUGCCGAAGAUGCUGAAUUUCCGAAGUGCUGAAGUUCCGAAGUUGCAGAAGUUCCAAAGUGUUGAAGUGCCGUAUUGCCGAAUUGCCAAAGUCCUGAAUUUUGGAAUGCCGAGCCGAACCGAACUGAAAAUUUUCCCCAUGCACAUGCCUAUUGGGUAGUAUUGCUUCCACUCCAGACAGGGUAUUUGAUGUAUUAGUUCAAGGACUGAAAAUAUUAGAGCUAAUGGUAAACUGUUAAAAUGGCAUUUUAUGUACUAUAUGAAGUCAAUUUUGGUGUUGAAUUCCAUGUGUGUCAAUAAAACUUUGGAAGGGUUGUGAUUUCUUAAGAUUGACUGGUUAAUGUAAGGUUUUGGGCACUUUGUCACCAACCCAAUAAUGUUAUCUGUGCUGUUGAAAAGUAAUGGACAGUGUGAUCGUUAUCUCUCCAUGUUACUAACUAGUCAUUGGUGGAGGUAAUUUUGAAAUGAUAGGCUGUAAUUACUCCUAAGUUACUUUGAACCUGAGGCAGAAAAUUUUUCAUUUAGCAAUACCUGGCAGUUCAUUUGGCCAGAUAAUCUAUGUCAAGUGCUGGCAACUUUGAUUUUCUCGUUUUACUCCCAUCACUAUGAAAAGGCCACGUAACCUGUUAAGGAUUAAAGUCAGGGUUUAAGAAAUGUUUCAGACCUGAAUUUACCUGUGUUAUGGUGACUGUAGCAGAAUAACUUCAAUGCCAAGUCUGCAGUAAUUUAGCUUGUUUUUAUGAUAGAAACUGUUUUUGACUGAAAAGCUAACAUCCAUUUCCCGUUUUAGGUGGAGAAAUUCUUUUCUGUUCAGUCUGGUUUUUGGCAUCCCUGUCUUCUGUCUUAUGAUUUACAUGUUCUUUGUGGACCGUCACAAUUCCAUGGUACUAGAUGAAAACAUUAUACCCGGGCUGUCAAUAAUUAAUCUCAUCUUCUUCAUCCUGUGCACCCUUGUACAGGUACGUGUAAGGGUAAAACCAGUAUUAAACCACUCUAAACCAAUCUCAUAGCCUUUAUCAUUGCUUGUUUUCAUUCUGAUGUGAUACACUUUGAACCUCUUUUAAAAGUGAUCUAAAGAUUUCACCAACAGUUAAAAUUAAAAGAAGACUACAAUAACCAUAACCACUGGUGCCCCCCCCCUUCUCCCCCAUAUGUAGUGGUUAUGCUGCCAGCAGUACCCUAGUCUCCCCCUAUAUGUAAGUAGUCAAACUGUCUUAGAAUGGUUUGAAUUCUUACCUUAGAUCCAUCAGGUUCCACACCCAACCUCAUCUGACACUCUCAACUUGCACUGCAGAGCUAAGCUCAGGAGAGCUAACAGAAGCUACUAUUUUGGAGCUUCAGGCUCUCUGUUGCUUGUAGUGAAGGUGGGGAGUGGUGCUGGGGAAAACCAAGGUUAGUAGUCAAACAAAGACAAUUUGACUACUUACAUUGAUGAAGAGCAAGGGUACUCCUAGCGCCAUAAACACUGUUCUGCUUGGCGUCUACCUUUAACAAAAGCAAGAUGCAAAAGUACAAAAAUUUCAAUACUGUUCUCUAUGUGCCACAUGUGUUUAUUGUUAUUUUUAUAAAUCAUCUUUAUUGUAGUUUUUGUAAUGGUGCAUAUACCUUGCAUACUUUAAACAUUUGUGAGAUCCUGGAUUUAAUGCAAUUAAUCUAGAAAAUAUGUGCUUUAAUAUCCAAAUAAUGUGUUUAUAUAAUAGAUACAGGGAGUAAAGCAAGGUAGUAGAAAGACAUCAAAUUGUUAACGUGUGAAAAUAAGGAGUUGAUAGGAAAAGGGCUUCAACAGAGAGAAAAGUGUUGUGGUGGCGAUGCAGGAAGAUAGUAAGCAUAUUUGUCUUGUUGACUAAAAAGUACCAGUAGACCAGAAAGUAGACUAUCUUGAUGUUUAUUGUAGUACUUAGAGGAGAAGAGAACAAGGUGAUUCAUAAUUAAUUUACAACCUUCCUAAGCUGUUUUGUAAGUUAUAGAAUCUUGCAAUUUGUGGGUUAAAUGUUCAUAUUAAUGAUUGGUUUUAUUAGAAGUGUUUAUGGAGAAGGUUUACUGCCAGGUUGGUGUAACCAAAAUCAAGUAAACCUUCUUUUUAGCUGCAGUGUUGUAUAUACUGGAAGCACACUCUAAGUACCAAAAAAACUUAGGCUUAAUGGAGCAGUUUUAGUUUGUAGAUCAUGUGCCUGCUGUUUUACUGCUCAAUUCCCUGCUCUUUAGAAGUUAAAUCCCUUUGUUUAUGCAGCUUUAGUCACACCUCUCUGCAAGCGACGUACACAGCCUUCCUAAACACUUCCUGUAAAGAGUAAUCUAAUGUGUACAUGUCCUUUAUUGCAAAUUCUAUUUAAUGUAGAAUUUUAUAUCUGCUGAACUGUCAAUAGCUUGCUAAACCCUGCAAGAGCUUUAAUAUGUAAUUAAAGUUCAAUUUACAGAGCAGGAAAUACAAAUUUUAAAUGACAUCUGAUUGAAAAUGAAAUCAAUUUCUUUUCAUGCAGGCUGUGUCAGUCACAGCCAGGGGAGGUGUUGGUAGUACUACAUAAACAGAAACAAAAGUGAUUUAACUCCUAAAUGGCAGUGAAUUGAGCAGGGAAACUUCAGAGGAAUUAUCUAUACACCAAAAGUACUUCAUUAAGCUCUUAUUUUGGUGACCAAUUUAUAAAAGUUGUUUUGGGGACUCUAAUGUUCCUUUAAUUAUUUAUUUAUGAUAUUUAAAUAAAAUGUAACUUUUUUCUAUUACUUUUUUCUGUGCCCAUCACAAAUGUGGUGCAUUAAAGGGGCACUGUCACAAAUUAUUUAAUCAGAGGUGUUUAUCUCUAACAAUAAUAUGGUGCCAAAAUUAGACAUGGUGUUUGUAUGUAGAUACACUUGUGAAAAACAAUAUUUCUAUGUGCGCAUAUAUGAUUACCACUGUGCCAUCUUUAUACUUCAGUACUAGAAUUCUAGGUGUUAUAAUAAGUUUAUUGUGCCUUUGUCCUAACAGUCUUUAGGAGGAAGGUAUUUUUACGUCCAGGCUUACAAGUCCCUGAAACACAAAACAACAAACAUGGACGUUCUAAUAGUCUUGGCCACAACUAUCUCCUAUAUAUAUUCAAUGGUUAUCCUGCUUGUGGCCAUUGGAGAGAAAUCUGAGAAAAGCCCGGAGACCUUCUUCGAUACACCCCCCAUGCUGUUCAUGUUCAUUGCUCUGGGGAGAUGGCUUGAACACAUAGCAAAGGUAAUUAUCCGGUAAGAUUGGUCUCAGUGGAGGACUGUCAGGAAAUGACAAAGAUCCUUCUUAGACACAGGAAAUGUUUAACCCUUCAUGGUGUCCUAUGUAGCACAGGAGAUCAAUACAUCUAAAGCAUUUUUGACACUAAAAGGUUUAAUUAUAUCAGUUCACUUUUCUGUGGACAAAAUAACCGGAGCCAGCCCAAGGCGUGUACAAACACUGUGCCCCUUGCUAAUCAACUAAAAACCAUUUUAAUGCUUUGUUAAAAUGCUAGUAACAUCAAGCAGACACAGGGGGUGGCAUUCAAAUUAAAUGGUUAAAAAAUCAGUACUGGGCCUUAUAUAUCCAUAGGGACAGCUCAAUAAUGGUCUCAAAAGUACGUCACACUUUAAGAAGGAAAAUUCAUGUAUUCUUGGUAAAUAAUCCCAUUUAAUCCUUGACAAUAACAUUGUUCUGUGGUGCUUAAGGUGUUUGUUCUUUUGUUAGGCUAUCAUAUAAUUUUCUUGUUCAAACUUCUUUUCAUUUCCAUUUGACUUUACUCCAAAGUACUUCAAAAUAUGUAUUCAUUAAUAAAGUGCCACCAUUAACACAGCCAGUUUUAACUAGUGCUUAUCAUUAAAGCGAUGUUGUGAUGGUGCUGAAUUUGUUAGAAAGCUGGUGGAAUCAUCAGAGUGAGUGCAUGGUACAGCCAUGUACCUCUUACCUUCCACCAUGCGUAGUUUUCUAAUUUAACAUUGACUCUGGAGGUAAUGAAGACGGUAGCACUAGCACCCCUUGCUUUGCCUGCAUGAGCAUUAUGAGUACAUUGUAUGUUAAAUGCACGUGUACCCUCUGUCUGUCUUUACCCUUUUUACCCCCAGGCCGAUGACCUCCUAAUUGUACAAUAAAUUGGCGCUAUUUUAAACGGUGAAGUCAUGAUGCUGAUCUUUUAUGAAUAGAGUACGGUUACUAUGAUAGUUUGACACUUGGCAUUUUCGCAUAGUGAUGGUGCUAUUUUAAAACAAUAAACUUGAUAUUUAGGGUUUGAUAUAACUCUUCGUUAUUCGUAUUGUGUUUUAAAGAGCUUGCAUUCUUUGUAUAGUUAGACAGUCGCAAGCCUGGCAAUGACACAAACUGAAACAAGCCGCUAAACCUUGAGGUCAUGUAUCUAAACUCAGCGCAGUCUAAUGUGAAACCACGAUAGACAGGGAUGUUCUGUAAACAAUCAGAGCUUUUCGUAUUUGUGUCUUUGCUUUUAAUGCAGGGCACACACUUACAGUUACUCUUCCCUUCUCAUUUGGUUUGUGUGACUGGAUUAACCCAUAGUAAUAUGGCUAAAAAUGGCCAUGGGCAAGUAAAGAUUCAGCAGUGGCAAGUGGAAAUUCGCUCAUGGUGCGUUUGCCAUGGACCAUCAAAGCUCGCACUGGCAAGUAACUUUUAGGCUGGCUAAUAGCUUAGGACUUGAAAUUUUGAGUACAGAUACUAGUAUAACUCCUUUAAUACUUAUUAAAUGCAAUACUCGUGUUUUGUCACAAUAUGUGUUUGGUAUAUCAGAUAGAGUCAGACUGUUUUAAUAAUCAUGAAUUCCUCUGCCUUCCAUAAAAUUAUUAGUCCUAGUUACUGUAACAGUAAGGGUCUUUUUCCCAUGAAAUACCAUGCACCAAAUACCAAAGCUAACAGUGACUUCCUUUCAUCUCCUAGAGUAAAACCUCUGAAGCUCUUGCCAAACUCAUAUCCUUACAAGCGACGGAAGCUACUAUUGUAACCCUUGGACCAAAUCAUUCAAUCUUGAGGUAUAGUCUUCUGUUAGCAUUAACCUGUUCAUCUUGCAUAGUUCUCAGGCACUCAGUGGUAAACCUGCGAUCUUGUGUCUUCGAAGUGUAGCAUUUGCAAUUAAAUGUUGUAGAGAUGUAAACUAUAUUGUAAAGCAGUGGUAACCAACAGUUUUUGACCAAGGCAAUGAGAGAAAAAUUACCAAGCCUCACUUACUUUUGUUUUUUUCGUCAAUAGCAGUUUAUAAAUGUCACAUUUACUUGAAACCUUAUUGACUUGCAAAAUUUUAAUGCUGACAUGUAUUUUAAGAAGAAACACAUUUUAUGCACUGCAUUUAACCAAGUAAAGCCCAGAAGUCAGCUUGAGCCUUACAGUUGUUCUCCAUAAGUUCAUUGCAAAACUUGUCUUUAGAACUUCUGGGCACCUCCCUGUGGCAUGCCUGCAAAUCAUGUAUUCUCCCUGCUCAAAGCUGUUUGCUUUUUCACAGCCCUGUUCAUUGCUGGUAACACUGGUAAAUAGCAUUUCCUCUCUGCAGGGCCUUAUUCACCUUAUGGUAGCACCAGCCCUGCGUCUCUGACAGCAGCCUGACCCAUGCACGGACCAAUUAAUAGUAUAAAAAGGAGAGCAAAAAGGUUUGCAAGGGCCCAAAUCACAAGGGUACAGUCAGAGUUCAUUUCCCACCAGGCAUUGGGCCUAGAGUGCCACUUUUAUACUGGCUUCACUCGGGACAACCUAGAAUCAAGUUGGCUCUGCCUGCUAACAUAUAUAAGCUACCCGUUUUUUGCUUUUAUCCUCGUUAUUGUCCAUCCUCUACACAUUUGUGCAAAGUCUUAAAUUAUGUUUAUCAUGUUUCUUAUAAUUUUCCUAUUUAUAGUUAAAUACCCCUCUCAUAUUAUUGUAAAGCGCUACGGAAUCUGAUGACGCUAUAUAAAUGGCAAUAAUAAUAAAAUAAUAAUGUGUGCAUAUUUAGUUUUUUUUAUUUUAUUAUUAAAGAGUAUCUAGGAGGUAAAUCUAGUCCUAUAUUGCAAUCCAAGAAAAAAUAAAAAUAAAAACAUGAUUUGGAGGAAUGGGUACCGGGGGAACCCAGCUCUGUCUGUGAAUAUUAAUCAUGCAUUUGUAACUAAUUAAGAGUAAGGUAAUGGGAUGCUUACAUGGUAUGCUUUUCUGUGAAGAGUUGAUGUUAAGAACCUCUUAACAACUUAUAAGGAGAGAAUUUGGGUUCACAUGAAGCAUCAUGAUAAAGAGGGGGUAAUUUAUGUUCUAUUUUUUUCAGAGAAGAACAUGUGGCUGUAGAACUGGUCCAGAGAGGAGACAUUGUAAAAGUCGUUCCAGGUGGGAAAUUUCCUGUCGAUGGAAAAGUCAUUGAAGGGACAUCAAUGGCAGAUGAGUCCUUAAUUACAGGUAUAUUAUCAGCUUAUAAUGCAUUUUUAAAUACAACAGACACAAAUGGCGUUAUGUGAAAUGGAUUUUUAGAAUUGACAAAUUCCUAUUCGGAGGGUGGGUGACUUGCAGGAUUUUUAUAAAAUUCGGGUGCUUCACUUGCUCUUGACACUUGAGAAAAAUGUUACAUUUCAAAUAGAGCAUCUCAUCCAACAGCAGUCACACGGGUCUUAAAAUGAAUAGUAUGUCCCUACCCUAUGCCUACUGGUACCAUGCAUGCCGACACAUGAUAAAUUGAAUAUUUCUUCUCUGUUCAAAUGGCUAAUGAGUGACCCAACUACAAUAAUUAAUGUUGGUGGUUGAUCACCUACUCAUCUACGCAUACUAUUAAACCGUAAAUUCCCCUUCUUUUUAAGAUAUAUGUUUUUACAGCAUCAUGAUAGCCAGCAUUCUAUAUCAUGGAAUUCUAUAUAUGGCUAGAUAAAGGCUAAAUUGCAUAUUUCCUUGUGUUUUAGAAUGAAUCAUGUUAUUCAUGUUAUAAUAUGUUCUUGUACUUUAGGUGAACCUAUGCCAGUCAGGAAGAGGCCUGGGAGCACGGUGAUCGCUGGUUCUAUUAAUGCCCAUGGAUCUGUUCUGGUGGAAGCAACUCAUGUCGGUGCUGAUACCACACUGGCACAAAUAGUCAAAUUGGUGGAAGAAGCACAGAUGUCCAAGGUAGAGGAAUAGUACUGAAUAACCUGUACUUCCUAUAACAGGAACGUUUAUGCAUACUGAUGCUGGCUUUUAACAUUCACGAGACAGCCAGUGAACUACAUGAUGCAUACAUCAGAAUAAUCUACCCCUAGUGUAAUUAUGGUGAGACAGCUGUUGAUAAUGAUGCCUGUGAUGAUCACCGUGGUACAUCAACUCCCAUGGACUGCAUGGUCCAACAUGCACAUCCAGCUGUAUAAUCCUGCUGCCAUAGAAAACAACAGCUGGAUUGAUAUAAUGGGCCAAAUAUGCUGUUUGCCUGGAUUGUUAUCUUUUUUUUGAGCCGUGUAAAUGGAAAUUAGAUGUCAGCCCAUCACGUCCAAUCCCUAGACUGUAUUUAAAUUACUAUAAAAUGACUCUGACAUAUACCCCAAAUAUUUGCUAGGGCCACCCAAGUAAUUACUACGAGGUGUUUAAUAUUGUCACAGUAUGUUGUAUUCUUGAGCCAUGUUAUAUAAUGUAUAACUGGGAGUGUGGCCAUGUCCUUUAAAAAAAAAAAGUUGCUAUUUUUUGCGCUGUAGCAAACACACCCUUGUUAUUGUUCAGAACAAAUCCAUUCCUGAUUCUAAUGCUAAAAAAAAAUAUUAAAAGGAAGGAAACUCCUGGUAAGAGAACAUAAGCAUAUGGAAAAUAAACAUAAAGUAGACUGAAUCAGCAUUGUGCUUGUUUUUAAUUGUGUAACUAUCUCUGGCUAGAAAGUUUAAUAAUUACUUUUUGGGGCCUUUGGUGGCUUCCAAUAGAAGUUAACCUCUGUGAAGUACUAACUAGCCUCAAGAAAUAUAGAAAAUGCUCCGAUAUAUAUAUAUAUAUAUAUAUGUUUACCUUUUAUCAGGCCAUAGUUUGCAGGAAUCUCUCCCAAAUAUGAGCUUUAAGGGUUACUCCAAACACAUGCUUAUGUUCAAACACAAAUCUUAUAUGCAUAUAUAGCUCUUUAUAUACAUAAAUGCACGCACUGCAUGUCCAAGAGAAUUGUAGCUAGUUCAUCAUCGGAGAACUCAUACAGGGUUACUCACAAAAACGUGAAUUCAAAGUGAAUUUAAAAUUUAAGGUCAAAAUAGUUGAACUGGCAAAGUUCUCUAAGCUAUACUUUCAGUUCGACUACUGUGGCCUUAAAUAUGACAUUUACUUUGAAUUCUCACUUUAGUAAAUUACUCUGUAUGUCUUUGUUGUCUAAAGUGUCAGGUGUCAGCUAUUCGAAGGUGUUAGAUGCUGGGUUGGCUGAGAGUUAUGGUAGCUAUCAUCCACAAACAUCCAUCAAAGCUCCCGCUAAUGGUGUUUGAACUCGUGUUCUGUUGUGCAUCAAAAAAUAUAGGUUUCUAUACAUAUGCAACAGAAAAUGCCGUCCUUUGUUUAGACCUUCCAUUUAGCUGGCCAUUUAUAACUGAUUUAAAUAUGCUGUCCAUUACUUUUUUUUCUGAAUCAUUUACUUUCCUUUGAUCUUUUUCCCAUUCUAUUUGAUUUUUUUUUGGCUUUUACAGGCUCCAAUUCAGCAGCUGGCAGAUAGAAUAAGCGCGUACUUUGUGCCUUUCAUCAUCGUCAUUUCCGUAGUUACGCUUAUCUCCUGGAUCACAAUCGGUUUUGUGAAUUUUGAUAUCGUAAUUAAAUAUUUUCCAGUAAGUAGCCUUAUUAUCUCUAUGUGAAUCCUCCUCAAACUUUGAAAUGCUGUUAUAUAACUGAAGCUAUUGUGACUCCUUUCCUAGGAAUAUAGAUAAAAUAUAAAUAAAAAUAGCACAAUUAAUAUUAAAAUUAUAUAUAUAUUUUUAUUGUCUGCUCAGAGAAAGAUUAAGAUCCCAGAAAGCCCUCUGCAUGUUGAAUGCUUAUUCUUCACAUAAAUGCAUAUAUCCCAACUGACCCAAUUUCAGGAGAACAGUCCUGAUUCUGGUCCCCUUUCGACUAUUUUUCAAUUAAUUGUCCAAUCUAACUGUUUUUUUUUAUAUUUUUUAGCUCACUAACAUGCAAAGGUUAACUUUUCUAACACUCUUUCCUUUUUAGUCCAUAAUAAAUUUUACCUUUCUAUUUCAGAGUUACAGCAGAAAUAUGUCUAAAGCAGAGGUGAUAAUCCGGGUGGCAUUUCAGACCUCCAUAACAGUACUAAGUAUCGCAUGCCCAUGUGCCUUAGGCCUAGCAACACCAACAGCAGUGAUGGUUGGUACAGGAGUUGCUGCACAAAACGGCAUCCUUAUCAAAGGUGGUGGACCCUUGGAGAUAGCCCACAAGGUCAGUUUUUUUUCUUUUCUGCUUUUAAGGAGAUACUAUUAUACCUACAAGAAAUGUCUCUCUCAAAAAUGCACUAACAAAAUAGGAUGGGGAGGAGAUAAAAAGGAUUUCCAUUUACCAUCGGACUGUGACAUCUCAUGUCAUAAAACCUAGAGGAUUAAAUAGGAUCAAUGACAUUCCACACUGCAUUCUUUGCACAUGUAUUUUUCAUAUUGAGACCCCCUGCACAGCUCAUACUUUAGUAUUAUUAUUGAUAUUUAUAAAGGGCCACCAAAUUCCAUAGGGCUGUGCAAUGGGUGGACUAUCAGACACGUAUUUGUAAACAGAUGAGUUGGACACACAGGAACAGAUUGAUUGAGGGCCCUGCUCAAUGAGCUUACCUGCUAGAGGGAGUGGGGUAAUGUGACACAAAAGGUAAGGGUAAAAAAAUAGGUUUCUAGGAUAGUGUUCAUUGAGGGCUUUGUGUUUUGUUUUGAAGACAUUUGCAGAAGAGGAAUCAGGGUGCGGGUAGGAAAGCUGUUCACAGUUUAAUUGAUAUGUUUUCUGAAGAAGUAAGUUUUCAAGUAUUUUUUGAAGUAGUGAAGACAGGGUGAAAGUCUACCAUCAAUGGAACCAGUACCCGUGGUAGCAUUGCAAUAAAUAUUCCUGGCAGUGUGGCACUGAGUACUGAUUGCGGCAUGGAAUGUAAUGGAUCUUUCAGUGGUUUCUGCUAUUCCACUGCUGGAAAUCUGAUUAGAAUGUUCCUCUAGAGCAGGGGUUCUCAACCCAGUUCUCAAGGACCCCCUUCCAGUCCAGGAUUUAGGGAUUACCUGGGUGUGUCUAAGGUGUUUAGAAAAAGAAAAAAAAAACACCUUAGACACACCCAGGUAAUCCCUAAAUCCUGGACUGGUAGGGGGUCCUUGAGGACUGGGUUGAGAACCCCUGCUCUAGAGAAUGUAUUCUGAUUAACUUUUCUCAGAUUUUUCUUUUCCAUUUUUAUAGCUUUAUAAGUGAAAAUAAUUGUUUAUUAUUUCAGAUAAACACAGUGAUGUUUGACAAGACUGGCACUAUAACUCACGGAGUGCCUAAAGUCAUGAGAUUUCUCUUGCUUAGUGAUACUAUCAGCCUGCCACUAAAAAGAAUGUUAGCUGUUGUAGGCACCGCCGAAGCCAGCAGUGAACAUCCUUUAGGAAUGGCUAUUACCAAAUACUGCAAGGAGGUAAGGACUAUGUAUGUGGAUGGCUACCAGCUAUAGCAGAGAUAAUUAAGAUCACAUGGGCUCUAGGAAGGUGUCCAGCCCCCCUUCCUUCAUACUUCACAUAGGGAUGGUAAAUAGGGCCAAGCAUGUCAAUAGUAUCUGGAGCCACUGUCUAACCUCUGGGCUCUGGACAGCUGCUUAGGUUGCCUUAUGAUUAAUCCUGCUCUGAAUUACAGUAUUCAACCAUUAUUAGGAAACACAUUUAAUGAAACCUCAGUGAAACUGUAUUCCGUUUACUGGAAGAUCGAUACACAAGUGUGAAAUAUUUUACAAAAAAGCAAAACAUUUGGGUUGACCACAGAUGGUUUAGUGUUUUUCCCCAGUCCUCCUACAUGUGUUUUUAUGAUAUUCAAAUAAAUAAUUAAUUCUCACCAUGACAUGUGUGGACUGUCAAGAUAAAAUGAGAUUUGCUCUAACCCUGAUCCUGAAAGGAUUAAUGUUGGUUUAUGAUGCUGAACUUUAUGAGUCUGCAAGUAAGAGAAUGAGGAACUGUUAGUUGAUAUCGCUCUUGUUUUUCAGGAACUUGGAACAGAAUCUCUGGGAUCAUGUACAGAUUUUCUGGCCGUCCCUGGAUGUGGAAUCAGCUGUAAAGUUAACAAUGUUGAGAGUGUUCUCACACAGAGUGAAGAAGGUCUGAAUGAGCAGAAUGAUUAUAGGAGCAGUCUUAUCCAUACACACGAUAACUCCUUGAUCAUCUCUCCUGAAGAAGGUAUGGCUUUGAAUGUGUAGUCCUACGUUUUGUAACAAACCCACUUCAUUAGUGUCUUCCCCAAUCAGCUUAUGGUAAAGUAAACUCCAUACAUUCUGUGAGUGUCUCAUGAUUUGUGACUUGCCCAUCUUGAAAGGGUCCAGGAUGUUUCAGCACCUUAUAAAUGAUACAACCAUAGAUUAAUGCCAAGGACCCUAAGUCUAAAUAUUAUCCUUAACCCCAAAUGCUAAAUGCACAUUAAACAUAACUCUAAAUGUCACCCUCACCACUAGCCAGAAAUAAUAGUCUCUAAUAAUAAUAAUCUCUAAACCUCAUGUUACCCAUAACCUUACAUUCUGUCCCUAAUGCUUGUGCUAACUAUAUAUAUUUUUGGCAUGACUAUUUAGCCCUGGCAAGCAGAAAUUCACCCUUUGUGAAUAUACUAUUGACUCCAAACUUGCAGUGGUGAGUAACUUUUAAGACCUGGCCCCUAGCAUUGGAGCUCACAUUUUAACCCUGUGUAUCUGUAUUCCUAAACUUAAAUACCAAACACCAUCUCUAACCUAAAUUACUACAUUGAACCAACAAGCAAACACUCGCAAACCAGCAAGCAAACUUUAGGGUACCUGCACUUGGGAUCUUCUCUCUCCUCAGCGGUUCGGACACCAGCCAAUGUAGCUCCGCCCCUUUUUAUGACGGGUAUGUGGGCCAACGACAUGAUACCAUUUGCAUCACAGCCAGCCAGGGGGGUUGAGGGUGUGGUUACAAAAUUAAAGAGCCAUAAUAUAAAAAGGCUCCUAGGGCUUGUACCUCGCUUCCCUGAUUUUAAAAUUUUGGCUUGUCCCUGACUGUUCUCUGUCUAACUUAUGUAAAGCGUGGCCAUUCUAAGGAUUGGUGUACAGUUAUUUCUAUCAUCUUUUAUAUGUGUUGGAUUUCUUAGUAAUCCUGGCACUAUCAAAUAUACAAAUCAAAAUAAAAGUUUUUCAAAAAGUAUGUAACUUGGUCAGAUUGCAGUGUUGAGCAUGCCUCUCAGCUAGGGGAGCAUCCGCCCCCACCCACCCAUCUCCGUUUCAAACUAGUCAGUCCACUAAUGACAGAAACUGGGCAUGAAUGUGCAGCAGCAGGACAGACAAAUUGGCCACCAGAGCCUGCUCUGCAUGAUCACACUGACCAGAAUCUCUCUCUAUCUUGUAUCCCCUUGGAUACUAGGUGAAGAGAUCUUCCAACUGCACAUGCCAGUAUUCCUAGGGAUAGAACACUGAUUGGUUAUACCAGUGUCCCGAGGUAAAAAUGAACAAAAAAUCACAUUGACCUGCUUUUGGCAACGGUCUUAUUUAAAGCAAACGUUUUUUGAAUGAGACAGUUGUCUCAAAGUGAUGCAUGUCCUAUUAAUCUUAUUCCUGACCUUAAAGGGUUACCCGAAGCACCAGGCCCACUUCAAUAAUUGUAAAUGAUCUUUGCUGCCAGAGUUGUGUAGCUUCACCUCUGUUAGCAUCUUACAUGGAACCAGCAUCUUGGCAUGGCUAAUGUUAAUUCUGUGCUGCCAAAAUCUUUCCCUCAUUCCAUCCUCCAUCGGUGGAGGAGGAUCAUGUGCAGGGAGACCUAGCUGUAGCGAGGGUCCCAAGGUGCGUUUACCCUAUAUUUUCUUUUUUUAUGGGUCUAUUUUUAACAGGGGCAAUGUUACUACAACCAAAAACAGCCUUUUAAUAAAACACUAAACCGUUCUAAACCAUUCCAGAAAUAAACUAGGUAAAUAAUAAAAAUAAAAAAAUAAACUGUAUGCGGUAUCCAAUAAGUAUUGCUUGUUUAGUUGCACUCUUUAUAGAUGUUCCCACUAUGCUUUGAUAAUUCCUUGAUUAACUUUUUUGAACGCUUGAGAAAAAGUAGUUUACUCUGUAGCCACUUACCUAUAGGUAUUGUACAUAUGUAACUAUAUACAGACCACAUUAUAGUAUCUCUUGUCUGUGUAUUGCAGGUGCAGUAGCCCCACAAGCUCACUCCGUACUAAUUGGAAACCGAGAAUGGAUGAGACGCAAUGGAUUCUUUAUCUCUACUGAUGUUAAUGAAGCAAUGACCGGCCAUGAGAUGAAGGGGCAGACAGCUGUACUGGUAGCAAUAGAUGGUAUUACAUUGUGUUAUUUUUCCAUGGAAUUUAUAGAGAUGGAACAAAUGCCAAGUAAAGUAACUUUGUCACCUAUAUAGUUUUGCGAUACAAUUAAUUCAUACCUUGGGUAAGCAGAGAGUUAACCAUCUUUUUAUUCAUUUUAAAUUCUUUAUUUUGAUUUUUUAAAUUUUUUUAUUUCAGAGUGAAAGCUUAAUCAGAAAUGUAUGAGAAAAGAGCACUAGUUGUGAUGUAGCUAGUUCUAAAACUGAAAAGACUUACAAUUGGAAGACAGCAAACCUAAAACCAUUAAAGAAAUGCAUUUUGUUUUUUAAUUGAGGAGGGGAUCACUGAGCCAUGGGUCAUAGGAUUUCUAUAUGAUUUAGGCAAACUAGAAAAAUGGCCAGAGUUGUGGCAGCUGACAUUUAAUGUGGAUAAGUGCAAGAUAAUGCAUCUUGGACGUAAAAACCCAAGGGCAGAGUACAGAAUAUUUGAUAGAGUCCUAACCUCAACAUCUGAGGAAAGGGAUUUAGGGGUGAUUAUUUCGGAUGACUUAAAGGUAGGCAGCCAAUGUAAUAGAGCAGCAGGAAAUGCUAGCAGAAUGCUUGGUUGUAUAGGGAGAGGUAUUAGCAGUAGAAAGAGGGAAGUGAUCAUGCCAUUGUACAGAACUCUGGUGAGACCUCACUUGGAGUAUUGUAUGCAGUACUGGAGACGUAUCUCCAGAAGGAUAUUGAUACUUUAGCCUUUCCUUGCAAGUUUUAUCCUGCAAUCCAUGAACCAGCUUAGUAGCCCUUCUCUGAGCUCUCUCUAAAGUAUCAAUAUCCUUCUGGAGAUACGGUCUCCAGUACUGCGUACAAUACUCCUUUAACCGUAAUAUUGUAAAGCGCUACGGAAUCUGUUGGCGCUAUAUAAAUGGCAAUAAUAAUAAAAUAAUAAUAACUGUAUGAAUAUCCUUCUGGAGAUACGGUCUCCAGUACUGCGUACAAUACUCCUUUAACCAUUAAAGGAACUUAACAUGUGCAGCUUGGAGGAAAGACAAGACGAGGGGGGAUAUGAUAGAAACAUUUAAAUACAUAAAGGGAAUCAACACAAUAAAGGAGGAGACUAUAUUUAAAAGAAGAAAAACUACCACAGCAAGAGGACAUCUUAAAGAGGACAGUCUUAAAUUAGAAGGGCAAAGGUUUAAAAAUAUCAGGAAGUAUUACUUUACUGAGAGGGUAGUGGAUGCAUGGAAUAUACUUUCAGGGGAAGUGGUAGAGGUUAAAACAGUGAAGGAGUUUAAGCAUGCAUGGGAUAGGCAUAAGGCUAUCCUAGCUAUAAGAUAAGACCAGGGACUAAUGAAAGUAUUUAGAAAAUUGGGCAGACUAGAUGGGCCGAAUGGUUCUUAUCUGCCGUCACAUUCUAUGUUUCUAUGUUGUGCAAUGACUUACGAGAAUAAUAUGUUUGUAGCGGUUGCCUCUUUAAAGGGGCACUGUAAAUACCAAAACAACUAUAGCAUAAGGAAGCAGUUUUAGCGUAUAGACCAGGGCUGGGCAAGCAGUAGCGUCCGAGAUAUAGCAGACCUCCAGCUUCCGUGAUGCUUUGUCAUUCUAGAGGUCUGCAAAUUAUCAUGGCAGAUCUGCAGAUCUACAAUUUGCCCAGCCCUGGUAUAGAUCAUGCCUCUGCAGUCUCACUGCAGUCUCACUGCUCAAUUCUCUGAUGUGGGGAUAGAGUGAGCCUUUCAUAUCCCAGGAUAAGCAUGUCUAGCUGCAAGAGCUAGAGUGUCUUUUAGUGAAAAAAAUUAAUUCUUGAAUGUCUUCUCUUUAUAGUAAAUUAACUAUUUAGCUGAUUUCUUACACAACAUACAUUUUGGAUAGGGAGGAAAAUAAAUAUGUCGGUUUGUUAGUGCACCAACUGUCGUACUUAAUUAAGCCCCUGCUUUGCAGGUUUUUUUUAACCUUUCAGUGAGUAUCAUUAGGUUGGUUUAAAAAUUAAGCAUUAUUAUUAUUAUUAUUUAUAAAGUGCCAACAAGUUCCAUAGUGCUGUACAAUGGGUGGACUAACAGACAAGUAUUUGUAACCAGAUGAGUUGGACACACAGUAACAGAGGGAUUAAGGGUCCUGCUCAAUGAGCGUACAUGCUAGAGGGAGUGGGGUAAUAUGACACAAAAGGUAAGGGUAGGGUAGAAAAGUAGGUUGCUAGGAUAGUGUUCAUUGAGGGCUUAGUGUUUUGUUUUGAUGACCGUUUCAGGAGAGGUAUCGGGGUGCGGGGAGGAAAAGCUGUUUACAGUUUAAUUAAUAUGCUUUCCUAAAGAAGUAAGUUUUCAAAGAUUUUUUGAAGGAGUGGAGAUUGGGUGAAAGUCUAACAUAGAGGGGAAGGGAGUUCCAUAGGAACGGUGCAGCUCUAGAGAAGUCUUUAAGGUGAGCCUCAAAGAUAGGCGUACGAACAGAGGUUAGACAUAGGUCUCCGGCAGAGCGUAGGGGCCUAGAUGGGACAUAUUUGUGUAUUAGUGAGGAUAAGUAAGUCAGAGCAGCAUUGUGUAGAGAUUCGUAAGUAAGUAUCAGAAUCUUAUAUUGAGUCCUAUAUCUUAUGGGAAGCCAAUGUAGGCACUGAUAAAGAGGGGAGGCGUGGGAGGUUGGCGGACAUUAAGAUAAGCCUCUCUGCCGCAUUCAUUAUAGACUGUAAUGGAGCAAGUUGUGAACACGUAAGAUGACACAGACAAGGGAGUAGCAACACUUGAGGGAGGGAAGACCAGAAGUUCUGUUUUGGACAGGUUCAGUUUAAGGAAAUGAGCAGCCAUCCAGUUGGAAAUAGCAGAGAGGCAGUCAGAGACACGAGUCAAGAGGGGUGGUGAGAAAUCCGGGGAGGACAGAUUUGCCUGUCAUCUGCAUAGAAAUAAUACUGGAAGCCGAAGGAGUUUACCAAGGAAGGCAGUGUAGAUUGGCAGUGAAGAUUGAGAACAAUAGGGGACCAAGGACAGACCCUUGGGGAACACGAACAGAGAGGGAUUGGGGAGAAGAAGCAGAGCCAGAGACAGAAACACUGAAAGAACUACCUGGGAGAGGUAGGAAGAGCACCAGGAGAGGAUACACUGGAAAUAUUACUGCUACAACACUUUCAUUCUUUUCAUUAGUUUGUGAGCUUAUUUGGACAGGAACCUUUUUACAUACUGUUCCUGCGUGUCAUACGUUUUUUAUUAGAAUUUAAUUUUUUUCUUAAGGAAAUGAGGGAAGAGCAUCCCUAAACAGGAAGCAAAUCCCAUCAAAACCAGUACCCCCUAUAGAACACUAUAUAUAGAGACUUGCAAAAAAAGACUAUGUCUCAAACAAGGUACAAAAAUAAUAAAAUUUUAUUGAUAAUAAAAAUAAGCGUUAAAAAUCUAAACACCAAGUGUCAAAAAUACACCAGACUGCUAUCCUAUAGGAAAAUGGAAAAAUACUGAGAAAAAAUCAGUUCAAUUAAACAUCAACUAAUAGCAGAGUUAUAAUAUAGACUGGAUACUUAAUAAAUAGUUCACUGUAGAUAGCAGAGUAACUUAUGUAACAACCUGAAUAGCAAAAGUAACAAUAAGUCUUGACUCGUAGUAUAAUGAGAAAUGGUUGUAUAAAUCCCAGAUUGAUCCAAAUUUAUGGAGUUAUGGCCAAACAGAACAAUUCCCUUCUAUAUAUCCACUUUCUAUAUACAAAAUAGUUACAGGUCCUAUUGAUUUACUAAAUAGUGAAUUGGCUCUUGCUAAGAUAGCACUUAUAUAUGUCAAAAAGAUAAGUAAAUCAAAUGGACAGAGAGAAAGAGAUCAAAAUCAAUGAAAAUAAAGUAAGAAGUGGUAUAGAGGGUUCUCACAGCUCCAUAGCUAAUAUACAGAAUAUAGAGACUCAACCGACCAAAAGAAGGGGAGUCCCUAGGUAAGUGUAGCAUAUAAAAAGCUACCUAUGAUCUACCUAUACAGCAGUCUGAAAGGACGCGCGUUUCGGCGAUAGCGAUCGCCUUUAUCAAGGGCACAAAUAAGCAAGAGAAAAUCCACUAACCCCCCUUUCCCUUAUAUAGGUAUGGCGCCAAAACCCACUUCUGAUUUAGUGUGCUGUCUCUCUGUCCCAACUGCCAAUACAAUUCAGCGGUGGGAGGACCCAGAGGUCGGCAUUUAGACAAAUCCCAGAAGGGGCACGCAUGCGUGUAACCAUCUUGCCGCGCAUGCGCUCAGCAUACUUUGAGACAACAGUGUGUCAGCAUCCUCUUUGAUAUCACCAGGCGCCCCCAAGGGGCAAACCUAUAUAACGUUCGAUCACAUUAUUUCACAUCGUCUUGUAUUCAUAACGGCAUACUUUUGUCCUGUACACAUUAUGUAAAAAGUAAUCAAUAGUAAAAGUAACCUGGGAAAUAAUAGGGGAGGGAAAGGGGACAUAAACACUCUAUAAUAGAAAGUAAUACUCAACAGGCUAAUCAAAAUUGAAAGUAAAAUUAAAAUAUAUCCAUCAUAGAUCAACAAGAUCAUAAUAGUGUAGGCACCAAUGGUCUUAUCAAAUUCAAAGACACAUUGGUAAUACUCAAAACAGUAUAUAUAGCAAAAGUCCCAUGUCUAGACAUAUUAUUGUAUUGUAUAUGUAUAUAAAUUGUUGAAAAGUACUAAUUAGAAAAAAUAAUAAUAAUAAGUGAAAAAAUAAAUAAGGUAAAUAGGGAAGAUAUAUAUAAAUAAAUAAGAAUCUCAUAUAAUUAUGAGAUCACUGUAACGUAAAAAAGCCUCCCUAGAAAAAAAUUUAGAUUGAAAAUAAAUUAGAUGAAAGGGGCAAAAGAGAACCCCUUGUUGAGACCUAAGGGAUGUAAUGUUUUAAGCCUAAAGAUCCAUCUAGACUCCCUCUGUCUUAGUAAUCGAUCAUAGUCUCCACGUCUUGGGUGUCUCUUGACCCACUCCAGGCCACAAAACUUCAGAUUACUAGGUUCACCCUGGUGGUGUUCCUUGAGGUGUCUUGAGAUGGGUGUCUCAAGGCGAUUCUUAGGAGACCUUACAUGUUCCAUAAUCCUUUCUUUGAAGGCUCUGAAUGUCUUACCUAUGUAUUUUUGUCCGCAUGAGCAAGACAGUAGGUAUACCAGGCCCUUUGUAUUACAAUUAAAGAAGUUUCUGAUUCUUAUUGGGAAUCGCCUCCAUAAAUUUGGAUCAAUCUGGGAUUUAUACAACCAUUUCUCAUUAUACUAUGAGUCAAGACUUAUUGUUACUUUUGCUAUUCAGGUUGUUACAUUAGUUACUCUGCUAUCUACAGUGAACUAUUUAUUAAGUAUCCAGUCUAUAUUAUAACUCUGCUAUUAGUUGAUGUUUAAUUGAGCUGAUUUUAUGUCAGUAUUUUUCCAUUUUCCUAUAGGAUAGCAGUCUGGUGUAUUUUUGACACUUGGUGUUUAGAUUUUUAAUGCUUAUUUUUAUUAUCAAUAAAAUUUUAUUAUUUUUGUACCUUGUUUGAGACAUAGUCUUUUUUUGCAAGUCUCUCUAUAUAGUGUUCUAUAGGGGGUACUGGUCUUGAUGGGAUUUGCUUCCUGUUUAGGGAUGCUCUUCCCUCAUUUCCUCAUCUUUUGUUUUCUCUGUAUGUUCUGGGGUUAAGUCCAUUUAGUACCCCUGUAACCCAUUCUGUGCUCUUUUGCCAGAUUGUCUUCUGGCUGGGAGUAUUCUUGUUUACCUUCUAUAGCUCUGGGGAAUACAUUGGUGCUAUAUAAAUAAUUGUAAUUGUACGAUCCUUACGUAUUGUUAUUAUGUGAAAACAUUAUUUAGGUUAUUUAAAUGUAAUAUAUUUUCUUCGGUAGGUGAGCUGUGUGGAAUGAUCGCUAUAGCCGACACGGUGAAACAGGAGGCUGCCCUGGCUGUGCACACAUUAAAAGCUAUGGGUGUUGAUGUGGUUCUGCUUACAGGGGAUAACAGGAAGACUGCCAAAGCAAUUGCCACCCAGGUAUGUGUUUGUCCAUUUAAGCCAGCUACAAAUAUAACAACAUAUCCGUUUUUAAAACACACAUUAAUAGUAUUUGGAUUAAGUAAUCCUUUGUGUACCUUGUGUUACGCUAAAGCUUGAAAGUGAAUAUUAAAUGGAAAUGGCAUGCGGUUUAAUAUUCUGUUUAUUCGGUUUCACUGUAUGCUGUAUCCAUUCAGUCCUUUCAGUAGCUAUAUCACUGGCAGAAUCUUCCCUGUAAAUCUGUUUCUGUGUCCCAUCAGUUUGCACCACAUUUUCAUAUAUUUAUUUAGUUUAUUUUGGUUAUGUUCUUGCAGGUUGGAAUAGAAAAGGUUUUUGCAGAAGUGCUUCCUUCCCAUAAAGUUGCCAAGGUCCAAGCAUUGCAGACUCAAGGAAAGAGAGUGGCGAUGGUGGGAGAUGGCGUUAAUGACUCCCCAGCAUUGGUCAAAGCAGACAUCGGUAUCGCCAUUGGAACUGGAACUGAUGUAGCCAUCGAGGCUGCUGACAUUGUGCUGAUCAGAGUAAGUUUUCACACCUCGCUGCAGCCAAUAACUUUACUGAGUACCAUUGAGUUGGGUAAUCUAUUUAUCAGCUACUCAAUUAUGGCCUCAAUUUAAUAUUUUUGGAUAAGCUUUUUAAAUGUAAUAUUUUUUGGUAAACUUAAAAUAUCAAAAAAAAACAUCAUAUAUAAAAGAUAUCAAUAUAUAUUAAAAAUCUACAUAUUUAAAUAUUUUUCAAAUUAGUAAAUUAUUUGAAAACUUAUCCAAAAUAUUAAAUCAAGCCAUGUGGCACCGAUUUAAUAUUUUUGGAUAAGCUUUUCAAAUUAUUUCAACAUUUUGAAUAGCCUUUAAAAACUAUUACAAAUAUUUUUUUAUACAUAUAUUUUUUAUAAGAUAUAUAUUUUAUAAUAUGUGGGGAAAAAAAUUAUUGUAAAACUUUAUCCAAAAUAUUAAAUCAUUUGAAACGCUUAUCCAAACAUAUUAAAUUGAAGCCAAUGUCAAAGAGCGUAGCGAUUUUACUAUUGUUGAUGGGGUUAAAGCUGCUUUAAUUCUGAUUAAUCAGUGUUAUUGUUAGGUAACAAAUGAGGGAUGUAAAUUGGUGUAGAUAUGUAUAUUCUACAUUUCACCCGUAAUUUUUCAUCAACUUGAACUCAAAUGCCGGAAUCAAGUAACAAGCCAAUUAGUUUGAUAAGGUAAAAAAAAGUUAAAAGCAAUGAUGUCUUAAAAUGUAAUGACCCCUAUUAUUGUCAGCCAGCCAAUCAGCCAGGCUAGGACAUGUCAAUUGUCAAAUAAAGCAUGACAGUAUCUUGCUAAGAUGCCAAUGGAAUAGUCAUGUUGUGGCUAAUGUUUUUCUUGUUCUCGUCUAUAAAUAUGUUGAUUUUACUUGGAAAAUAUAUUCUGAUUUUAACAUUAAAAGGAGAAAUAUGAAAUUAGAAAUUAUUGAUUGCAAUACCUACAUAGUAAUCAGAUUUAUUUUCCUACUUACAGAACGAUUUACUUGAUGUCGUCGCCAGUAUUCAUCUUUCAAAGAGGACAGUCAGAAGGAUACGAAUAAACUUUCUUUUUGCCUUAAUAUACAAUCUUGUUGGCGUACCUAUAGCAGCAGGUAUGUUAUCUGGUUAUUUUCAGUUGCAUGUAUACUUACUGUAUAUUUCAAUCAUACAAACUAUCACUGGCCAAUGUAAUGUUUUGAGCUGUGAAGUGGCUGGUGGCUGGGAUAACAAGGGGUCUCCUGACUGGAUGUUUGAUGGUUACAGAAUGUGCAGAGUUUUGGGUGAUAUGGAUUGACUUUAUCGAUAAUGAGGUUUCUCCAUUCUGUGUGUUGGCUGGUUAGGGGAUAAUGAGACUUCUCCAGACUGGAGGUUUGAUGGUUACAGAAUGUGCAGAGUUUUUGGUGAUACAGAUUGACUGUAUCGAUUAUGAGGUAUCUCCAUGCUGUGUGUUUGCUGGUUAGGGGAUAAUGAGGGUUCUCCAGUCUGGAGGUUUGAUGGCUACAGAAUGUACAGAGUUAUUGGUGAUACAGAUUGACUAUAUUGAUAAUUAGGUUUCUUCAUGCUGAAUGUUGGCUGGUUAGGAGAUUAAUAGGGUUCUCCAGACUGGAGGUUUGAUGGUUACAGAAUGUGCAGAGUUUUUGGUUAUUUUAACUGACUAUAUCGAUAAUGAGGUUUCUCUAUGCUUUGAAUUGGCUGGCUAGGGGAUAAUGAGGUUUCUCCAGUCUGUAGGUUUGAUUGUUACAGAAUGUCGGUGAUGUGGCUUGAAUGACUAUAUUGAUAAUGAGAAGUCUUCAUGCUGCAUGUUGGUUGCAGGGAUAAUGGAGGUUUUAAAGGUCACAGAAUAUUGAGGGUUCUUUACUGUGUGGCAUGUGGAUACACUGGCUACAUUUGUAAUGAGGUUUAUUAAUUCUGUGUGCUGACUGAUUAUAUAAUGAGGCUUUCAUAGGCUGAAUAUUUGAUAUUUUCAGAAUAUGCAGGGUGUUUACCAUGUGGAUAGACUGGCAUUAUUGAUACUAAAGUUUCUUCCUGCUCUGGGUUGAGUACAGGGUAGCAGGGGUUCUGCAGGUUAGAAGUUUGAUGGUUACAGAAUAUAAUGUUCAGGGUUCUCUACAUUGUGGAUUGACUGGCUCCAUUGAUAUUGAGGUGUCUUCAUGCUGUGAGUUACUUAAUUACAAGGGUUCUUCAGUCUAGAGGUUUGAUGGUUGCAGAGCAUGCAGAGUUCUCUAGGCUUUGGGUUUUAUGACUACACUGAUAAUAAAGUUUAAUCCCACUGUGAGUUGGUUGAUUACAGGAUCUAGUUUUCCUACCUAAUAAUAACUGGUAAAGGAGGUUUGCAUGAUAUUAUCCAAAUCGCGACAUGGGAACAUGGAUUCUCCACACUAUAGAUUAGUUGGUACCAGGGCUACAGUAGUUUUCCAGCUAGUUGCCUCUCCAGGAUUUGCUCAAUGUCAAUGAUUGUUAAGGUACAAGUAUGGGCAGGGUGAGCUGUGGGAUGGGUAAGUGAAUUCAAAGAAAAUUGUUCAAGACUCUUAACAGAUAUAACUUUGCUGUAUUGGCUUUAUCCUGGAACGAAGCAUCUCAAACUUGGCUCCCACUCAAUCAAUAUUAUAAGUCUGCCAACUUUUAGUAAUUUACAAAAACAGCCUUUACACCAGUAGAAAGCUCCCCACAUCAUACAAAAAGUAUGUUCUUGUACAAGUGUACAAUGAAUACUCGCACAGAGAGAAUCAGACUGCUUAAUAGAUAAACUACUUAACAAAUUGUUAUCUGAUGAGUAUAUUUGUCCAAUGUAGAGAGGUAUGCACAUUUAAAUGCUGUAUCAUUUAGGCAAUUCUUGUUAUUUUUCAUGUAGACGUAGAUCAUAUUCUUCUUAACAAUCAUUAAUAAUUCUGUCUCUACCGUCUAUCUUUACAAGGAGCCUUUAUGCCUCUGGGGUUGGUGUUGCAGCCAUGGAUGGGAUCGGCAGCAAUGGCAGCAUCCUCUGUGUCUGUUGUUUUAUCUUCAUUACAGCUAAAAUGGUAUGGCCCAUGUAUUAAUUCCUUCCUUCCUAUCAUCUUGUACACAUUCUGAAUCUUUGUUGCAAAAUCAAACAAAAAACUUGAACAAGCUUCAGAAGUGAUUGUAGAAAUCAAUCAUCAGAAAAAUAUCUUUGAAUUCCAUGGAUUAAUUUCACUGUUCAGAGUUUGUCUUACAAUUUUUUCUUUAUACAUAGCCUCAUGGAGUUCAUAAAAGUACUAAUGAUAUAUAGAGAAGAUAAAAUUGAAGCAUAGUUCAGAUGCAUCUUUAUUAUGAAAGUUAGAAACUGAAUAGCAAAGCUUCAAAUCAUAAAAAAGUAAACACAUUCUAUAGCAUAAAAAAGGAAAAAAAUUAAAGAAGUUAUAGAGCCUCAACAAUAUUAAUUUUGAGCCUUCAACAGUGGCUUGAAAUAUAGCUUCUGUGAAGGCUGCACAAAAUCUAUAGAAAUGUGAUAUUUCUAGACUUGCACACGGCAUAAAAUUUUGGUUCGGCUGAAUGCAUUCGGACAAACAAAAAAAUAAUUUUGAUAUUCAGAAUUGAUUUAGUCUGUUAGUUGAUAUGGUUUGGCCGACAUCUGGCCAAUAUUUUCACUUCAGAAUUUAAAAAAUCUUUCAGAAGAUAAGUCCGAUACUUAGAAACCAUUAUGUGGGUUUGACAAUAUUUAAGGAUGCCAAAUUAGGGAGCUCCUUCAUUUGGUAUCUUUAAAUAUGGCAAUCCUAGAUAAGGAUGCUAAAAUAGGGAGCUAUCUAAGCAGUUGAAAGAUAAAAAUUAUGAGAAUCCCUUCGUAAUUUUGUUUUUAGCUUUUUAUUAGAUGAUACCCUAAAUACCAUUUAAUGAUUUCUACAUUAAUGAACUAACAAACCAAAUGCCCAUGGAAGAAUUUCAGUCAUCAGUGAUUCAUUAAUUAUGUCAUUCUUCCAAAGUGCCAUUCAAAUGGCUGAAUUAUACCAAAAACAAAUGCCCCCGUCUAGUUAUUUCCUUAGUCUUUAUAUGUUAUUAAUUACCAAAUACAGUACUUCCAAAAAGUUAUGGGAAUAUAUACAGUAAAUGAUGUUCUGUCUACCUCUAGUGCUAGAUUUUGAAACUACUGUACUAGGCAAUUAAAAUGACUUCUUACGCUGUAUACAAACGUGGCAGUGCAUCUUACAUUUGAAUUUGAAGCUUCAAGCUCCUAUUAAACCACCAAUUUAUAAAUUGAAGACUUUUUAUCAGAAAGUUUCCAAAAAAUGGAAUUAGAGUUAUAGGAUAAAAUUAAUCAGCAGACAACACACAAAAUCCAAUGAAUGAUUGAGUAAAAAAAAGUUUGUAUUGUUUUGGAUUGAGUUAUUUUAUUUUUUAGAUCCUUUUAAUUUCCUGUUACAGGCGCAUCAACUGUAUCUUUAGUACAAGUGACAGCUCUUUUGUCAAGCAAUGUUUAUCAUGUUUCACAAGCUUCUUAUCUAAACAGUAGCCUGACCUCUUAACACGCAAUCAGCUCUUUCGCUAGAAUCCCGGGCAACUCUCUAUUCUAGUGUCUGUGAUAUUCCAGAGUUAAACUCCCUUGCUCCCUGUCUCCAACUCUCCUGGUCAGUACAUCAGUAGAUUCUCAGACACACACUCUUUAUUUUAGAUCUCCAUUCUCCCUCUCCUAUUUUAAUUUCUCUCUUCCCAUUCCUCCUUCCCCUAUGAGUCAGUUAUCUUCCUAAUCCAGUAUUUUAGCAAAUUCUAUGAGCAUUCUAUUUUUCUAAAGUAUACCUCAAUAAUCUAUCAUGACCUUCUCUUACAUUCUUCUUCUGCUGUACUUCAUAUUACAUUGAGCGAAAGAAGGAGUAGUGGAGGUAGACAAACCCCCCACUAUUUCCUCAAGGGAGAAGGUUACAGGAGGUAACAGGGGCUUAACCCCAAUUAACUAAGAAAAACAACAAGAAAGAAUAGAGAGGGAGGUCUAAUCCCCUAAAAGGGGGGGAGGCAGUGGUGGAUCCAGAGCCUGAUCUCGGGAGGGGCACUUGUAGAUUAUUUAAAGAAAUAAUCCAGACACAAUAACCACUACAGCUCAGUGUAGUGGUUAUGGUGUCAACAGUGCCAGGACCCCCUCCCAGAGUAAGUAGUCAAACCGUUUAAGAACAGUUUGACAACUUACCUGAGGUCUGCUGAGAAAUGGGGCUGUAGUAGGGCAUAUGAGCAGUGGUGUGUGUGAGUGGUGCAAUGUGUAAGGGGUGCAGUAUGUGUGUGUGUGUGUGUGUGUGUGUGUGUGUGAGAGAGGGGGACAGUGUGUGAGCAGUGUGUGUGUGUGAAGGUUGUAGUAUGUGAGUGAGGGCGGCAGUGUAUGUCAGGGAUGCAGUGUAUGUGUGGGACAGUAUGUGUGAGUAUUGCAGUGUAUGUGUGAGUGUGGGCAAUGUGUGUGUAUGGGGGCAGUAUGUGUGUAUGAGGGCAGUGUGUGUGUAUGGGGGGCAGUGUGUGUAUGGGGUAGUAUGGGGCAGUGUGUGUGUGUGUUUGGGGGGCAGUGUGUGUGUAUGGGGGCAGUAUGUGUGUGUAUGGGGGGCAGUAUGUGUGUGUAAGGGGCAGUAUGUGUGUAUGGGGGCAGUAUGUGUGUAUGGGGGCAGUAUGGGGCAGUGUGUGUGUGUAUGGGGCAGUAUGGGGGCAGUAUGUGUGUGUGUGUAUGGGGGCUGUGUGUGUUUAUGGGGGUAGUAUGGGGGGCAGUGUGUGUGUAUGGGGCAGUAUGUGUGUAUGGGUGCAGUGUGUGUGUAUGGGGGGCAAUGUGUGUGUAUGGGGGGCAAUAUGUGUGUAUGGGGGGCAGUGUGUGUGUAUGGGGGGCAGUAUGGGGGGCAGUGUGUUUGUAUGGGGGUGUAUGUGUAUAGAGUGUGUGAUAAGGGUAGGGGGGCUUCUUUUUUUUAAUAAUAUAUAUUUUUAUUUAUUUAAUUAAAAUAAAUAAAUAUUCUAUGUCCCCCCUCCUUUCUUACCUUUACUGGGAGGAGGGUGGACAUAUUUCGAUCCCUGGUGGUCCCAGUGGUGACUCCCUGCGAGUCCCAGUGGGCACAGAGAACUCUAGCCCGCGCUCCCGGGCUAGAGUUCACUCUCGUGAGAUUUGGAGCGUUGCCGUGGUAACCACGGCAACGCUCCAAAUCUCGCGAGAGGAGGACCCGGAGGAGCUGCAGCCUGAGCUCCUGGGUCCUCUCUCCUCCCUCUCCCUCCCCUGCCGGCUGUCAGCACAGUGCCUGCGGACCGGGGAGGGAGAGCUCUGAUCUCCCCUCCGGUCCGAAGGCAUAUUGCAGGGCUAGCACCUGCAUGUGCUGCUGGCAGGGGAGAGGGAGAGGGAGACUGGCGGAUUUCUCGGGGGGGGGGCAAUUGCCCCGUUGCCCCCCCCCCCCCUGGAUCCGCCACUGGGGGGAGGGGACUACCCUGACCAUUCAAAGAAUACCUCCUACUGUUAAAAAAAUCACAUAAAUUAGGGUAUAUAACCUUUAUUGAAAUAUGUAUAAAAUUUAUACAAAUACUGCCAAAUGUAUCUAAUGGCGAUAGAAAGGAGAAAAGGAUGGACUAAAUGUCCCUAUAUGGCUAUAGAGGGAGCACAAUAUAGGGGAGGUGUAUAGAUAGAGGUAGGUAGGGGAAGUGGCUAUUACCCUUUAUAAAGCAAAUCCUAACCACUUAACAAGUUGCUCUUGAUAAAGGCGUGCUUGAAAACGCCGAAACGCGCGUCGAGUUUAGAUAGCUUUAGCGGACGUCAACCAUUUGAUUUAAGGUUUUAGUUGUAGCUGUUGCUUUCUAUAUACUCUGUAGACAGUCUUAGCCAAUGCUAAUCUUCUGUUUUGAGUUUAGAUAGCUGUAGCUGACGCUACUUACGUUUACCCGAGAUUUUUGGUUGCAGCUGAAGCUAUUCAUUAUCUUUUUAGGCAGGUUUAGGCUACAUUACUUAUUUUUAGACGCUAGCUUUAGUAGAUUUUAGCUUUAUGUCUCUCACUUAUUUUUCUAGUCUGGAGAUAUCCCUAAGAGACUAUGCUGGCUCAUUCUAGCUAUUAAGGGGGUAUAGAUAGGCUGCUUUGAAGCAGCAGUUAGACGUAUGGUGUAGGUUUAGUUGGAGCAGUGCUAUAAAGGGGUGUUUUAGGUGACCUAUAUGUAUAUCUAGAAUUACCUACCUCUAUCUAUACACCUCCCUUAUAUUGUGCUCCCUCUAUAGCCAUAUAGCGACAUUUAGUCCAUCCUUUUCUCCUCUCUAUCGCCAUUAGAUACAUUUGGCAGUAUUUGUAUAAAUUUUAUACAUAUUUCAAUAAAGGUUAUAUAUCCUAAUUUAUGUGAUUUUUUUAACAGUAGGAGGUAUUCUUUGAAUGGUCAGGGUAGUCCCCUCCCCCCCUCUUAGGGGAUUAGACCUCCCUCUCUAUUCUUUCUUGUCGUUUUUCAUAUUACAUCAUUAAUUAAAAAUGAACUAUAAAGCUGUAUAUAGACCUGGGCGUAUGCUCUCUGGCUGUCCAUACAUGAACGGUGAAGGCAAUGGUUAAAUAUACACAAUGGCUACAGUAAUUCGCCUGGCCUGCAAUAUAUAUUGGCUUUAGCCUAAACCCUCUUUUAAAGCGAGAGCUAAUGUGCAUUGUCUAUGCAUUACAGUAUAAAUACAAAUUGCCGCUUAUUAAAGGACAACUGUCACCUGAAAACAAUUUUUAAUUCAUCAAGAUUUGAAAGGAAAUAGAUUUUGUUUUGAAUUAAGUAAAUGCUUCUGGGUUUCAAAAACUUUCUGACCCAAGGUGUAUGUAUAUGACUGUCAUAUACUAAAGGUAGAGAUGGGUUUUUCUCAUUUUUUUUUACAUAUACUAAAUUAAAAUAAUUGUAUUUCCUUUCCUUUUGAGGUGACAUAUUUUUUUACCUGAUUUUAAAACCACAUUUCUACAUAAAUGUAGUGUGUGAGGGGGGAGGGGAGAGUGUACGAAUAUAUUUUACUUUCUAAUGUGCCUUAAUAUUUCUGUUUAGCUACAAUAAGCCGGACCAGGAUCAAUAUGAGGCCCGAGCCCAGGGGUGCAUGAAACCUCUUACGCCCUCACAGAUAAGUGUUCACAUUGGCAUGGAUGACCGGAAACGAGAACUACCAAAGACGAACACUCGGGAUGAAAUCAGCCACGUUUCUAUGUCACCUCUUUCUCCAAACAAACAUUCUCGGCAGAACUCCCUGGUAAGAGAGCGACAAGAUAAGUGGUCUCUGCUCGUCAGUGAAAUGGAUGAAGACCAUCAUAUAUGAAUAACUGUCAACAGAAAGAAAAACUAUUUCAUGUAAAGUACCACUUCAAGCCACAAGCACAGAGACUUUGAAAACAGCCAUGUUCUUAUGACUGCCUUAACAAACCAAUAGUACCGGUUAAUUUUCAGUAGAAUAAUUCUGAUUGGCCACAGCAGGCAGCUGGGAUGCAAGUUAAUUGCAGAAUAUGGUGCAUGUCAUCACACUGUCAUUUGGACCAUUGUAAUGCAUCUUUAGCCACAGUUUACCAUCAGAGUUGUGAUCCUUUAAUUCUCUGUGUCACUAAGGGAACACAGGUAAUCUUUACUACAGGGUUUAGUUAGAGCUAACUGAGGCAUGAACAGGGAGGUAGCAUUGCCAACUUUAAAAAGAAACUAGCUGCUUUGAAACAUGUUUUUUUUUUUUUUGUGUAAUGCACAGUUACUGUUUUCUGAUAUUAUUUUUUUUAUACCAAAAUUACCAAAAAAAUAAGGCCACUUGGGUUUUAAUAGAUCCUGUAACUGGUAAUUCAUUAUAAAUAUAUUCUGUGUAUAUAGAACACAAAGCAAGCAAUAUCAUGUAAAUGUUUGGCUAUAUUUCUAUCAGUAACUCAGAUGUAGUCUAGUGUAUAAGUAAGAUGGAUUCUCAGAGCAACCUUAUUUGAUAUGUUUAUUAGUGCAAAAUUAAGAUAUGAUAUUUGCAGAUUGUAACUGCAGAUGCUGACAUGGUGUAAGGAGAUGUUACACUUUAUAAAGGUACCAAAAUGUUAAAAUAAAUAUAUAUAUAUAUAUAUAUAUAUAUAUAUAUAUAUAAUUUGAAUAAUUGUGAAACUAGGAUAAUUUAAAGUUUGUAUAAAUAAUAAAUAGCUUUAGAUGUGCUUUAAUUUUUAGUGAUAAGAUAAUGAAUGGACCAUUACUACUGUGUCAUUAAUAUGUAAACAAUCUGUGACUUAUGUGCUUUCUCCAACCUGCUUAAUUGAAUUGUCUUUUACCCGGCAUGGUAGUUUGUACAGAGUUAUCUGGAAUUUGGUUACCUGAGCAGCUGCUUAAUUCAUAUUUACGCUGUGUUGAUCCUGGCCGUGAAUAUGUUGCAGUUACAUAGAAUUGACCUUCAUCAGUGAAGUUGCAGAGCAGUGGAAUAGAAGUAUGAAAUUACACUCGCUGCCUUCGUGAGCAAGGAGAAGGAUCAUGUCUAACGUCUAUGUAUUUAGAAAAGGACAAAUGGCAUUUAGCUGUUAUCAAAAUCUAUUUUAACUUUUUUUCUUUUUUAUAAAUGUGCCUUUUAAAGGUUUAUAUGUUCAACAUGUCAUACCUUGUUUAUUUAUACUUUUUGGAAUAUUUUUGUUUAAUGCUUAAAUGAUAUGUUUACUUGCACAAUGCAAUUUGCACUAUAUCAUGCAUUAUUUUUAUCAUACAUAUGUGAAUAUGUGCUCACAGAGUAUGAGAAUAAAAUGAACUAACAUAGUCGAAAUGUAACAAAUCCCAUUGUAGUCUGACUGGUAAAAUAUGUUGAUUAUUGUUAUUUAGACAGGGAUAACCAUGGUUUCUGUUAUUAUUGUACAUUUGUAUUGUGUAGCCAUCAUAAUAGAAUAUUCCUUCUGAUUGCUCUGCCUAUACCUUUUGCUCCAGAAUUGCACCUCAUUCAUAAUGCCAGUGUGUUUCAAAUCUAGCACCUAACAUUCCAAAUUCCACUCUGACCAAUCUCAAUUUCUCACCUAUUGAUUGCAGAGACACUGCUGAUCACAAAUGCUGACAAGGUUAACCUUCUUAACAAAUCAAAAUAGUUUACACAAAUCUUUUAGACAAACAGCGUAUUGAACCUGGUGAGCAGACUCAGUUACAGAAACAGCUGCAAUAACUCUUACUUGUAUUCACACAUCUAGUCUGAUCAACUCUUUAUUCCUUUGAGGUCAAUAAAAUAAGUAUCAUUUUGAACUAGAAAAUAGUAAUAUAUUUACUCUAAUGACACAAUUGAAAGCUAGUGAAAUCUCUACAUAUUCUUCGGUUAAUUACUUUGGUAUUAUCCCUAGCACUUUUCACAUUUAGUAUGUUUGGCAAGAAAAAGUUUGAGAAGCCAUCAAUAAAUUCAUCUCAGUAGCUAAUGCUGAAAUCCAAAAUUCUUUAUCUAACGCAGAAAGAGGAGAGUUGGAGUUAUGUGGCAUGGGCAACGCUUACCGUCUAAAAUGUUGAAUCACUGAGCAUGCAGACUGCCAGGGUAACUCACUGAAGCAUUAAAGAGACACUAUAUUCACCAAAACAACUUUAGCUUAAUGUAACAAUUUUGGUGUAAAGAUCAUGUGCCUGCAGUCUCACUUCUCAAUUCUCUGCCAUUUAGUCAUUAAAUCACUUUGUUUAUACAGCUCUAGGCACACCUCCCUGCAGGUGACUUGCACAGCCUUGCUAAACACUUCCUAUAAAGAGAGAUCUAAUGUUUACACUUCCUUUAUUGCACAGUUUGUUUAAUUUAGAAUUUCUCAUCUCCUGCUCUGUUAAUAGCCUUCUAGGCGCUACAGGAGUCUUCUGUGUGUGAUUAAAAAAUUAUUUACAGAGCAUGAAAUAAGAACUUCUAAAGCAAGUUAACGUCUGAUUGAAAAUUAAACCGUUUUUUUCAUGCAGGCUGUGUGAGUCAUGGACGUGUGGCUAAAGCAACAUAAACAAAGUGAUUUAACUACUAAAUGGCAGAUAAUUGAUACACUAUAAAACUGCUUAAUUUAGCUAAAAAUGUUUUGAUGUCUGUACCAUCCCUUUAACAGUUUGACUGAAUUCAAAGUGGGGGCAUGAUGUAUACACCAAAUCUGCUUCAUUAAGCUAAAGUUGUUUUGAUGCAUAUUUAUAUAUGAUCCAACAUGGAUUUGACAUUUAGACAGUAAUAACACAUUUGAAAACAUAGCUUUCUUCAAUAUUUUUAAAAAAUUUUUUUAUUUUUUUUGUAAUUUAGUUUUUUUUUUAAAUUCACUUUGUGUUCCUGACAAUUCCCAGCAUAUUGAAAAACCCUAAGAAUACAUUCAAGAAGCCAAGGAUAGAGAAUCAAGAAGGUUACUGGUAAUUUCAUCAAGCAAAUGGCUAAAAUUGGAGGUUACAGUUCAACUGUUUGAGCCUAAAUAAAUAUGCACAAUAUUUCGUAAAUCUUUAAAACUGUUGAAUAAGAAAAACGGGCUCACGGGAAAUUUACCAAUAAAGACAUGUCGAAAAUAUUUAAUAGAACUUUAGCUUUCCGUCUGAAAGUUUAGCACUUAAUAUACUGGUGGCUUAUUUCAUUUAAAAGUGUCAUGCAGUAAUGGGGGGAUCAGUUUAAUUUAGAAAUUGCCUUAAUGGCUUCAGAUUUUCCUUUAUAAUGUCUGAAUCACAUUUCAGUGAAAAGCGUAAUUAGCAAAUUCCAUGUAAUUGAUGUUUAAGCAAAAUGAUCAAAGUAUAUUUAUUUUUAUGAUGAGCUAAAAUAAACAUUAGUAUUUUUUCACAACUGUUUUGUGAUGUCUGUUUUUAUAAAUAGGAUUGAGAGAAUGCACAGUCUGUGCUACUUCAACCCACCACCCAUUAAUUUAUAUGUAUUGCAUCAUUUUCUAAAUGUGUUACAUUGUCUUGUAUCUACAUAUACAGUACUGGCAUUUUAUGAUUGUCUGUGUGCUGAAUGUGCUGUGAAUAUUACUUGUGUGGGAAUAGAAACACUGUUACAUUCUGAAGCUGGGCUAUUUAAAUCCUCUUUACUCUAAUUCUUCUUUCCACGCAGUUUUAACUUGAAGGUAAAUGAACAAGUAAACAGUUAAGAAAUGAUGACUUUUUUUUUGUCUAUUGUACACAUCAAUAAAAUAAAUCAAUAGCUUUUUUUGUUUUUAAUGAACGCUAAUUGAUAUUUAUUUCUUGGUAUAGAACUGGGGUCAGGGUUCUAAUAUACAAUUUGUCUCUCUGACCAUAUUCAGUUUAUUCCUUAGUUUUGGUUCAAUUUUUUACAACCUCUACACACUACAGCCACUAAUUAUUUGUACCUUGAUACUCUGGAGGUUCUACUGAACUAUUAAAUUACUCAAAUCUGAGAAUACUUAUAAUAGCUAUUAAAAUCCUCUUACUACUUGAAGUGGCCUUUGAGACUACUUUACUCAGAAUUUUAAAGGUGUAUUAUCACUCUGUUGUUUAUUCACAAUGUCACAUUUGUUUGGGUUUUGGUUUUUCAUAUAGAACCUACUGUUCUAGUUAGGCUCUUUAUAUUUGAAUAUCUUAAUAUUCGGCUUUAAUAAAGGUUUAUACCACCUAUACGGAUUUUUACUUUUAAAGGUACUUCUUUUGGUGGAGUGGGAGUCUGCACACUUUAAGUGGGCGGUCUUCCCUUCCCGCUUUAUGUUUAGUCUAUUCCAUAGGCUUAUACCAUAUUUAUGGAUACUUAAUUCGUUUAGAGGUUCUCGCCUAUGGAGGAGGGACUCCCCACAUAUUUGUGAGGAGUUAUCCUUACUCCAUUUAGUAGUUUCUGUUCAAUUUAUUUUGGGUGAUGCCCUUGAGUUCCUCUGUAACCGAUUAGGAGACACCAGUGUUGACUAGUGUAGCCCUGUUGCCUCUUCUUGUGUAGCAAUAAAAUCUCAUCAAGCUGGGUUUGUUGGCAAUCUUCAUUUAAAACAAGAUUUAUAAUAUUACAGGAACAAUAAGAAAGGAUAAUACAAUAUGCACGAUUGCAUCAAUGUUUACUAGAAAUCGUGUCAAAAGAUAAACAUAAAGAGGCUAUGGAGGACUAUUGUAGCAAAUGUCUACAUAGUGAUGGUCCAGUUAGAUUUAAAUUCGGGGUAAAGGAUCAAGACCAAUAAAUUGGGUGCGAGAAGGGAAAGUCAAUGGGAAGAAAGGUGAGGAAGAUGAAAAGAAAAAAAAUAAGUGUCCAAUUUUAUGUGUGCCAGAUUCAGUUACACACAGGGUGUAAUGCAUCCCCUAUGCCCCUGGAUGAGUAUAUCCGCUGUAGUUCUCCCAAAUCCCUAGUGCAGCAGUGAUUAUAGCUCCCAAUUCCCCAAACAUCAGCCUAGUCUUGAUGAAGGGUAAAAACAAAUGUGUUUAAUCAUGGCCAAAUGGCCCACUUAUAUACAAAACAAGAUUGCAGUAAAACACGUCCAGAACACUCACACAAAAUGUCCACAAAUUCCUGUAUCAGAGUGACUCGGCAUGAAAACAUUAAAUAUCAAAAUACAUAAAAAACACAUACAAAACAAAUAGGAACCCCCACAAAUUAUAUAUAAUUAAAUAUCCCUGAUCUGAGCACCCAAGUAAUCCAAAUAGCGCUCAGUGUAGGGGAAACCCCACCAUGUGGAAGUUCUGACCGGCCGCACACAUGGUCCUAGGCCCAAAACAGUUCCAGGGCAUUUGGUGCUUUUGCCGGUCAACUUCCAGGAGCUCCUGCGGCCGCAAUACAGGGUGCUUCGGCUGGCUCCUACGUAGCGUUUGUUCCCCUUAGUCUCCGGCACCUUUCCUCCAAAAAGAGCUCUACUUGCGGAUUUCAAAUUGGUCCAAAACCGUGAACCAAGUUGUCCGGGAACCGCAUGGUCACCUCAUGCCGAAAACAGUUCCAUAAGAUUUGCGGGGAAGUACCACUGGGACUAUUCGUGGGUUUGGUUCAUGCGAACGGCCACCAGAGAGCCAACUUUCGGUCCAUUUGCAUGAAGGGAAAGUGCUGAACCAGGGGCAACCAGGGGCAAGCUACUAAUGGCGGUUGGGGAGAUUUAACUCCCGAACAGGGUCUUUGUAAAUGUCCCAUAGUCGGUGGGCAGGAGGCCAGCUUCUACACUCCUCCAUGAAUUCGUGGCAAAUGUCCAAGGCAAGGAACGUUUGUCACACAGGGCUAUAUGAAAUUAAUUUAAUUCAUAUUUGCAUGCAAUUUUCAAAAUUAAUCUUUCAGUGCCACGUUCAGAGACUGCAUUACAUAAAUAUAUUUAGCUCUUACCAUCCAUUGCUGCAGAGUGGGUGCAGAUGGUCUCCACUUGGUUGGAAUAAGGGACUUACCUGCAAGACCCCCAACGGUGACAUGGCCACUAGAGAUCCAGUGGCGUGGGGCACGUAACGAUAAGAUAUACUUACCUGAACCUAUCCCACGCGGUCUGCUUAGACACACAUGCCCCCCCUCUAUGAAAUGCUCAUUUUUCAGGGGCGGGUGACAGUGCUUCUUUAAUAAGGCGACUUUUCAACAAAAAUUUCACUGGGGUGGUGGUAUGGUGUCAAGAUCUGAAAGAAGUCAGACUCGACAAUCUUCACAAUAGUGGUGUGAUGUAAGAUGUACAUGAUGGAGCGUAAGCUUUUAGUAUCUUAACAAGGAUUGUUUGGAAUAAGUGUAUUGUCCUCAGGAGUGGAUUCAUCUUCACUUGUUAAUUCUACCAAAACAAGCUCUAUACUGCCCUAAUCAAUUAUCCUGAUACAGUCAGGCGGAGUUAAGCUACUGAAGAAGACUGAGCUCCUGGCCGCUGGCAUAUCUAAAGACCACUACCCACGCUCAGACUCAAACCGCAUUCACCCCAGGGCGACCCAGAGACUCAGCGGGGGCUAUGGAUCGAAAAAUUAAAAAACAAAAGGCGGAUGCGGAUAAGCCCCAGCCGGGCAUAUGUAUUGGGGAGCUCUGGAAGCAGGCCCACGACGCAGCUAGCACCAAGAUGGCAUCUCUUCACAGAGGGUGUUCGUAUUUUAGGGAGGGGUCCCUGACACUGCCACUGCUGAUCUGGCCACAGACCUGGCCCUCCGCAACAACAUCCACCCCGGUGAAAUUGGAGGCCCUUGGCAGAACACCAUGGUAAAAUAUCAGCCAAAGUGGUCAUGAUCCGAGAGGAUCUAAAAAGCAUAGCAGCACGGUUGCGGGCAGUGGAAGAUAAACCAGCCAUCACACCCGCCAGAUCUCGGAACUGCAGACCGCAAUCCAAGACCUGCGCCAACAAAACCUGCUUCACAGCAAGUGUCCAUGUUGGAGGACAAAAGGCACCAAACUCACCUGGAAAUCAGAGGUGUUGCCGGCUCUGUCCCAGAAGCAGAGCUCAUCAGACGGCUCAUCGCCGCGAUACUAAACCCAAAGGCAGCCAGAGCGAUAACGCUGGACAGAAUUUUCCGUAUACCACGACCGGCCAAAGUACCACCAAAUGCCACCGGAGACAUAGUGCUCCAGUUCCAAACCCUGAAAGACAAAGCAGCACUCUUGGAGGCCGUCAGACAUACUCAUUUGAGGAGAUGGCCCUAUCGUUCUAUGCCGACCUCUCGAGUGGAACACUAGCAUGGAGGAGAUCCCUGAGCCAAUUUACAACCCUCCUGAGAAGACACCAUCUUAAAUACCGCUGGGGACCAGGCCGCACUAUCCACAUUACUACAGGAGACACCUCGCAGGUCAUCCGCGACAUGUUAGAGGCCAUGAGGACCUUAGGCAAGCUAGGCCUCCCUCUGGACUCACUCAAACCUUCAGAGAUUUGCGGGUAAGUACCACUGGAACUAUUCGUGGGUUUGGUUCAUGCGAACGGCCACCAGAGAGCCAGCUUUCGGUUCCAUUUGCAUGAAGGGAAAGUGCUGAACCAGGGGCAACCAGGGGCAAGCUACUAAUGGCGGUUGGGGAGAUUUAACUCCCGAACAGAGUCUUUGUAAAUGGCCCAUAGUCGGUGGGCAGGAGGCCAGCUUCUACACUCCUCCAUGAAUUUGUGGCAAAUGUCCAAGGCAAGGAACGUUUGUCACACAGGGCAAUAUGAAAUUAAUUUAAUUCAUAUUUGCAUGCAAUUUUCAAAAUUAAUCUUUCAGUGCCACGUUCAGGGACUGCAUUACAUAAAUAUAUUUAGCUCUUACCAUCCAUUGCUGCAGAGUGGGUGCAGAUAGUCUCCACUUGGUUGGAAUAAUGGACUUACCUGCAAGACCCCCAACAGUGACAUGGCUACUAGAGAUCCGGUGGCGAGGGGCACGUAACGAUAAGAUAUACUUACCUGAACGUAUCCCACGCGGUCUGCUCAGACACACAUGCCCCCCCUCUAUGAAAUGCUAAUUUUUCAGGGGCGGGUGAGAGUGCUUCUUUAAUAAGGCGACUUUUCAACAAAAAUUUCACUGGGGUGGUGGUAUGGUGUCAAGAUCUGAAAGAAGUCAGACUCGACAAUCUUCACAAUAGUGGUGUGAUGUAAGAUGUACAUGAUUGAGCGUAAGCUUUUGGUAUCUUAACAAGGAUUGUUUGGAAUAAGUGUAUUGUCCUCAGGAGUGGGUUGAUCUUCACUUGUUAAUUCUACCAAAGCAAGCUCUAUACUGCCCUAAUCAAUUAUCCUGAUACAGUCGGCGGAGUUAAGCUACUGAAGAAGACGGAGCUCCUGGCCGCUUGCAUAUCCAAAGACCACUACCCACGCUCAGACUCAAACCGCAUUCACCCCAGGGCGACCCCGAGACUCAGCGGGGGCCAUGGAUCGAAAAAUGAAAAAACAAAAGGCGGAUAAGCCCCGGCCGGGCAUGUGUAUUGGGGAGCUCUGGAGGCAGGCCCAGGACGCAGCUAGCACCAAGAUGGCAUCUCGUCACGGAGGGUGUUCGGAUUUUACAGAGAGGUCCCUGACACUGCCACUGCCGAUCUGGCCACAGAGCUGGCCCUCCGCGACAACAUCCACCCCGGUGAAAUUGGAGGCCCUUGGCAGAACACCAUGGUAAAAUAUCAGCCAAAGUGGCCAUGAUCCGAGAGGAUCUAAAAAGCAUAGCAGCACGGUUGGGGGCAGUGGAAGAUAAACCAGCCAUCGGAACUGCAAACCGCAAUUGAAAACGUGCGCCAACAAAACCUGCUUCACGAACGGCAAGUGUCCAUGUUGGAGGACAGAAGGCACCAAACUCACCUGAAAACUAGAGGUAUUGCCGGCACUGUCCCAGAAGCGGAGCUCAUCAGACGGCUCCUCGCCGCAGUACUAAACCCGAAGGCAGCCAGAGCGAUAAUGCUGGACGGAAUCUUCCGUAUACCACGACCAGCCAAAGCACUACCAAAUGCCACCGGAGGCAUAGUGCUCUGGUUCCAAACCCUGAAAGACAAAGCAGCAGUCUUGGAGGCCGUCAGAGGACAGCAGACAUACUCAUUUGAGGAGAUGGCCCUAUCGUUCUAUGCCGACCUCUCGAGUGGAACACUAGCAUGGAGGAGAUCCCUGAGCCAAUUUACAACCCUCCUGAGAAGACACCAUCUUAAAUACUGCUGGGGACCAGGCCGCACCAUCCACAUUACUACAGGAGACACCUCGCAGGUCAUCCGCGACAUGUUAGAGGCCAUGAGGGCCUCAGGCAAGCUAGGCCUCCCUGUGGACUCACUCAAACCUUCGGAGACUUCCACGGGGCCACAACGUUCCUUCGGAAGAGAUGCAGCCAGCGCUCCGGAAUUCGUACCACGACAACCUCCCGUGGAACCAUAUGCCACGGCGAAAACCUGAAGGGGGGCGAUACCCCACGGUAAAUUAACCGAGACGUUCCCCCCUUGACACACACAACUGUCCAUAGGACUACAGAUUGAACAUUGAGACUUUUUUUUUUUAUUACUUAUGUUACUUAUUUUAAUUUCACUAUAUUCCACUCCUCAGUAUGUAAUUAACCCUGAUAUAACACUAUUUAUAUUGUCAGGUGUCAUAUUAUUUUUCUGCUGGGCACUUUAAGAUUAUUGCGCUAUUUCACAUCAGCCCAAGCCAGGCCCCGGGAACACAGACCUAGGCCCAGACCCACGCGACAAACAACUGACUAACCCCCUAACUCCUACCGUCCCUCCCCUUCCCACCCUCUUACCACUCGAGGGAAACAUGGAGACAUACAAUUGCAGCAAAACGGCUGACCAUGGUGAAAGGACCGUCUCCCUGUUCCCGACGGGGAGCCCGCACCAACCAAAUCCCCUUCUUUCCCCUAAUGAACCAGGCGCAAACACCUCGACACAGGGGCAAACCAGCGAUAUCAGCUGGGACCCCGACCUAAUCCUGACGGCACCCACUGAGCUCACCUCCAACAACUGUCCAGGCCCCAUAAAGCCCAAGCCAAACAACCCCCCCGACCCCCUAUAGCCUCACGCAACUGCAAUCUGGACUCGACUCACACGACCCCACACAAACCUCGGUUGGGCUGGGCACCUGACCACUUAAAACCACGGGACACCCAAAUACGCAAGGAAACAGCACACACUCCACCACCAAGCUACGACCAAACAUAUACCCACGUAUCGGCGACAUACAGUGGCCAUCACAAGCUCUCACUCUUUGACCAAACUCACUACCUCAGACUAGUGACAGGUCUUGUACACACGACUUCACACGGCAUUUGCUCACACUCUGCAUGUACAUGCUUACUCGUACACUCCAACCUACCGGUUAACAGCGACUUCUCCUAUGCGAUCAUACUCAACCAUUCUCUACCUGUUUAUAGUGCAUAAACAUAACGGGGACUGAGGAUCCAGUGGUCUUCUAAUCUCGACACGUCAUGUCAAUACUGGUAGGUCACUCCUUGCAAGCACUACACCAAACCUAUCUACACAAGUAGGGCAUUUGUUAUCAGUUUGAAACUAAUGUUUUAGAAUCUGUUUUACACAACCAAGACAAUGCAGCUCCUGUUCCUCGAGCUACCUUUUCUAACAAAAAAUAGAGUGCAGUACAUCUUGAUGUUUAGCGUGUAUAACGUAGGGUGUGUCUUACACCAAAUGUGAUAUGUGUACUUAACCCUGCACUUUGAAAAAUAAAGAAUUUAAAAAAAUUAUCCUGAUACAGUUGAACCAGGUCUCUGGCCUCCGGGUGACCAGAAGUUGUAGAUUUUAUACAGAUAGAUGUGAACACAAGGCAAAUCUGUUUAUUUAGUAUGUAAAUACAGUGAGUACAUUUUAUUCAAUAUAGUGCAUAGAGGUUUUUUUAUGUUCUUAAAAAAAACAAAAAACACUAAACUACCUUAUUUUACAUUUUAUUUGAAAGGACACUCCACUACCUAAAUGUGUUUUUUUUUUUUAAAUAAAAAAUACUGUUUAGUAGAUAUACCCACAAUGAAAGCACGCAUACAUUUAUUAAUGCCUUUUUACUGGUGUUAUAAAUCAAAGCAGCUUGAAAGAGCUGCAGAUCUCUUGUCUGCAGCCUUUGCAAGCCCUCCUCUUCUAAGCCCACCCAGACAUUAUGUGGCUGUCCAAUCACAGACUUCCCAAUACAACUCAAUGAGUAGUCUGUGCAAGGCAGGUUAUAUGGGCAAAUGCUGCCUCUUAAGUUCACUGCAAAUAAGCUAACCAAACCAGGAAGUAACAGGACUUGGUGUCGGCUUGAAAGCCAACAAAUCUAAUGAGGUUAAUUUAUAAAAGUGCCACUAUCUAUUAAAAGCUUCAUUUUCUGUACACAUACAGCAUUUUAGCUAGCUCUAGGCCACGGGUCGUCAACCUGGUCCCUAUCGCCCACUAAUGAGCAUUUCAAGAUUCCAGGUGGGCGGUAGGGAUUUCCUCAUUUGGAGAGAUUGGGUGGGCGGGCGGGUGCGAGCCGGCGGUACCCCUGUGACUGGGUACCGCCAUCACCACUUGCGGUUUGACGUCCGGGCAGGGGCUGCCGUCCAAGAGGUCCAUCGGGUGGCCCAUGCUGUCAGGGCCACCCGAUGGAUGUGGAUUGUUAGGGGUCCCGGUCAGCCUUGGGUGCUUUAACAGCGUGACUGGGCCCCCUGUGAUUACAUCACAAGCUGGGAGGAAGUGACUGCACGUCACUCCUCCCAGCUAACACACAGACCGUGCGGGAGGAAGACCAGGGAGUCAGAGUAGGAACUCUGACUCCCAUCCACCUGAGCCACGACUGGACCCCAGGGAAAGUCACCAUCCUGCACCUUAAAGGUAGGAAACAUGAGGGUGACUUAAAUAUAAUGUGUGUGUUUGUUUGUGUGUGUGUGUCUUUGUAUUUAUGUCUUGUGUGUGUGUGUGUCUUUGUAUGUAUGUAUGUGUCUUUGUAUGUAUGUCUUGUGUGUAUGUAUGUGUCUUGUCUUUGUAUGUAUGUGUUAUGUGUGUAUGUGUCUUUGUAUGUAUGUGUGUCUUAUGUAUGUGUCUGUAUGUAUGUGUGUCUUGUGUCUGUGUGUAUGUGUGUCUUGUGUCUAUGUGUGUGUGUCUUUGUAUGUAUGUCUUAUGUGUGUGUCUGUGUGUGUCUGUAUGUGUGCCUGUAUGUUUGUAUGUGUGUCGUGUGUGUGUGUGUGUAUGUGUGCCUGUGUGUCUGUAUGUAUGUGUGUGCCUGUCUGUGUGUAUGUGUGUACGUGUGUCUUGUGUGUGUGUCUGUAUGUGUGUCUUGUGUAUGUGUUAGUAUGUAUGUGUGUCUGUCUGUUAUAGUGGGCUAUAGUAAGUGGGCUACCUAGCUCAGCCUUCUUACUGGGCAUUGCUAUAAGUAAGGUUAAAAAAUAGAAAAAAGGGGGAAAAAAGGUGGGGAGGGGAGCUGACGCACAGAUGAGAAAUCAUAUUAUGCGCAAACAGAGAAGUCGUCUGAAUAUCACCGAAAGAGGAGACCUUUGUUUGUUCCUUACGAAAAUCGAACCAGAUAUCAAAUAUUUAGUCUCGCAGCAUCAGCCUCAAGGAUCUCAUUAAUCACUAGUAAAGGUAAUUUCAAUUUACUUUAUUGUUUUCUCAUUAAACUUUAUAAAGUUAAAAACAUUAUAAAUACGCAUUAAGUAGAAAUAAAAAGAUAAAUGUACGUACAUUUAUUUUUUUUAAAACGCCCUCCUUUCUCAAAAAUAUUCCGCACUUGCGCGAAAACUGGUGGGCGGUAAGGAAAUUUUUCCAUCAAGAAAGAUGCAUUAGUGGGCGGUAGGAAGAAAAAGGUUGACUACCCCUGAUCUAGACAUUGGGAGUCUUCCUUUAAAUGAAAUAUUUUUUUAUUUUCUCACCAUACUGUGUUUUAUUAUGCAAUAAAGGCACACUUCAUGCAGCAGGUUACCCCAUGCACUAGGCUCAGUCACUGUAAGUCCAUCAAGCAGUACAAGGUUACAAUGUGACACACACUAAGAUCCCUGCAGUGCUCAGUGGGCAUGGAAUAGUUAAUGUGGGCGAGGCCUCCUGCUAGCUGUCAGUGUGGGAGGGAGGUGAAGAGGUGAUAGGGGCAGGGACAUGGGGGGUGCUGCUCUCAGUGCAAACUCUUGUCUGAUUCUGUAAAACACAACAUGUCGCUGUACAGGAACACCGUGUGGUUUAUAAAGGGGCUGAGAGAAUACACCAAGUAAGUGCAGAGCUCAAUGUGUGUAACUGUGUGCAGAACAAGCUCCAUCAUGGGAACUGCAUGCAAUCAGGGCUGGGUGUGGUGGUUAUAGUCAUUUAUUGUAUAAUCAGACCAUUCCUCUGAGUGGGACCUUUUCAAUAUUGCACACACUGUUUUUCUACUGCUAUAUGCCUUAUAUUAGGAGUGGACAACAUGUAAAUCCCAUUUAAAGGGCCUCUGGCAAGGCAUGAUAGGAACUGUAGUUCAGUGAGGGGAGUCUACCUUCCCCCACACCCCAUUCCCUAUUGAUUAGCAUCAGGAAGCCGGUAUACCUAACAUAAUGCUUGCUGUGUUGAUUGCAAAUUGAAGUCUGAGCUCUCUUAAUUGCUAAUAACUUUGACAUAUAAUGCUGAAUUUGUGAACAGUGUAAUGUAAUAAAAUAAUAUAGUCUAAUUGUUCUUUUAUGGCUAUGUGUGAUUUUUGUGUACUUUAAACCUUUUUAUAAUGUAUUGUGGUAUUCAGUGUGUGUUAUGUAUAAUCAAUGGCACUAACGUUCACAGACACACAUUAUGCAAGGCUUGUGUAACAGAGAGGGCGGUAACUGCUAUGUACUAUACUGUUACAUAGUUAUUGUUUAACCUAACAGAUCAGUGGCUGUCUUGUUGGUUAUGAAAUCUGUCUGAUGCACUAAGGUACCAUCACUAUCUCUCUCUGGUCUUUGGCCAAGCCACUAUAUCCAUCACAUCUGUAAAGUAUCGACCAAGCUUGUAUAUCCUGUUUCCUCAUAUGAGAAUAAUCAGCCCACAGAUUGGUUCAUAGUAACAGAUACUUAAUACAUGGUUAACAUACUGAUUUCAGUUUAUUAGUAGUAUCAAUAAUAUUUGUUAAUGUAAAUAAUCAUAAGAAUUGAUAGAAACUGAUUUUACCAGAAAGGAUCUGCUUAUAUCAGCCUAGUUUUGAAGUAUGUCCUCCUAUAUAUACAUUGCCUUGUUUUUAAUUAUUCAACUCUGUAUCCUUGGGAGGAUGCAGGAUGAGUUGAUGGUGUGCCAAUUCUGGAACUUUGGAACUUGUCUCUCCAGCCAAUGCAUUCCCCAGGCAAAUUCAAAAUUUUAUAUUCUAAGAAUAUUUUAUUAAAAACAUCCAGCUUUGAGUGUUAAAAAAUAUUAACGUGAUUUGUGUACUGCACUGUGAGCAAACUAACACACAACACCUUCCAUCACAUUUUCACCCAGUUACAGGGCAUGAUGUUUUAAAACCUUCCUGAUACCCCCUGGCCUGGGUUAGAAGUGGAGAGCUUGCAAAGGCUUCAGACAAGAGAACCACACGUUUCUCAAGCUGUUUUUAGAUCUAUCCCCAAUGGAAAAAAAUGAUUAAGUGAAUGUAUGGAUUCAUUUGGGGUAUAUCUACUAAACUGUGAUUUAUUUAUUUUAUUUGGGCAGUGGAGUGUCCCUUUCAGCAUAUUUCUGUGAUGUCACACCUCAUGACUCUAACAGUCUCCAUUGAUAUAAUCUAUAUGUUGCGUGAUUGGUGUGAGUAGGACACACCGAGAUCUGCGAGAUUUGUGUGGAAACGAAGACUGGACGAUUGUACUUGCCCCCGUGUCAAGUUGAUGUCAAGUUAGCAGUCCACCCCUGGAUUGCUGAUAACAUUUCCCACGUGAAACAAUGUUGUUUGCUUUUAAUUACAUUCAAAUUGACACCAGUUUCCACUUGUAUUUUUUUUUUUUAUUCUAGAGGUGGAUAUGAAGCGGCAGCCAAACACUUUUGUGCCUGUGAUUUGGAAGUUGAUGUCACUGGAAGACACUACAUGAUUACUGGUGCUAAUAGUGGGAUUGGCAAAGCAACGGCUCUGGCAAUAGCAAAAAAAGGUGUGGCAGAUGCUACCAAAAUAGUUUGCAAUAUGCAAUUUUAUUUGAAGAUUAAGAAGUUCACAACCACUUUCACUGGAGUGUUCCUUUAAAUAACCUACCAGUGUCCCUCCUGAGAUUAGGUUCUGGAUCCACCCUGGGUCAAUCAUGUCAAAAGCAGUGGAGAGGUUGAGCAAAAUUGGUGGUUAAUAGUGACCUUUGAAUUGAGUUGUGAUUAGGUCAACUGGUCACCUUGAUUAGGACUGUUUUUUAAUAGAAUGUAGAGAGUGGAAACAUUGAAGAGAGUCAACGAAAGAACUGGUAUUUUAAAGAAUGGCUCAGACGGGUACAUACAAAUUGUUUGGGAAGCUUGGAGGCGAAAGAGAGGUCAUUGGAUGGUAGUUAGAUGGAGAAGUUAAAUCAAGAGAAAGCUUUUUAGUAUAUUGACCAGUAUAUACAAAACAUUGAGCUACUGUCCCUUUUUUCUCGCAACUUGCUGCAUGUGACAUCAGACCUGACCAAUUAUAGAUUGACCCAAGCUAAAAAGUAGACCUAAGCUAUGAGUUAAAAUUGAUGCCUUGGCAAUCCUACUGCAACUAGGAAGAGAGACCCAUAAUGUGAAAUAAAGUAUACAUUUUUAUAAUAGUCUGAAGAGUAGAUCAUUUAAAGCCAACAGUAUACAUUUUUUUUGUACUGCAGCAUACAACUGUGAUAUUCAUGAAUAUAUCUUAAUGUAGUGUUUCUUAGAAAACGUGAAGAUUAAUGUUGCAUAGUUUGUGUUACUUGGCACACACUUAGAAUUCUGUCCUUGACAAAUGUUUUAUUUUCUCUGCAUAGGUGGCACUGUUCAUUUAGUGUGUAGAAACAGCGAACGAGCAGAAGAAGCCAAAAAUGAGAUAAUAUCUAGCAGUGGGAACCAGGUGAGAGUCUGUCUUAUCUCUGUUCUUCUCUGUGCAAUUCCUAAAUAUUAAUUGAUUUUGAUAGCUGCAUUGUAUUGCAGCAAUAAGCCCAGCAUUUUAUGGAAUGCGGAUGGACUCAAAGAGGAGGGAAAAAAUCAACUUGAAGCUGUAUUCUGAUUGGCUGCUCUUAGAUUUCAUCCAAUGAUAGCACAAAGAAUAUUGUGAUGUUUGCAGGAUCAGAUGAGAAUGGACACUAUAAAAGGACACUAUAGUGUCAGGAACACAAAUGUAUAUUCCUGAUACUAUAGUUCGAAAUCCACGGUUUAGGUGGUCGAGGCCCCCUUAUCUCUGGAGAGAAAAGUGAUUUACUCACCUUUUCCAGUGUUGCGCAGGGCUCCUUGCCUCUAGCCCCGCACCCCUCCUUGGCUGACAUUAUCAGUAUUGAUGGUCUCAGCCAAUCACAACGCUUUGCCACAGGAAAGCAUUGGAUUGGCUGAGAACGUCGGUUCUGAUCAUCUCAACCAAGGAGGUGAGGCGGGAGGUGGAGCCAAAGCCCUCCUAUCCAAUCAGCAUCUCCUCAUAAAAUAUGGGGAAAGUUCAUCGAGAAGCUGAACCCGUGCAGCACUGCCCCAGGAAGCACCUCUAGUGGCCGUCUGAGAGACUGCCACUGAAGGUGUUCCUAGGCUGUGUUUACAGCAAAAAAAACCUGCAGGGACAGGCAAUUGAUACCAGAACAACUACAAUAAGCGGUAGUUGUUCUGUUGACUAAAGUGUGCCAUUUAAUGGUGUUGCCCCCACUCCUAUAAAAACACGCUCUCUAGAGGAAUAAAUGUAAAACUGUAAUUUUUGCUAUUUCCAGGUUCCAUUCUGAAAGAUGCCAAAUGCUUUAACAGGAAGAAUAUAACAUCUUGCAUAUUUUAUGCCUAGUGGCACUCUAUCAGAUACCCUUUUCUAAUAAUAAAGAAUGUAAAUCCUCAUUGAAUAUAAUUUUACACACAAUCAACAUUUAAAAUGUUUCAUAACAUUUUUGUUGAAUAUCAAUUCUUUUUAGUACAUUAUAAGUACAAAUAAACACAACCUAAGAUGGUGCUCAUGCAUUUCUUGGCUUAGUGAGAGCUUACUUUAUGUUACAUAGUUACAUAGCUGAAAAGAGACUUGCGUCCAUCAAGUUCGGCCUUCCUCACAUUUUUUUUUUUUUUUUUUGCCGUUUAUCCAAAAGAAGGCAAAAAACCCAGUCUAAAGCACUGCCAAUUUUGCAACAAGCUAGGAAAAAAAUUCCUUCUUGACCCCAGAAUGGCAGUCAGAUUUAUCCUUGGAUCAAGCAGUUAUUACUCUACAUUGAAAAAUUACAUCCUUGAAUAUUCUGUUUUUGCAAGUAUGCAUCUAGUAGCUGUUUGAACAUCUGUAUGGACUCUGAUAAAACCACUUCUUCAGGCAGAGAAUUCCACAUCCUUAUUUUUCUUACAGUAAAAAAACCUUUCCUUUGCCUUAGAAAUCUUCUUUCUUCCACUCUAAACACGUGAACUCGUGUCCUAUCUAAGUCCGGUUUGUGAAUAGAUUUCCACACAAUGGUUUGUAUUGGCCCCGAAUAUAUUUGUAUAAUGUUAUCAUAUCUCCUCUCAGGCGACGUUUUUCUAAAUUUAAAUAGGAUUAAAUUUGUUAACCUUUCUUCAUAGCUGAUAUGUUCCAUUCCUUUUAUUAAUUUUCUAGCAAUUUAAUUAUUUGCCUUCAAUUAUUUAGUCCAUGGUGAAGUCUGCCCCUGCUAAUGUCAGUUUAAAAAAAAAAAAUAAUAAAUAUAUAUAUAUAUAUAUAUAUAUAUAUAUAUAUAUAUUUUUAUAUGUACAUAUUAAAAAUUAGAUUGUGUAUUCUUUAUUACAUUUGUUUUACAAUAAAACUGCAUGUAUGUAAAAACAAACUAAAUGUUAAGGCCAUAGGCCUGCAGUUGUGGAAGGGGUUUAUCUGUCUGUAAAGCGGCACUGACAUCCUCGCCAGGAAAAUUAGUAUUUCACUGAAAUUCCUACCCAAACGAGAGAUACAGAGGCAAAGUAUUGCUCUUCUGCCUGAGUUUCUCCGACACAAAGCGGAGCUACAGAGUCAAUCCCUGUAGCUGGUAUCUGUCAUGGCUGCAGGGAAUUGACUGUGUCUAUGGAGGAUCCCACGGUCUCCCUUAUAAGCCUCAAUGCUGUACUCUCGCGCAUAAACUCUCCUUUACCUGCCCCGCUCGGCCACCAGACCCCCAGCGGCGAUGUCACCAUCGGGGGACUUCUUGAAUUCAGCAAACUCCCCAAACAGUGACACUUUAAAUGGCCCUGCAGCUUGUACCUCAAGACUGGAGUGUCUUCCGCAAACCCCACAGUCUUGUCCCUCAUCUCUAUUAUCUCAUUCCUUACACAGGCCCUCUUUAUUUACAGGCCUAACCCAACCGACGCAGCCUUAGUUCCUGACCUCAAAUGUCUGAUUUUUACCAUUUGCUUUUGUUAUGUUACAAUAAAGUUGAGCAUUCAAGACUGGGGAUGGAGAACGACACUUUGCUGCUCCUAAAAUUAAACAGAGGCCUGGUCUCUGAAAACCUUCAAAAUAAAUAUCUAACCGUUUUCCAUGUCUGUAUUUUGUAUUUAGAAUGUGCUGGUGCAUUUACUAGACAUGUCCAAUCCCAGAGCAAUAUGGGAAUUUGCAGAAAAAUUUAAGACUGAGAACAAGCUGAAUGUCUUGGUAAGUAGAACCAUCGGGAUAUACACACAGAAUGCAUUUUAAGGUAGCCAAUCAAUGAAUUUGCUGGAUACCGUAUUGUAAUGUAAUCGGAUUAUUAUUUGUGAAAAAUAGUAAAUAAAGUGAAUAAAUCCCUAAAUUGGUAGCUGCUACUAUCACCUUUGUGGGCCCCACAAACAAGGUGAAUAAUACAAAAUAACAGAUAGGUGAGAGCACACAAGAUAAAGAAAUACUACCCACACUGUAGGAGGAAGGCGAACAGCCGAAACGCGUUAAGUGAUAGGACUGGUUAUUUGGGACUUUUAAUCACCUUUGUUUUUAUUUACUUCAUAAUUUGAAGAAUAAAGUAUUUAUUUACUCCUAAUUCUGCGUCCUGGAGAUUUUACAUUCAAAUGAAAAAGAAGUUCCCAGUGAAGGUCCUGCUCUAUAUAUUCAAGGCAUCAAGUUUGAGCCAGCUAUUUAAGUGGCUCUAUCUAUGUGAGUGUGAUUGGCACCUAUUGUUAAUACAUUGUAUCAGGAUAUACUACUCUAUGUUUUCUUUAUUUGUUUUUUUUUCCAGAUCAGCUGACUACAAUGUGGGUAGUAUUUCUUUAUCUUGUGUGCUCUCACCUAUCUGUUAUUUUGGAUUAUUAUUUGUGUUAUUAUCCAUCCCUGUUGUUCUGCCUUUAAAAAAAGACUAGUCUAACACUUAGUAUAGUUGUAGAUCCAUAUGGUGAAUUUACUUUAUGCAGAAGGAGAGUUAGCUGGGAGCUGUGUUUGUUUUAGUAACCAAUUUUAGCCAAUUCACCCCCAGUUCUCUUAGGUUUUCACAGCAGUCUAGAUUGGACAAAUUCAUUUUGGUAAUGCGGAAGUGUAAAUUCUUGUCAGUGUGGCUGAGGAGGGGGCGGUCUCUGCACCCUAGGGAGGGCCCUGCUUUGACAAAAAAAAAAGACACUGAACCGUAGCAAUUAGCUUGCCAUUUAAUGUUUUUAGUAUGAGACUGUAUAAUGACAGGAGCUUUGACUGCAUUUAAAAUUUUGUUCUUAUGACCCCUUUUUAGCCUAUUAAGUAUUCUCUUUGUAACUCAAGCACUGGUUUUUAAUUUUCGUUUUACUAUGCAUUAUGGUGUUUGUAAAAGCAUUCUCAGAUAAAGCAAAUAUAGAUGGGAUUUAAAAAAAAAAAAUUAACUUUUUUUAAAAUCUUUAGAGUGAAAGGAAUCCUAUUCUGGAUAAAUGCUAUUAGUUUGUAAGUUUAUAUGCAAAUAUCAAUUGGGGAAACUUCAAACCCUGGCAACACCUAAAAUUGAACUGUCAACUGACUGUUUAGUAGAUAAGCUCCAUACGGUUCCAUUCUGGUGAAGUUCAUUGUGAGGUUACCAUGUGCGUGUUUUUUCUAAGCAAUUUAGCAAUUAUCUGGUAAUAUUAUGUCUGACAUUAGGCUAAUUUAAUGUUUGUACCAGAGGGGUUUUUAAAUUUCUCUGCGGAAGCUUUUAACUGAAGAAAUAAUUCCUUUUAAUCUAAUGAAUGUUACCACUCGUUGCGGAAAUAGAACAGAAACUAAUACAGAAUAGAAUGUUAACCCCUUAAGGACGGAGCUAAAUGUACACGUUGUGAACAAAACAAAAUAUAAACAAAACCUGGCAUUUGCGCUACAUGUCUGUCCAACCGUAAUUCACCUCUUUCAUAUUAAAUGAUAUGAGACUGUAUAGUAGCCCAGGAAUGAAAUUUACACCCAUAAUGGCAUACCAUUUGCAAUAGUAGACAACCCAAGGUAUUGCAAAUGAUGUAUGUCCAGUCUUUUUUAGUAGCCAUUUGGUCACAAACACUGGCCAAAGUUAGCGUUAGUAUUUGUUUGUGUGUGGAAAAAUGCAAAAAACACCAAUUUUGGCCAGUGUUUGUGACUAAGUGGCUACUAAAAAAGACUGGACAUACCCCGUUUGCAAUACCUUAGGUUGUCUACUAUUGCAAAUGGUAUGCCGUCAUUUUCAUUCUUGGGCUACCAUAGGGUCUCAAAGGCAACCUAACCAAUCUGGCAAAUUUUAAUGUGAAAAAAAUGAAACACAAGCCUUAUAUUUGACGCUGUAACUUUUGAAAACACCAUAAAACCUGUACAUGAGGGGUACUGUUGUACUCGGGAGACUUUGCUGAACACAAAUAUUUGUAUUUCAAAACAGUAAAAAGUAUCACAGCAAUAAUUUUGUCUGUGUAAGUGCUGUUUGUGCGUGAAAAAUGCAAAAAACGUCACUUUUACUGGCGAUAUCAUCGUUGUAAUACAUUUUACUGUUUUGAAACUCUAAUAUUUGUGUUCAGCGAAGUCUCCCGAGUAGAACAGUACCCCCCAUGUACAGGUUUUAUGGUGUCUUGGAAAGUUAUAGGGUUAAAUAUAGUGCUAGCAAAUUAAAUUCCCUUUACUUUCGGCAUGGGUUGUCAGGCAGGUCCCGCUAAUUGUAAUUAAUUAAGAUACCUAAUUAUGUAAAAAUAUUACAUAAAUAUAUAUGUAGAAUUAAUAUAUGUGUGUGUGUGUGUGUGUGUGUGUGUGUGUGUAUAUUUAUAUAAAUAUAUACGUGUGUGUAUAUAUAUAUAUAUAUAUAUAUACACACACACACACACACACACACACACACACACACACACACACACACACACACGUAUAUAUUUAUAUAUGUGUGUGUGUAUAUAUUAUAAUUUUUUUUAAAAAUUUUAUUUAUAUAUAGGUAUAUAUAUAUAUAUAUAUAUAUAUAUAUAUAUAUAUAUAUAUAUAUAUAUAUACGUAUAUAUUUAUGUAUAUAUUAUUUCGUUCUACGUGUAUUUUGAUAUAAAUAUAUAUUAAUAUCACAAUACAGUUAGAAUGAAAUAACACACAUCUAUAUAUUUUUUAAUUUGAUCUUUUAACAUAUUUAUUUAUGAUAGAUAUAGAUAUAGAUAUAGAUAUAGAUAUAUAUAUAUAUUAGUAAAAUACACCUAGACAGUGUGUGUGUAGGAGCAGUGUGCUCAGUUUCCAGUGAACAGAGAAAUCUUCCCACAAUUCUCACCUUUACUCUGUGUGUUCUCGCAAUGCCUUCUUUCCAUAUUCCUGAACCCCAGCAAAACUACCGAAUUUUGCCCUAACAGAAUGAGAGCAGUUUGUCCAUUCGUGUUGGGACGACAUUCGGGACUUUGUUGUGUUCAAAAGUUCAUUAGAAUGAAUGAAAUUCUGAUCCGAUCGGCGCUGCAUUUUGCAGCCGUUUAUUAGAUAGCUCCCUAAUACCGUGGGAAUUAGGGAGCUAUCUACCAAAAGUCUGAAAGACCAAGAUUGGUCUUUAAAGCGGCACUGUCAUGCCAAAUCCUGUGUUUUUUUUGUUUUUUUAUUUAUUUAUUUAUUUUUUUAUUUUUUUAACCCCCCUCCGGCCUCCACUAUCUCUAACUGACACCCUAGUCACCCCCAAAUGCCCCUAAGCCCCCCACAUUACCUAUUUUUUUUAUUCCUUGUUUUCUGCCCCGAUCUUUAUUCAGGGCGCAGCCAUCUUUGUGUGGGUAUAUGAAGUUCCUGUGGGACAAGUCACCUGCCCACACUAGACAGACUGUGAGAUUCCCGCACAUGCCCAGUGAAACACCUGGACAUGCGAACGGGAAUUUCAUCCAUUCAUUCAUUCAUUCAUCAGACAGACGAAUGAGUGAAUAGAAAUGUCAGCCGAACAAACAAACGCUGAGUAUCACUGUUCGUUCAGUUUAUUACAAGGAGGGAGCUACCGGCAUGCAGCUCCCUCCUUGUAAUAUGUAAAGAUAGAAGUGGCAGGGAGCAGUGCUCCCCAUCACUUCAUAAGCCCCCCAGGUCCCCUCUCACUCUAUGGGGGGUCAAUAUGAUUAAAAUCUCCCCAAUGCCCCUACUCGCUAACUUUACAGGUUAGUUAUUUUAUUCCCCUCCUCACUAUUUUUUUUAGGGGGGUAGGUAGGGAGUUUUUAUUUGGGUGGGUGAUUAGGGGCUUGGGGACCCCUAGUCACCUUGGGGGGGGGGGAUUGACUUAGGGCCUCCACCCGCAGCCCAGGGGUGGGGGCAGGAGGGGGGGUGGACAGUCGGUCCCUCCCCCCCCCAUUAUCAUUAUGACCCCCACCCACCGCGCAGGGGUGAGGGCGGGGGGAGACUUUAGGUCUCCCCCCUUAUUUUACUUUAGGGCCCCCACCAGUCAUUUAGGAGUGGGGGCCAAUAGUUUGGUGUGUUUUUUUUGUAUUACAGUGAACAGCCACAGGCUGCUCACUGUUUACCAGACAUGCCGCUACUCGUGGUAUAGCGAGUAGGGGCAUAUUAUUUACUAAUACUAAGUAAUUUUUACUACCGAUACCGUGGGAAUUAGGGAGUUAUCUACUAAGCGGCUGCAAGAUGCAGCCACAGCACGAAUAGGAUCGGAGUUUCAUUCAUUCGAAUGAAAUUCCGAUCCGAAUAAAAAGCCGAAUUGCGUUCUAAAACAAACGAACAUACUGUUCUCAUUCAGUUGGAACGCAAUUCGGCAGUUUCGUGUAAAAUGACAGAAAGCAUCGCGGAAACACAGAGGAAAGGUGAGAAUUAUGGGAAAAUUGUUCUGACCAGCGGAAAUGAAGCACACUUUGCUCCUCCGCUGGUCAGAGCUGGUCAAGCGGAGGAAUCCUCCAUAAGGCAAAGAGUCUCUACUUUGUCUUAUGAUUUUAAAGAAAACCUAAAGAAGAAAGAAGGAAGACAGGAAGAAAAGAAGAACAGAUCCCGAGAGAGGGGGAGAAGAGGAAGAGAUUCAGGAAAGGGUAAGUUCUGCAUGACAGUGCCGCUUUAAGCCAACUGUACCAAUACCAAGUAAAAAAUUACUUAGUAUUGGUAAUCUGCCCCUACUCGCUAUAUCACAAGUAGGUGCAUGUCUAGUAAAAAUAAAUGGCCCCAUGGUAGGGUGUCUCUUAACUAGCCUGGGGUGGAUAUAGUGUCCCGCCCCACCUGUGCCCCACGAGUGGGGGCUACUCGAGUUAACGGGGGACAUAAUUUACAAUAAGGGGGGGACCUAUUGUCCUCCCCCGGCCCCCACCCAUGAGUGGUGGGUGGUGGCCCUAAAUGAAAAUGGGGGGGGUAGGUUUUUUUUUUUUUUUGUUUUUUUUUUAAAUAAAGACAUAUCUACCCCCCUCACCCUAAAAAUAUCAAGGGUGGUAACAAGAAAACUAAAUCCCUGUAAAUUAAAAAAAUAACCAUUUGAUGGGGGGGGGGGGAAUAACCAGACGCUAAAAAAAGUAAUCCAGCGAGGACACAGCACAGACGAAGCUCCGCAGGGUGGGGAAACACUUAUAAAGCCUUCCCACAACCUGUAAUUAGGCUCAGAGCACUCUGAUUCCGGUCUGGGCACAAAAUAAAGAUGAAAAAAUAGGUAAUAUGGGGGGCUUAGAGGCAUUUGGGGGUAACUAGGUGGACAAUUAGAUGUAGUGGACUCGGGAGGGGGGUUACAAAAAACAAACAAAUGCAUUCGGCCAUGAUCGUGUCGCUUAAAUAACACACAAAAGUAACAUAAGUAUUGAUAUUAACGAUUUCCACCUGCACAAACCAAGAGAAAGUAUUAUAUGUCAGUGUUUUGGUGAGAAAUGUUCAUCCUAAUAUAAUUUUAUAUACAUAUAUAGAAAUGUUCAUCCUAAUAUAAUUUUAUAUACAUAUAUACACACAGGGAUCAAAAUUUCAACUAGCCAUUGGCAAGUUUAGCCCUAGUAGUAGUUUCACUCCUGCCCAUUGUGUCAUGGAACUUCUAGGUAUUUAAAUCCUGGGAAUAAAUUUAAAAAAUAAAUUUAAUCUGUCAAGGGGUUGGAUAUAUUAGGCAGCAAGUGAACAGUCACUUCUUGAAUUUCAAGUGUUCAGAAGCAGGAAAUAAGAGCAAGCAAAAAGAUCUGAGUGACUUGGACAAGGGCCAGAUAAUGGCUAGAUGACUGGGUCAACGCAUCUCCCAAAUGGUAAGUCUUUUGGUGUGCUCCUGGUAUGUAGUGGUUAGAGAUUUAACAAACUAAUUUGCAUAUGCCCACCCAUAAUCCUUUGCGGUAGUAACAUUACUGCAGAUUUGUGAUCUCUGUGGGAAAAGAAAGUCUUAUGGAUUGACUGGUGUGCAGAUUUUUGUUUAACAUUGUAUCAACUAUUCACAGACUUUAGGUGGAAGGGGUUUUCAAUCACAAUUUUUCCCCUCCCAUAACCUAAUUGGAUAUAUGUAUUUAUAUAAUUUUUUUUUUUUUUUUUUUUUCCUUCUCUGCAGAUAAACAAUGCUGGCUGCAUGGUAAACAAACGAGAGCUAACCGAUGAUGGUUUGGAGAAAAACUUUGCCACCAACACUGUGGGUAAGAGGAGAAAAAUUGAGGCUCCAUGUACAAUAUCUCUUUAGCACGGCUCUACCACUACUAUAGUCUCCAUUAAAAUAACAUAUUCUUAAAUGCAGAUGACCGCUCUACUUCCAGUUCAGCUAUCUUUGUCUAAAAUUUGAAAUUCCCUUUGAAUUCUUAACAAUUCUCACUUUAGUGACUAGCCCUGCUGGAGAACAUCUUCAAUACAAGGACAUAUGUUUAAUUUAAAGGUCAAGUGUCCUACUACUGUAAAUGCUCUGUGUGUAACCAUAGCAGCAAGCAACUUGGGUUGAGGAGCAGUUGCCCAUAAAAUACAUUACAGAUGCUAGUGUAUCUUUUAAAAUAUGCCCAGCAAUAUGAAAUGUGUGAAUUUUUAACUUCUUCCAGAAAUUGCUAAAAUUUGUAGAAUAGAAGCUUCUACACUUUUCAUUUUCUGGGUAUGUAUGGUAAUAUGUUUUAAAAUGUCUAAAAUAUAUAUAUAUGAUGUUUUAAAACAGAUUACCAUAUUUUAUACACAUAUAUGUGUGUGUGUGUGUAUAUAUAUAUAUAAUUUUUUUUAUAUCCUAUAUCAAUUAUUAUUUUUUAUUUUUUUCUUCAAUCACUUUUUAAUUGUAUUUCCUAUCUUUUUCUCAGGUUUGUAUAUUCUGACCAAAGCUUUGCUGCCUGUUCUGGAGAAGGAAGAUGAUGCUCGAGUAGUGAGUUAAUGUUUAUGUAACCUUUGUUGUUUAUACAGGGUGGGCCAAUAUUCAGAGUUUCAUUUGACGGAUAACUUGUUAGUAGUUGACAUUUUUUGUUUCAGGUACAUAUUAUAACGGAAUUUUGGGAGACUCUUCGUGGAUAAUUUCACAUGGGAACAACGAAUUGGCUAGAGAAAACAAUGAAUUUAUUUAGUAACUCAAUGUCUGAGAAAGCUCACUUUAAUUUAAAUGGCUUCGUCAAUAAACAAAACUGUUUCUGGGGUUGAGAAAAUGAACGGAUAAUUUAUCAGAGACUAUUGCACCCUACCAAAUGCACCAUCUGGUGCGGGUUGAUCUGAUGGGAAGUUAUCGGGCUGAAAUUCAAGCGCUAAAGCUUCAAACAUUAAUCACUGUUAUGAACAAUGCAUUCGAAAGAGCCUGACUUUGCGAGGCAGCAAAUAGAGUUCCUUUAAAAGCUGUCCUCUUCGUACCUAGUCAAGCAAAGCUCCAUGCGUUAAGCAUUCAUUGUAUAUAAUAUCAUUGGAAUUGAUUUAUUAAUAAAAGUUAUUGACUCCACAAACGCUUUUGGCCCACACUGUAUAAUGUUCUAUGGAACAGAGAGGUCCUCUUUCGAUCAAACACAUGAGUUGUUCACUGGCUUUGCAUCUCUUCAGGAGUUCUGUUUCAAAGCUGUUGUAUACAGCAAACACAAACUCCAAGGUGUCCAUGUUUAAAAUGGAAUAAUGAGGUAAUAAUUCUUGAACUAAGUAGCAUAUACCCACCCAGAAACCUUUGCAGUAGUAACAUCACUGUAAAUUUGUGAUUUAUGUGGGAAAAGCAAGUCGUAUGGCUUGACUGGUGUGCAGAUCUGUUUAACAUUGUAUUGACUAUCCAGUUUUUCCCCACCAUAACUUUCUUGAGUAGUGUUAACCACAAUUCUUAAUAACAGAAAGCUGCUAUUGUGAAAUGACUUUGGGGUAUCCACAGGGAGAAAUAAUUCUUCUCUUUUAUUGCAGAUAAAUGUCGCUUCGGGGGGUAUGCUAGUCCAAAAGCUAAAUGUCUCAGACCUACAAUUUGAAAGUGGGACAUUUGAUGGGACUAUGGCCUAUGCACAGAACAAGGUAUGCCUUUUUUUUCUUUCCCAUGCAUGUUUAAACUCCUUUACUGUGUUAACCUCUACCACUUCAGCUGGAAGGCUAUUCAAUACCCUCUCAGUAAAGUAAUAUUUCCUGAUAUUAUUUUUAAAACCUUUGCCCCUCUAAUUUAAGACUGUCCUCUUGUUGUGGUAGUUUUUCUUCUUUUAAAUAUAGUCUCCUCCUUUACUGUGUUGAUUCCCUUUAUGUAUUUUAAUGUUCCUAUCCUAUCCCCCCCAUCUCGUCUUUCCUCCAAGAUAUACUUGUUAAGAUCCUUUAAACCUUCCUUGUAAAUUUUAUCCUGCAAUCCACAGACCGGUUUAGUAGCCCUUCUCUGAACCCUCUCUAAGGUAUCAAUAUCCUUCUGGAGAUGUGUUCUCCAGGACUGCAUACAAUACUCCAAGUGAGGUCUCACCAGUGUUCUGUACAAUGGCAUGAGCACGUCCCUCUUUCUACUGCUAAUACCUCUCCCUAUACAACCAAGCAUUCUGCUAGCAUUUCCUGCUGCUCUAUUACAUUGUCUGCCUACCUUUAUGUCAUCAGAAAUAAUCACCCCUAAAUCCCUUUCCUCAGAUGUUGAGGUUAGGACUCUGCCCUUAGUUUUUACGUCCAAGAUGCAUUAUCUUGCACUUAUCCACAUUCAAUGUCAGUUGCCACAAUUCUGACCAUUUUUCUAGUUUACCUAAAUCAUUUGCCAUUUGGCUUAUCCCUCCUGGAAUAUCAACCCUGUUGCAUAUCUUAGUAUUAUCAUCAAAAAGACAUACCUUACCAUCAAGACCUUCUGCAAUAACACUAAUAAAAAUAUGAAAGAGUAUUGGUCCAAGUACAGAUCCCUGAGGUACCCCACUGGUGUCACUCAGCCACUGCCUUACCCAUUCAACAAUAUUGGAAUCCAAACUUAAAGACUGCAGUUUAUUGAUAAGCCUUCUAUGUGCAAAAGCCUUACUGAAAUCUAGGUAAGCAAUGUCUGCUGCACCACCCUGAUCUAUUAUUUUAGUUACCCAAUCAAAAAAAUCAAUAAGAUUAGUUUGGCAUGAUCUCCCUGAAGUAAACACAUGUUGUCUCUGAUCUUGAAAUCCAUGUGAUUUUUAGAUGUUCAACAAUCCUAUCCUUUAACAUGGUUUCCAUUACUUGCCUCACUACUGAAGUAAGGCUUAAUGGCCUAUAGUUGCCCAAAUCCUCUCUAUUACCUUUCUUGUGAAUGGGCACAAUAUUCGCUAACUUCCAAUCUUCUGGGACUAGUCCUGUUAACAAUGAUUGGUUAAAUAAAUGGUUUUGCUAGUACACCAUUAAGCUCUUUUAAUAACUUUGUGUGUAUUCCACCAGGUCCCAUUGACUUAUUUGUCUUUACUUUUGACAGUUGAAAUAUAACCUCUUCCUCUGUAAACUCACAUAUAACAAAUGACUCAUUUAUCCUUUUUCUUAACUGAGGCCCCUUUCCUUCAUUUUCAUCUGUAAAUACUGAACAAAAAUAUUCAUUGAGGCAGUCAGCUAGACCUUUAUCCUCUUCUACAUACCUUCCUUCUUUUGUUUUUAAUCCAACUAAUCCUUGUUUUACAUUCCACUUCUCAUUUAUGUAUCUAAAAAAUGUUUUGUCACUUUUAUUCUUUUUUUUUUUUUUAAUAUACUGACUGUGCUAUUUUCUCUUCUGUGUGUGAUUUGGAAGCUCUUAUAACUUGCUUAUCCUCUUUCUGCCUAAUCUUAAAGAUCUGGCUAUCUUCCUCACUCUGUUUUCUUUUUUUUUUUUUAAUUACUAAAUGCUAACUUUUUGGUUUUUUUACUAUUUUGGCCACAUCUUUGGAGUACCACAGUGGUUUCUUGAAUUUUUUGCUUUUACUGACAAGCCUAAUGCAAUUUUCUGUUGCCUUCAGCAGUGCAACUUUUAAAUAAUCCCAUUUCUCUUGGACUCCAUUUAAAUUGCUCCAGUCUGAUAAUGACUCCUCUACACAUAUUCUAGUUUUAGAAAAGUCUGUUUUUCUAAAGUCUAAAACAUUUGUUUUUGUGUGGUGUGACUUGGUCGCUGUUCUUAUAUUAAACCACACUGACUGAUGAUCACUGGAUCCUAAACUUUCACCUACAGUAAUAUCUGAUUCCAAAUCUCCAUUUGUUAACACUAAAUCUAGUAUGGCCUCUUUACGAGGUUUUAAAUAUAAAACCUAUCUAGAGAUUGAUGCAGACCACGUACUACCGUUCAUGGCAAUGGUGUUCCCUGGUGGCAGAAGCCUAUUUUAGCAGGACAAUGCGCCCUGUCACUCUGCAAAAAUUUAAUUCAAAAAAAUCUAUCACAGAAGCAGUCCACUGGCCUCUGCUUACUGCAGCCCAGUUUUUCCAAAUGGUGUGAAAUGUACUGGUUUCUCAGUGGGCCAGCUGGCCUCUGCCCAAGAGUAGAGGGAGUUUGAGACUAGAGCCUAUUUUGUGUUGGUAUAUUCCCAUAACCCUGAAUAGCUAGACUGAUAUUUUAUGCAAUCUUUGUUAGGGAUGCACCGAAAUUUUGGCUUUUUAAAUUUUCAGCGGAAAAUGGGCCUAUCCCAUUUCAGCCGAAAAUGAUAUCUUCUUAUAAAAAAACUAUAUAUUAUAUAUGGACUGUCAUAAACUUGGCUUAACUGAAUGUAGAUUUUAAAAUUUAUUUUUUAACAAGUUAUUUUCUGUCCAAUUUUGGUGUUACUUUCAAUAAAAGUGGAGUUAUUUAUUUUUAUUGGCUUGUAGUUUUUUUUAUAUUAGAUUCAUUAAAAAGUCUAAUAUUAAAAUUAUAGAAAUUUUUUAUUUUUUUUUUUUUUUUUUUCAUUUGGGGGGGAAAAGUCUUUUUCGGUUUUGGUUUUCUGCCAAGGGCAUCCUGAAUUUUCAGUUUCUUCCAAGAAUUUUCAUUUCGGUGCAUCCCAACUUUGUUUUAGCUCUGAAUCCCAUGUUUCAAAUAAAUUACGUGCUUGUUAUGUUCUUAUUACUGGUAGUAUUUAUAUAGCGUUGACUUAUUUUGCUGUAUGUGGUACUGAAGGGGUUAGUGAUCGUACUAACUAAUGCUGCCCACUGCACAUGUUCUAUGUGAACGUAGAAUGAGCCGGCCUUCUAAAGCUCAGAGGGUCUCUUUGUGCAGAGAACAAUGUGUCCUCUAUCAUUUCUGUUGCAAACACAAUGGGUUCUUGUUGGGGUAUUGGUUAGAGGGUCAUGCAUACAUCAGCCUUACAUUGUGGGAGUGUGAUUGGUGUCCCUUCGUUUUAAAGUAAACCGCUUACUGGGAAUGUUUAUAAUACUUUUCCUUGCAGCGCACCUUCAGCAAUUUAAACAAAUUUGAUCAGAGAGUGGCUUAGAACUUAUUACCCUGCACCAUAAAUUUAGCAAUCUUGCAGUAUUGUCCUAGAGAGAGACAAUUUCAUGUGCAAAGUUGUAAUGGCCAUGAUCCUUUAUUUUAAAUAUUAGGAUUUGUAUUCCCUCUUGCGGCUAGUACAGUAAUUGGGGAGCUAGGUGGGCUGAAGGCUCAAUUUAGCUCCAUAUCUCUACAGGUGGUGAUGGGGCAGCAGUAUACUAGUAUGUUGUGUCCACACCACAAUCCCAUUAGGCUCCUCAUUAUCAAAACAGUCAUCUGAUAUAAGAUGACUAUUCUAGCGCUCAUUCAGGCUCCCUAGAUCCUAGGCAGAUAGGUGAGUGUAUAACCCCUGGGGUGGCGCCCCAGUGUAGGGGUCAUUGAGUUUUGGGCUUCAGCGCCAGGUGAUUCUGUAAAACGGGCAACACCCCGACACAGGCUUCAAUCAGAACAACAAAAAUCUGCAAACAACCAGUGUGAUAUGGCCUUUUCAAAGUAAGAUAUACUACUAUAUAUGAAAACUUUUAUUAUUUCUUUAAAGUUUCCUUUAAUCUAUGAUGGAAAACCUAGUCGGUUUGGCACAAUAUAGUUAUGGAUUUUGUGUCCUAAAAUGCCCUGUUUUAAACAGGGAAUGGAUGUAUUGGCAUGUAAUGUACCAGUUGUCCUACUGGAAACGGCAUAGCUGAGCUGGAAAAAUAGCCAAUUUGUAGAAUUUUUUUAAAAAUGUUCCUUUUUGGUCUUAAAGGACCAUGUCUGCAUGAAAAACAUUUUUUCCUUUUACAUUUUUCCAUCACUGAAACUCCUUCGGCGUUGCUCACUUCUCCACCCCCAGCAACGUCAUGGAAGAUGCAUGGCCUCCUCCGACGCGGCCCAGUCCAAUAAUCUUCAUAGAGCAUUUCCUAUGGGGGUUUCCGCAUCAUGUGAGCGAGUCUUACUCUGUCAGUCCAGCGAAAGGGCUUCCAUUGGCUGUCUGCAUAACAGCCACUGGAGGUGCUUUUAACAUCUUGAGGUAAACAUUGCCAUUUCUGAAAAAACGCAAAUUUUUUUAUCUUAAUAAUUAUUAAAAUGACAGGACCAUUGCACCCAGACACAUCUCCAGUUGAAACCCCAUUGCUUCCUUUGAGUGAUUAAAGCAGUAUACUUCUUGGUAGGUGUCUUCUGUAGAAAGGGCAUGUUUUAUGGAUUGUAAAGAUGUAAAAACUGAGUAUGAUUUUUCUUUUUUGUUUCUGUUUUAGAGACAGCAAGUAAUCCUAACAGAACAGUGGGCUAAGUCCUACCCAAAAAUCCACUUCUCUGUCAUGCACCCGGGCUGGGCGGACACCCCAGGUAAUUAAUGCCACAAUUCGGACAUACUCCAUAAAACGCUGCGGAACUGGUUGGCACUAUAUAAAUGCCAAAAAAUAAAAUCUAAACCCAACCGAUCUCCCUGCAUUAUCUGAAAAUCACUUGGACAAGUAUUGUUUGUUUAUAUCUAUAUACAGCUAUUAUAGAAACAUAGAAUGUGACGGCAGAUAAGAACCAUUCGGCCCAUCUAGUCUGCCCAAUUUUCUAAAUACUUUCAUUAGUUCCUGGCCUUAUCUUAUAGUUAGGAUAGCCUUAUGCCUAUCCCACGCAUGCUUAAACUCCUUUACUGUGUUACUAUUGUGUAUUUUAUGGCUAGAUUUGUUGAAGAAAACGUUGGCUACAGUCAUUUCAGGACAUUUUAAGAUAUAUCAUCAAUAAUAGAAAUGACUAGUAGCACAGAUCUCAAAAGUUUCUGAUUCUCUUAAUAUCUGUUCAGGUUAGUGGCUCUAAGUAGAUUAUCUGAUUUAAGUGCUGCCCAGGAUAUAUUUCAGUAGCCAAGAAUGUGAAUUAAAUCUGUUCUUCACAAAGUCAAUAUCAAAACUUAUUGUUUAUAUUUAAAGAAGAGCCUGUAUAUAAAUGUAACAUUUUGCCAGAUAGUAAAUUUAAAUUGAAUGAUGACUUGUUUGCAUGAUCCAUUAAAGAAAAAGCUAUAAUUAUUGCACAUAUUAAAUAAUGUUCUAAGUAUUCUUCUGAAUUAGUGAUGUCCCGCGGACGGCGAACAUAUGACCCUGUACCUCACAGUCAGCAGACACAUUCCAGCCAAUCAGCAGCAGACCCUCCCACCUCCUGGACAGCAUCCAUUUUGAAGCUGCAUUCUUAGUGAGCUGUCCAGGAGGUGGGAGGAUCUGGGAGGGAGGGUCUGCUGCCGAUUGGCUGGAAUGUGUCUGCUGACUGUGAGGUACAGGGUCAUAUGUUCACCGUCCGCGGCGAACCGUUCGGGACAUCACUAUUCUGAAUUGAUUCAUUCAAUUCAUCUCUAUGAGGAGAUGCUGAUUGGCCGGGCUGUGUUUGAAUCAUGCUGGCUCUGCCCUUGAUCUGCCUCUUUGUCAGUCUCAGCCAAUCCUAUGGGGAAGCAUUGUGAUUGGAUCAGGCCACCACUUCUGAGGAUGUCAGCAGACAGCUUGUUUUUCUAAAGGGGAAAGCAUGCAGAUCUACAGCUUCAGGCUUGAAUACAAUAAGAUUUUUACUAUAUUUAUAGAGGCAUGAGGGGCUCAGGGGGACUAGACGGUGGUUUUAACACUAUAGGGUCAGGAAUACAUGUUUGUGUUCCUGACCCUAUAGUGAUCCUUUAAUCACUUUGGCAUUGCAGACGUGUGUGAAAUACCAUGCUGUAUGAUGCUUAGCUAGCCUUGUGUAAUUCUCUAUUUCAUGUUAUUUUUCUUCUAAGCGGUGCGAUCCUCCAUGCCAGACUUCUACGAGAAAAUGAAGAAUAGGUUACGCACAGAGGAUCAAGGAGCAGAUACGGUGAUUUGGCUGUCACUGUCUCCAGCUUCCAUUAAACAUCCCAGCGGGCUCUUCUUCCAAGGUAGCACCUGUUUGGUUCUAACAUUCUAUAAGAAUCUGCUUCCGGUUUGGGAAAAGUAGAUUCUAUUUUUAUUUGUUUUGCUAGUGAAGCCCCAUGUACCGUAUAUACUCGAGUAUAAGCCGACCCGAAUAUAAGCCGAGGCCCCUAAUUUUACCCCAAAAAACUGGGAAAACGUAUUGACUCGAGUAUAAGACUAGGGUGGGAAAUGCAGCAGCUACUGGUAAAUUUCUAAAUAAAAUUAGAUCCUAAAAAAAUUAUAUUAAUUGAAUAUUUAUUUACAGUGUGUGUAUAUGAUGAAUGCAGUGUGUGUGUAUGAAUGCAGUGUUUGUGUAUGAGUGUGCAGUGUUUGUGUAUGAGUGUGCAGUGUGUGUGUAUGAAUGCAGUGUGUGUAUGAAUGCAGUGUGUGUAUGAAUGCAGUGUGUGUAUGAAUGCAGUGUGUGUAUGAGUGCAGUGUGUGUGUGCAUAAAUGCAGUGUGUGUAUAUGAGUGCAGUGUGUGUGUAUGAGUGCAGUGUGUGUGUGUGUGAUGCACUGUGUGUGCAUAAAUGCAGUGUGUAUAUGAGUGCAGUGUGUGUGUAUGAGUGCAGUGUGUGUGUGUGAUGCACUGUGUGUGCAUAAAUGCAGUGUGUGUAUGAGUGCAGUGUGUGUGUAUGAAUGCAGGGUGUGUGUAUGAAUGCAGUGUGUGUAUUAGUGCAGUGUGUGUGUGUGUGAUGCAGUGUGUGCUUGUGUGGCAGAGCCUUGGUGGGGGGGUGGGCAUUUUUAUAAAAAAAAAAAAAAUAUUAUUUAAAUUUUUUUUGUUAUAUUAUUUUUUUUAUUAUUAUUAUUAUUUAUAUAUUAUUAAUAUUUAAAUUUUUUGUUAUAUUAUUUUUUUAUUAUUAUUAUUUAUAUAUUAUUAAUUAAUAUUAUUUAAAUUUUUUUGUUAUAUUAUUUUUUUAAAUUAUUAUUAUUAUUAUUUAUAUAUUUUUAAUUUAUUUAUUUUUUGUCCCCCCUCCCUGCUUGAUACAUGGCAGGGAGGGGGGCUCUCCUUCCCUGGUGGUCCAAUGGCAUUGGCAGUUCAGUGGGGGGAGGAGUGGGGCUGGCAGGAAGCACUUACCUCUCCUGCAGCUCCUGUCAGCUCUCUCCUCCACCGCGCUGGUCCGUGCAGCUCCUCUGUCAGUUCACACUGUAACUCUCGCGAGAGCCGCACUAUGACCCCGCGGCUCUCGCGAGACUUACACUGGGAGCUGACCGAGGUGCUGACCGGACCGGCGCGGAGGAGUAGGGAGCUGACAGGAGCUGCAGGAGCGGUAAGUAACAGCUCUGCCAGCCCCCAGUCUGUAUUAUGGCAAUGUAAAUUGCCAUAAUACAGACAGUGACUCGAGUAUAAGCCGAGUUGGGGUUUUUCAGCACAAAAAAUGUGCUGAAAAACUCGGCUUAUACUCGAGUAUAUACGGUAAUUUCACUGGGCUAGAAUAAAAAAAAGUGUAUGUAUAUGUAUGUAUGUGUAUAUUUGUAAGCCUUUUUAAAUGCUAAUGCAGAAAUUGAGUAGAGUGAGGUAGAAUAUGACAAUGUUCAUGUGCAGCCAAGGGGUGCAACACCCACCAACCUCGGGCAAACCUGUCUGGUGCUGCUGUAAAAUGAAAGAAUUAUUAUUAUUUUUUUAAUUAAUCGCCUUUUUAUAAUGCUGAAGAGUGUAUUCAAUUUCACGGUAACUUGGUUUUAGUGCCGAUUUUUAUGGUCUUCAAAAACAAACUAAAGUGAUAAUACAAUUUAGCCAAAAUAUCCAAACUGGACAAAUUAUCCAUUAUUUAUUUAUAUUUUACAUAUAACAAGUUUUAUUUAGUCUUUAACACAAGUAAGUCACAAAUUAUGAUCGCCCAGUGCCAACACAUGCUCUUAGAAGCCUGUUUUUUGUUUUUUUUAUUAUUAUUAUUUGCAAUACUCACUAAGGGUUUGAAAACUGUUGAUCAUCUUUACACAGCUAAUCUCCCAAUACACUGGUUGGAAAAUAAACAAAUUGUUUUUAGGAAAAUGUUAAAAGUAUCCUGACAUUCCACAAUUACAUGAUGGAUAUAGAACUAGGAUUUGCUGUAAAUUUGGCUAUUGUCUGGUAUUUCUUUUUACAUAAUCCUAAAGUUGAAUUUUACAGCACCUGCUAUUGUUUUUGCAGUAAAUUAUAAAAUAAGUAAAUUAUUCUACAGAAUGUUAACUUCUGCUAUAAAAGUAACAUUUGAAGAUGAAAAUUCUCAUUGGAAACUUGACACAGUGUUGUUUGUGUCCACAGAUCGAAAACCUGUUUCAACUCACUUACCCCUGGCGAGUACUCAAUCAUCUCCUGGGGAUGAAGAGAAGCUUUUAGAAACCCUUGAAGAGCUCUCUCAGCGAUUUGCACCGGCUGCCUGUAAACUGUAAACUUUCUUACAAUUUGAUUUACAUACUAAACUGGGUGGAAAAUGAGGCAUCGUUUACUUGGCUGAAUAGAAUGGCUGAUGUUAAUAAUAAAAUGUAUUUCCCGUAACCUCCAAAUUUUUUUUUUUUUUUUUUUUAAUUUAAUAUAUAUUCCUCUAAGUAUUGGAAGGAAAUUGUUUAUUUGUUUAUUUAUUAAGUAUAUGAAAAAGUCAUCCCUAAGAUUAGUAUAUGACCAGAUCCUUCCGUGUUCGAAACAGACUUCACUCCAAGUACAGCAUAAUGACAUCACCAGUUACAUGUAAUGACAUUAUCCGUUACAUGUAAUCACAUUAUCAGUCUUUGCCCUUUGCAGUCUACUUAUCAGGGAAGACUUGCAGAAGCCUGAAAACCAUAAAGAACAACUCCUACAAAUCAUUUUCACACACAUCCUUUUUAUUUUUUUCCAUUGACUACACUAAAAUUGAACUUUGUCAAUCUUUGGCACGCCAGAUGUUUUGGACUACACCUCCCAUGAUGCUUUGCCAGCAAAUUGGGUGUAAGAGCAUUAUGGGGGAUGUAGUCCACAACAUCUGGAGUGCGAAGGUUGCCUAUCCCUGCCAUAGAGACUAACUGUUGGGUUGAAAUACUGACCCAAGAUACAUGUAAAUGGAUGAAGGAUUCUGUCUUAUACUAAAUUAUUAUUUUAUUUUUUUUAUACUUCAUUGUAUGAAAACCUAAUGAAAGGAUUGUUAUACUAAAAAAUAGUUUUGCGGUGACGGUUAAUAAGGUUUUUGAGAUACAGAGUCGGUUCUAGAGUUCUGCACUAAUUGACUUAGCGCACUGAUUAAUUUAAGUGCCUGUACUAUCUCACUUCUAAAUCCACAGUAAAAUUCCUGCCAGUCCAAUAUGUAUUGAAUCUAUACUAAUUCUUCUUGAUUACUCUGCAUGUUAGACCACACACUUCUUCUUGAAACCUUUUACAGUUUUGUACUCCAUUACAUUGUUCAUUUUGUUACUCUCUUUACCUUUCAGUGUCUCCUUUUGUGGCACUGCGUCCUCUCUGCUAACUUGUACAAUGCCCCAAGGGUUAGUUCUGGGUCCCUUAUUUAUUUUUAAUACUCAUCCCUUUAACACUUCAUACUACCCACAUUAUUAUCUACAAUUAUUGUUGUAGGGAAUCAGUCAAUUAACAGGUAUUGGGCAUUUUUACAUUUUUUUUUUUCAUGUACCCAUUAUAUCAUCAGUCUAACAAUUCUGGGUGCUUGUCUUUCACAUGGCUACUUAUUAUAGCACACCAUCUGCAAACCAAAGAGGCUAAAGUGUAUCUAUCAUGGGUGCACCAAGUUGUGCUGUAAUGUGAGCUAUACAUUUGCACUAGCAAAUGUAUAGAUUUUCUUAAACCACGUAGAUCUGGUCCAUCACCUGUCCAAUACUUGCCGGCAUAGAUGGCUACGGUAACAGCACAACCUUCUCUCCUAAAACAGUCACACACUAGAGAAGAACAAUGCUACAAGUGGUGCUCUUGCUAUGUCACAGCAUCUACAGUUAUUGUGCUGUAGAUGUUGUGAUAAUUCCUUUGUUGAGCGCAACUGACAUUCACUUUAGGCCAUUAGAUCACCAGUUUCUGCCAAACUGCACUUUUUUCUUUUUUAAAUGGAGUCUUUGCACACGUUGCAAUUCCCUGAGAAUUUAAUGGUCUAUGUUAAACCCUCAAAUGCAAUUUGUACGAAGCCCCCAUAUAUACCAUAGAAGGAUGUAUUGGACAUUAUAGGGUGGAAGUUAUAGGGCUAAACUAAAGAAACUAUCAGUGUUUCUAUGCUCUUCCAUGUUUGAUGCAAAUUUUUUUUUUUUUUUUUUUCUUCCUGGCAUCUGUUUUAAUCGGGUGAAAAUCUGCAGAGAAAAACGUCUAAAUUAAUACAAAGCUCAGCCAGUGUCACUAAGGGGUUCAUACUAGUUAGAAACCUAUUUGUUUAGGGAUGUCUCACCCGUCCGCAGUCUAAAGCCAUUUCACACCAGAUGCACUACCAUAGUGUGCUUCACAUUACUUCUUUAUUGGAACGCUACCUCACACAUAUUGUAAAUGCUUGACUGACAAUGAACAAUGCUAUCCUUAAUAUAUCCUUCAGGAUUUAUUGCUCUUUACCUUGUGUAGUAUACUCACUUCACCUGGACUGUAGGCACGCUAAAGCAGGGUCCUCACCAUCUCGUGCUUUGCUUUCUUUUAUUUACCAUACAGGAUACAUUGUAUAGGUAAGUUUCAGGUGUCCCUUUGAGACUGCAUUGUUCUUUGCCUAAUCUGAAAAUAAAAUCUAAAUCUUCAGCUCCUGCAUUUCACAAAACAUUUUCAGCAGAACUUGUCCACCAAGCUCUGUGCAGGUAUGAUUAAGGUGGCACUCUAGCCUCCAUAAUUGAUUCUACUUUCUUCACGUACAUGAGUGGGAUAAUAUACAUUCCAGGUUUGAGCUGAGACCGGUGCAGAGUUGCUGCUCUUCCUGUGUAAUGUCACAGGAGUCAGCAUAAAGAGGAAAGGGGUAACAUAUUCAAUUCCAAAACCUAUGUGUUCCAAUUUUGUUAGCAGUGGUAGCACUCCUACUUUGUGGGGAUAAAUUGUCAUGCUUUGAGCAUCUACUCUUGUAAUGUGUUUAUAACCAGAUACAAAGAUUUAUACGAUUUUUGUAACUAAAGUAAAAACCUGCUUUUUGAGAAUUAAUAUUUGUUUGUCAUAUGUAUGAUUAUUUUGUUUUGAAAUGUGACUGUUCAAUAAAGUGCCACAUCAUAAAAUCCAUUCGAAGUUUGUCUCCAUCAUUAAAGGGGCCCUCCAGACCCUAAAUGGAUUCAGCUUACUUUGUGUGAAGUUCUUUUCAUGGCAAGUGCAAAUUUCACACCAGGUGGUGUGCAAUGAGAGAAUAUAUAUAUAUAUAUAUAUACACACACACACACACACACACUAUAUUGUUACAAUGGCACCAGUCAAGUGGUGGAAUAAAUUCCACAGGUGAAAUGUCAAGUCUUGACGCUAGAUGACUGGGUCAGAGCAUCCCCAAAAUCGAAAUUCUUGUGAGGUGUCCCUGGCAGAGUACUUAUCAAGUAAUUCAAGGAAGGACAACCGGUAUGGGGAUAAUUGAAACUGGAGAAUUUAUUAUAAGUUGGAUUUUCAGUUGAAUUUUGGGAAACCACAUGAAGCAUUCGUUGUGUUAUUCUAUUUUAAUUGCUUUGGUGUGAUUUGUCCAUUGCAAACCACCGAAAGUCUGCCAAUUUUGACUAUAAACCUGACUUUCAAUGGGGGUUGAAUGAUUUUGAUUACAACUGUACGUGCAGUCAGAGUCCGCCUACUCUGGAUUUAAAUUCACUUUGAACUUGCCUUCAAUUCUCACUUUAGUAAAUUAUUCUUGCCAUUUAUAUAGCGCCAACAGAUUCUGUAGUGUUUACAAUAUAAGGGGGGGGGGGAUUUAACUAUAAAUAGGACAAUUACAAGAAAACUUACAGGAACGAUAGGUUGAAGAGGACCCUGCUCAAACGAGCUUGCAGUCUAUAGAAGGUGGGGUGUAAAACACAAUAGGACAGGAAAUGACAAUCAAAUAGGGUGGGAGUGAAGCAGAGCUGGAGGAGAGUGCUGCCCUUUAGGAGAGAGCAACUAACAGGUAUGUGAGGUAGAGGUUACUCUGGGAGGCCAUAAGCUUUCCUAAAGAAGACUAGGGGAGAGUCUGAUGGCAGUAGGCAGGCUAUUCCAUAGGAAGGGAGCUGCCCGUGAGAAGUCCUACAAGUGUGAGUUGGCCGUGCGGGUGGGCAGAGCAGAGAGACCGAGAAGGGACAUACCUAUGGAUCUGUGAAGAGAUAUGAGGGACUAGAAUUGUUCAAUGCUUUAUAGGUAUGGAUAAGUACUUUGAAUUGACUCCUAUAGGAUACAGGAAGCCAAUGUAAGGACUGACAGAGGGUUGGGGUGUGAGAGGACCAACUAGAGAGGAAAAUCAGUCUGGCGGCAGCAUUCAUUACACACUGUAGUGGGGCAAUAUGGCUUUUGGGAAGACCAGUUAGGAGAGGCUUACGAUAAUCAUGGCGGAUAAUUACUAGAGCAUGGACAAGCUCUUUAGUAGCAUCUUGUGUAAGAAAGGGGCACAUGUUUUUAAUAUGGAAUCUACAGGAUUUGGUAGCAUACUGGAUGUGAGGCCAGAAUCAAGUAUGACGCCAAGACAGCGCGCUUGCAAGGAUGGACUGAUGUGGGAUGAAGGGAGAGCGAAAGAGGAGGAACUUUUUAGGAGGAGGAAAGACCAGGAGCUCAGUUUUAGUGAGGUUGAGUUUCAGAAAGCGGGAGGACAUCCAGUCAGAUGAAAAAGAGGCAAGCAGUGACACAUUGCAGGACGGCAGGGAAGAAGUCAUAUCUGGGUGUCAGCGUACAGGCAUACAUACCAGGUCGCAGGGCGGCCGGGCCCCCUGGUGGGCCGGGUCACAUCUGCGACCCCUGCAACCGUGGUAUGUACGCCACUGUCAAGAGGGCAAGUGGUGGGAUGAGAGGAAAAGAGAAGAGCUGCCACCUCUUGUGCAGUAGCCGGGGAGAAAGUCUGAAGGGUAGGAAAGGCAUGAUCUACAUGUGGUUGAGAAAGAGAAAGGCGGGGAGAAUUCUUUCCUUAGCUGUUCAAUCUUGUCGGUAAAGUAGCAUGCAAAGAUACCAGCUGUAAAGUUAGUUUGAGGGGUGGCCACAGCAGGGCAAAGAAGAGAGUGGGAGCAUGAACUAACGAGAGGGGAAAAGUAGGACUGUUUUAGCGAGGGUAAGGGCUGCUCUGUAUGAACACAAUAUGAAUCUAUAAUGGAGAAAGUCUGACUGGGUGUGAGACUUCCUCCAGGAGCGUUCAGCACAACGGGAGCAAGUAAUUAUUUUUUGGGGGGUGGGGAGGAUCUAAUAGGUGGAGUUAUCAAUCCUACCCUGAUUUGGUGUUCAGACUAGCUACUACACAGCAGGGUCAACUGGGAUUUUGAAGCCAUUAUGUUUGUGGUUUUACGAAUAGACCAAAUGCUUGGCAUGGUUAAGCAGACAUUACAUACUAUAGCAGUAGCUUGCUCCAUGUAAUCCUAAAAAAAAAUAAUUUUAAAGCCAAAACCAGUAAGGCUCUUUUACUCAAAUCUGAUGUUAAUGACAAGGUGACCAAUGUGAAUCCACAUAAAUAAAUUCCUCCCUUUUCUUUUUAAGUACAUGUGUGAGAGGCAUGAAGUGAGAUUUAGUAAUUAUCUUACAAAUUAAGGAGGAGUUCUGAAGUUUUGUUUUUUUCCCCAUAAACUGAAAAUAUUGAAAAUGGUUCCACAAAAACACCAUGCAGAAUAAUAAUUCAUACAAACUACGUUUCAGAAAGAAAUGUUUGGAAAUGCUUUAUUUACAAGGUAUGUGUUAAGUAACAAAGAUAUUUUAAAAUCUACAGCAAUCAGAAACCGCGUUUCAGGAAAUUUUACACAAACAUAAAUAAUUAGAUGAACAGAAAGAAAAGGUAUUAAUAUCUGGUCCCUUUAGUUAUUUGAAGUUCUCAUUUGUGUAAACAAAAAUACAUAGCAGCAAUGAUGUCAUAACGACUACAAAAAAAGCCACUGCCUGUUUCAGAAGACACUCUGAUGGUGACUUAUCAAAAAGUGUCCUGAUAAAAAAAAAAAAAAAAUUUGUGCAAAAAACAAAAAGGGAAGGAGUCACCAAUGGAAUGUGCUGGCUGGAUCCACUGGUUGUCAUGGUGACUGACCCACUUUUUAGAACCGGACACUUUGAGAAAGCUCCCACCAACAGUCACACAGAGUGAACUGCUGGAACACAAUACUGCUGGCUGAGAAGAAUGGGAGUCAUUUCCCACAUCAGCAAAAGCACAACAUGAAACAAUUAUUCAUACUACAAUCCUGUUUCCUCAUUUUCGAGAGCACGAGUUUCCUAAUGUAGCCCUCCGGCUGAUUGAGCUAUAAUUCUCAGAAUACACAAGUCAGUACUUCUAGUGUAAGGUUAGAUUUCCUGCAAAAUAGUACCCGUCCACUACACAAGUUUAGAAAAAUACUACUGAGAGUAAGAUUACCGGCAUCCCUGGCUAAUUGUUUGGUUAUGUGUUCCUCACAUGAAAAACAUGGGAUGAAAAACGAUUAAGAUAUUUGCACACUUAUUGGUAGUUUUCUAAAAAUAAGCAUUAAAUGGCAGAUUACGGUUUUAAAAUGCUAAUUAUUUUAUCUCUACAAUGUGCAAGCCAAAAGUCUUAGAAAUAUAGAUUAGCUAUAGUUACCCCACGUUCCGAGUAUCUUAACAUGGAAGCCUUAUGAUUUUUUUUUUUUGCAUGCCCUAGCACGCAAACCUUAAUCUGUGCUGCACGGAACUUCUGAGCAGUAUGCUUGUGGAUAGUCAACGUUUAGAUACAAUUUUAACUGAACUUGUUAUUCUACGUAUUUUAUAAAAAUAAAGAAAAAGUUUAGUUUCACUUAAAGGUACUAGGGUGGGAUUGGCCCCUUUCUUGCUCCAGUUUAAUGUACUAGGACAUUUCUAAUAGAUGCUGUAGAAAAUGGAGCAUAGGGGCUUCAAAUAUCCAGUAAUUAGAAAUUCUGAAUGUUUUUUUUUUUUUAUGUCGGCAUCAAAAAAUAUAUCUUGAAAAAUUAAGUCUCAACUGGUGCAGAAAAAAAAAAAUAAACAAAAAAAAAAAAGAUUGCAAUACAAUAAGCAUUAAUAAGUCCAAAUAAGGCAAAGGAUGACACUGUCUAAUUACCAUGUUUCUAGAAGGAUAAAGGUACUGAGUGGUAAUGACAUUUAUUAUCCUUUACUUACGAUAACAUUAAUUUGUACAUUCUAUGAUGGGAAAAUUAUACAAAUGUCAUUGCUGAGCUAUAAAAGAAUGGACUAGUGCUGGUAAGAUAACACUCACUAUGAUGUAUUAAAGAAGGUGUAGUUUUAAAACAUCUGGAGAGGUUAAGGCUGGUAUCCAAAUUUAAUAUGAAUAACUAUAGCUUUGGAAACACAAUUCCAGCAUAUUUUCUUUUUGCAGGGUAAAGUAAGAAACGAAAUGAAAAAAAGGGCAUUUAUUAUUCCAUUAUCUUGCUCGUUCCCAACUGGCAGAGAAACAUAAUUUCUAUCACAGGCUCCAGUCAGCUCUUCUGAGAAAAUGUAAUAUAUCCCUUUACAAAUGUGAAAGGCUGCCUGGUCUAAUUGGUACGGUGCUGCUCAACACCAGCUGAGGAGGAAGAAGAGCUCAAGAAGAAUACUGGGCAUACAUCAGGUCAUACUUGCAGCCUGCAAGAGAAGCUAAAAUGCGCAAUAUCAUUUAAAAUACAAAUGCCCGCUUUUUUUGGCCUGUCGUGAAAAACAAAAACAAACUUAAGAUCCCUCCCAUAUACAUUGAAUACACACCAUCACAAAGAUAAAUGAUUUAUUCAAUGUAAAAUAGAGAUCUACUCACCUCUCCAUCCCAGCACCACCACCUUCAAGCUUUGUGAGUGUUACUCUUCAUGUAACACCUACCUCCGGCCCAUCCUCUGCUCCAUCUUUGCCCUGGCUUUGUUACCAGUGUUGGAAUAGAGUGACGUCACUCUGUUCCUAUACACCCUAGUCAGCGCUAGAAAGUAGUUUCCAAAGCAAAUGCGCUGUGGUUGCUAUACUUAAGAGAGCAAAAUGAUCACCAGUGGGAGGUCUCUUCUGCUUUGCUUGUCACUUAAUGCCUCAGCAUGCUGAGGCAUGGACUGACAGCUGGGAGAAAAGCAUAUUUUUAGAUGGGUUUUCUCCUAAUCUAUACAUUUGCUAGCAAAACAGAUAGCAUAAUGUAUAGACAGAAUUUGAUGCUCAAUCCAAUGAGCCUAAGAUAUUCCGGGCAUGACAGGUUCCCUUUAACGUAAUGGUUCUGGUCUCUGCAGGUUGACAAUU